CUGAGCAGAGUCAGCGUUCCCAGCCCGAACGCCUCGGCUGGAGGGACUGCUGUCAGUGGGAAAAGCAGAACUACACGGCGCUGGCCUGUAGUUUUGUUUUUUUUCUGAAGGGGUUCCUACGCGACUCAGCUGGCUUCAUCUGGACUUUCUGACCCAUUUUCUGGAUAAAGGUUGCAGAUCUGCUGUAAACAGCCCUCCUCUGGGCACCCACCCCCCACCCCCAAGGCAUCCUUGUGCAGACAAGGUGCCAAACAACAUGUCAACACAGGCGCCAACGUUCACACAGCCUCUACAGAGCGUUGUGGCACUUGAGGGUAGUGCCGCAACGUUCGAGGCUCAAGUCAGUGGUUCUCCAGUUCCUGAGGUGAGCUGGUUUCGUGAUGGCCAGGUUCUUUCUGCCGCUGCUUUGCCCGGCGUUCAGAUCUCAUUCAGCGAUGGCCGCGCUGUUUUGAGGAUCCCCGCCGUGACUGCCGCACACAGCGGGCGCUUUUCUAUCAGAGCAACCAAUGGAGCUGGACAAGCCACAAGCACUGCUGAGCUUCAAGUCACAGCCGAGACAGCGCCACCAAACUUUCUUCAAAGACUUCAGAGCUCUACCGUGAGGCAGGGCAGCCAGGUGAGGCUCGACGUCCGGGUGACAGGCAUCCCCACGCCUGUGGUGAAAUUCUACAGAGAAGGAGCUGAGAUCCAGAGCUCGGCAGACUUCCAGAUCCUGCAGAACGGAGAUGUGUACAGUCUGCUGAUUGCCGAAGCCUUCCCAGAGGAUUCUGGGACAUAUUCUGUGACGGCUACAAACAGCAGCGGACGGGCCACGUCCACCGCUGAGCUGCUGGUUCAGAGUGAAGAAACUGUUCCUUCCAAGAAGACCAAGACCACUGUGUCUUCAUCCCACAUGGAGACUUCUCAGACAACAGUGCAGAGGAAGGUUGAGGCCAGCUUUCAGGCCACCACAAUGAUGGAGAUGCAUGCAGAAACAGGAAUGAUAACUCAGCAUUUGGCUCACAAAACCCCUCCACGGGUCCCCCCCAAGCCAACGUCCAAGUCCCCACCGUCCUACGUUUCCAAGGUAACAGUAGGCCGUCAGCAGUCCCCAUCACCUGUGAGACACGUGAAAGGACCGACUCCAGCCCCCGUCACAUCCGUCUCUCCCUCCAGUAGAAUAUCUGCCACUGGUAUCAGACCAGUCAAAUCGCCCGUGAUGGCCAGGAAACAGGUAUCUGCCUCUGCAGAGGUGCUACCACCAUGGAAACAAGAAGAGUAUGUUGCAGAGGCCAGUUACACCAGCAUGACCAGCAUGACUAGCGUCAGCAGCGCUGCUCAGCUGCACAUGGAGAAGCAUUGGGAGCAGCAAGUGGCCACCAGCAGACAGGCUGAGACUGAGAAAAAAGCAGAUGCGGUCGCCACAGUGGUGGCCGCUGUCGACCUUGCUCGUGUGCGUCAGCCUGCACCAGAGGGCAGCUGGGCCGAAGAGGCUUUGGAGAUGGAAUUAGAGCAGGACCUGGCCUUAACUUUUGAGGAACAAGCCGUUGCAAUAGAAUCAGCUCCUGCUGACUCGGCAGUGCCCACAGACCAGCACAGAGUCCAGAUGUUGCAGAUUCAGAGAACAACCGAAAUGUCCUCCCAUGUGGACACAGGUGCCAUCUCAGUUCCACAUUUCACAGUUUCCAAAGUUUCUGUUCCUAAACCUGAACUGAGCCACAAGGUGUCCAUGGCCGGCUCUGCCGUCGCCGCUCUGCACAAAGAGCUGUCCUCCCCCCAUGCUCCCAGAAAGGUCAUCAAGCCAGUCAAGUCUCCAAGUCCUUCUCGCAGGGUGGCAUUUGUGGAGGCAAGGGAGACCGCUGAGCGCCCCCCCACUCUGUUUAGGGACAUCAGAUACGAAAGGCAGUUUGAGGGCGGGGCUUAUGCAGUGAGUGAGGAGGAGUUUGAGGACUGGGAGCCACAGGAAACAGCUGCCGUGCCCACAAGAGCUCAGGAGCCAGCUGUUCCCCCCACUAUCAUUGCUGGUCUGAAAAACUUGACGGUGACGGAAGGCGAGUCUGUGACCCUGGAGUGCCAGAUCAGCGGCCAGCCCGCCCCCGUCAUCAUGUGGUUCAGAGAAGACUACAAAAUCGAGAAUUCAAUUGACUUCCAAAUCAGUUAUGAGAGCGGAUAUGCCCAGAUGGUGAUUCGCGAGGCGUUUGCCGAAGACAGCGGGCGCUUCACGUGCACCGCCACCAACCAGGCGGGAACCAUCAGCACAUCUUGCUACUUGCUUGUCAAAGUAUCAGAGGACAUUGAGAGCAGGGAGGAAACGACUCUGAUAGAAACUGGAAUGACGCAAACACAGAGUCUUGCUGUUGAGACAAAGGAGCAGAAGGAGGUGAGCACAGGAGAAUCUGAAGCUCCCUUCUUUAUUCAAAAACCCACCGCACAGAAGCUGGUGGAGGGAGGAAGCGUCGUCUUUGACUGCCAGAUUGGAGGGAACCCGAAACCCCACAUCAUCUGGAAGAAGAACGGCAUACCGCUUACCACCGGAUACAGAUAUAAAGUUGCCUACAGAAAAGAUACUGGACAAUGCAGGCUGGAGAUCUCCAUGACUUUUGCUGAUGAUGCUGGAGAAUACUCCGUCUUUGCUAAGAAUCCCCUUGGAGAAGCCUCAGCCUCUGCCAGACUUUUGGAAGAAGCGGAAUAUGAAACCUGUAUGAAGCAGCAAGACGUGACAUUUAAAAGUGAAGUAAAAACAAUAGUGACCCAGGAGCCGUCUGUGGUCAUCAGUCAGUUCGAGAAGGACCAGGAGAGAGUGACGGCUCCCGUGAGCUUUGUCUCUGAGACGGAAUUCCUCAUUUCUGCUUUUGAAGAGAGGAUCAUUCAGGAGAUCGAGCUCCGUAUCAUGAGAAUCUCCUACACAGAACUGGUGGUUGAGGAUGGAGAGAUGGCGGUGACUGUUGCAGAGGAGGAGGCAGUGCAACCGGCCUUUGGUACACCGGUCAAAAACUACCGCAUCAUGGAGGGAAUGGGUGUUACUUUCCACUGCAAGAUGUCUGGACAUCCACUUCCAAAGAUUGUCUGGUACAAAGACGGCCAGCGCAUUAGGCCCGGUGGUCGAUACCAGAUGGAGGUUCUUCAGGACGGAAGAGCAAGCCUUCGAUUGGCUGUGGUGCUGCCUGAGGAUGAAGGCGUAUACACUGCCUUUGCCACUAACAUGAAGGGCAAUGCUGUCAGCUCAGGGAAGCUCUACGUGGAGCCAUCUGGCAUUGCCACACCUCAGAGAUACACUCCACAGCCAUCAAUGCAGAGGAUCAGGUCCACAUCUCCUCGUUCUCUGAGUCGUUCCCCGGGCCGUUCGCCCAGCCGCUCACCCGGACGCUCACCAGCUCGCCGCCUGGAAGAGACCGACGAGAUUCAGCUGGAAAGACUUUACAAACCGGUUUUUGUCUUGAAGCCAUCUUCAAUUAAAUGCUCUGAGGGACAAACUGCCAGAUUCGACUUGAAGGUUGUGGGCAGACCGAUGCCUGAUACAUACUGGUUCCACAAUGGACAACAAGUGGUAAACGACUACACACAUAAGAUAGUGAUUAAGGAGGAUGGUACUCAGUCCUUGAUCAUUGUCCCAGCUGUACCACAAGACUCAGGAGAAUGGACAGUUGUUGCUCAGAACAGAGCUGGACGGACAUCGGUUUCAGUCGAUCUCUCUGUUGAAGCACGUGAAAGCCUAGCUCGGCCUCAGUUUGUGGAGAAGCUGAAGAACAUCACAGUGAAGCAGGGCACUCUGGUUGAGCUAGCUGUCAAAGCCAUGGGAAAUCCCAUUCCAGACAUUGUGUGGCUGAAAAACAGUGAUAUUAUCACACCGCAAAAACAUCCACAUAUCAGGAUUGAAGGAACUAAAGGAGAAGCCAAAUUCCACAUUACCUCAGCUGCAGGCUCAGACAGCGCCUGGUACACCGCUACAGCCAUCAACAAGGCUGGUAGGGACACCACCCGCUGUAGGGUUAAUGUUGAGGCAGACGUCAGCGCUCCUCAGACUGAGAGGAAGCUCAUUAUCCCCAGAGGAACCUACAAGGCCAAAGAGAUUGCACCACCAGAGCUGGAGCCUCUCCAUCUGAGAUAUGGACAAGAGCAGUGGGAGGAAGGCGACCUCUAUGACAAAGAGAAGCAACAGAAACCUCUUUUCAAGAAAAAAUUGACUUCUAUCAGAAUGAAGCGGUUUGGACCUGCUCAUUUUGAAUGCAGACUGACCCCUAUUGGAGACCCGACUAUGGUAGUGGAGUGGCUGCAUGACAGCAAACCCCUGGCUGCUGCCAACAGGCUGCGCAUGGUCAAUGAAUUUGGCUACUGCAGCCUUGACUAUGAAGUUGCCUAUGCCAGAGACAGCGGUGUUAUCACUUGCAGAGCCUCCAACAAGUUUGGAGUGGACCAGACCUCGGCCACUCUGAUUGUCAAAGAUGAGAAAGGCCUAGUUGAGGAAACGCAGCUUCCUGAAGGCAGGAAGGGGGCGUACAGGGUGGAUGAGAUUGAACGCAUGGUUCAUGAGGGAGGACCUGCUGGUGUUAGCGCUGAUGAGGAAUCAGAGAAGACAAAACCUGAAAUUGUCCUGCUUCCUGAACCGGCUAGAGUGCUGGAAGGAGAUAUUGCACGAUUCCGCUGCAGAGUUACUGGCUACCCAGCACCAAAGGUUAACUGGUACCUUAAUGGACAACUUAUUCGCAAGAGCAAGAGAUACAGACUUAAUUAUGAUGGCAUUUAUUACCUUGAAAUAGUUGACACCAAAUCCUAUGAUUCAGGUGAGGUAAGAGUGGUUGCAGAUAACCCUUUAGGCACAUCUGAGCAUACAGUGAAACUGGAGAUCCAACAGAGAGAGGACUUCCGAUCAGUGUUGCGUCGAGCUCCAGAGCAGAGGGCUGCAGAGGUCCAGCAGGAAUCUGGCAAAAUUGGAUUUGACGUUGUGAAAGCAGACCGACCAGGCGAGGUCCCACAGGACAGGGAGAUAGUCAAGCUUCGUAAAGCACAGAGAGUAUCCCAUGAGAAAACUUCGGAGGAGUCAGAAGAACUGAAGAGCAAGUUCAAGCGCAGAACAGAGGAGGGCUUCUACGAGUCCAUCUCAGCAGUAGAGUUCAAGUCUCGCAAAAGAGACGACUCCUAUGAAGAUCUUUUGAAGAAGACCAAGGAUGAGUUGCUUCAUCGCAUGAAAGAAAAAGAAGAAUUAGAAAGGAAGAAGCUGGAGGAACAGGGCAAAAUCACCAUCCCCACCAUCAGACCAGAAAGGGUGCAGCUCUCACCCAGCAUGGAGGCACCUAAGAUCUUGGAACGCAUUUCUAGCAAGACCGUUGCUCCAAUGGAUGAAGUCCGUUUUCGAAUCAGAGUUGUUGGAAGACCAGAACCUGAGUGUCAGUGGUUCAAGAAUGGCGUUCAGCUGGAAAAGUCUGACCGUGUUUACUGGUACUGGCCUGAGGAUCACGUAUGUGAACUGGUUAUCAGAGACGUCACAGCAGAAGACUCUGCUAGUAUCAUGGUUAAGGCCAUGAAUGUCGCUGGAGAAUCUUCGAGCCAUGGCUUUCUGCUUGUCCAAGCGAAGACAGCAAUUAGUUUUACCCAAAAACUUGCUGAUGUCACUGCCAAUGAGAAGGACACCAUGAUGACUUUCGAGUGUGAAACCAACGAACCUUUUGUCAAAGUAAAAUGGCUCAAAAACAAUGAUGAGAUCUUCUCAGGAGACAAAUACAGAAUGCACUCUGACAGAAAGGUCCACUUCCUGUCUGUGCUGAUGAUUGAAAUGAGGGAUGAAGCAGAAUACACCUGCGAGGUUGUUGAGGAUGAGAAUGUAAGGACAAGCGCACGGCUCCAUGUUGAAGGUGCCCCCUUGGAGCUAAUCAAAUACAUGGAUAACAUUGAGGUACCAGAGACCUACGCUGGAGAGUUUGAGGUUGAGGUGUCCCGUGAGGACGCAGAGGGCACGUGGUACUUUGGAGACAAAGAGCUCUCUCCGAGCAGUAAAUAUAUCAUGUCCUCUCGCCGUGGAAGGCACACUCUGUCCGUCAAAGAUGUCAGGAAGGAAGACCAGGGGAAAUAUACCUUCAUAUGUGGGGAUCUGAAGACCAGUGCCUCUCUGAAGAUGAAAUUGCGCCCAGUGACACUCAUGCAGCCCCUAGCAGAUCUUACGGUAUGCGAGGGUGACAUUGCCCAGCUAGAAGUCAAGUUCUCCCAGGAAAAUGUGGAGGGAACAUGGAUGAAGAGUGGCCAGGCCAUCUCUGCUUCAGACCGUGUCCACAUCAUUAUCGACAAACUCGUCCACAAGCUGCUGCUGGAGAACGUCAGCAGAGAAGAUGCUGCUUCUUACUCUUUUGUGGUUCCAGCUCAUGACAUUUCCACCUCCGGAAAACUCAACAUUCAAACUAUUGACAUCGUUGUGCCACUGAAGGACAUCUCUACCAUCGAAGGGACAAAGGCUGUCUUGGAGGCCAAGAUCUCCGCCCAGGAUGUCAGCUCUGUCAAAUGGUACCACAACGACAAACUGCUGAUGCCCAGUGAUCGAGUCCAGGUGGUGGCAAAAGGAGCAAAGCAGCGACUGGUCUUCACCAGGACCUACGCUUCAGAUGAAGGACACUACAAACUGGUCGUGGGGAAGGUGGACACCAGCUGCAGUCUGACCAUUGAACAAAUUCAAAUUGUAAAACACAUGGAGGACAAAGUGUGCUCAGAGUCGCAAAACGUAACUUUCAACGUGGAAGUUUCUCAUCCUGGAAUUGACCCAGCCUGGACCUUCCGAAACCAGCAACUCAAAGCUGGACCCAAAUACAAAAUGGAGUCAAAGGGUAAGGCCCACUCUUUGACGAUCAUCGACACCAUGAAGGAUGAGGAGGGCCAGUACAUGUUUCACGCAGGGGAAAAGACAUCCAGCGCCCAGCUCACAGUCUCAGGUGGAGCUAUUACACGACCCCUGCAGGAUGUGACCGUCGCUGAGUCUCAGACUGCUGAGUUUGAAUGCGAAGUUGCAAACGCCACCGCUGAGGGAAAGUGGCUGAAGGACGGCCAGCCCUUGGACUUCAGUGAGAACGUGGUGAGCGAGGUGAAGGGGGCCGUCAGGCGUCUCGUCAUUGUCAUCACCAGACCGCAGGAUGUUGGAGAGUACACCUACCAGGUGGCUAACUCCAAAACCAGCGCCAACCUGAAAGUAGAGGCUGUGAAGAUCAAGAAGACUUUGAGAAACCAGACGGUGACAGAGACCCAGGAGGCCGUGUUCUCGCUGGAACUCACACACCCUGACGUCAAAGGAUCCCAGUGGAUCAAGAACGGAGUCGAACUGCAGAACAGCGACAAGUUUGAGAUUACCUCCGAGGGCACCGUCCAAACUCUAAAGGUGAAAAACUGCAACGCUAUGGAUGAGACGGUAUAUUCCUUCAAAUUGGGAAAGCUGUCUGCCAACGCCAGACUCAACGUUGAGACCAUCAAAAUUGUGAAGAAGAUAAAGGACGUGACCUCACUGGUAGAUGGCACCGCCUCCUUUGAGAUGAGCCUGUCACACGACAACGUCCCGGUCAAGUGGAUGUUUAACGGCCAGGAGCUGAAGUCCAACGACAAGUGCAAGAUUCUGUCGGAGAGAAAAGCUCACAAGUUGAUCCUUCAGAACGUGGACAGCAGCAGCUCUGGAGAGUACACCGCCGUGGCGGGACACCUGCAGUGCAGUGCCGUGCUCACAGUAGAGGCUCUGCGUGUCACAAACCCCAUGAAGAGCGUGGAGGUCCCAGAGACCCAGGUGGCCACAUUCGAGUGUGAGGUCUCCCACUUCAACGUGCCGUCCACAUGGCUGAAGGACGGCGUGGAGAUCGAGAUGAGCGAGAAGUUCAGGAUUGUUGUUCAGGGGAAACUGCACCAGCUGAAAAUCAUGAACACAAGCAGAGCCGACUCUGCAGAGUACACGUUCAUCUGCGGCAACGACCGAGUGUCUGCAACUCUUACUGUCAACCCUGUCCUGAUCACUUCCAUGUUGAAAGACCUGAACGCUCAGGAGCGUGACACCAUAACCUUCGAAGUCACCGUUAAUUAUGAGGGAAUCUCGUACAAAUGGCUGAAAAACGGGGUGGAGGUGAAGUCAUCGGACAGAUUUCAGGUCCGCACGCGACAGCUCACGCACUCGCUCAGCAUUCGCAAUGUUCACUUUGGGGACGGAGGCGAAUACCAGUUUGUGGCUGGAUCUGCUGCCACCUCUGCUAACCUGUUUGUUGAAGCUCGCCUGAUAGAGUUCACCAAGAAGAUUAAGGACAUAAAGAUCACAGAAAGGAAGAAGGCCAUUUUCGAGUGUGAGGUUUCUGAGCCAAACAUCCAAGUGAUGUGGAUGAAGGAUGGCCAGGAGCUGGACUCAACUGAGGAAAGAUAUGUAGUCACAGCAGAGAAGUUUGUUCAUCGCCUCAUGAUCCAGACCGUGCGAAUGUCUGACUCCGGCGAGUACUCUGUAGUCGCUGGAUCAAGCGUCUCCAAGGCGCAGCUGACUGUGGAGGGCCGUGAUAUUCGAAUCUCUGAACCUGCUGAACGAGAGAUCACAGUUCUUGAGAAACAGAGAGCCACCUUUGAGUUUGAGGUGAACGAGGAUGACGUGGAGGGCCGCUGGCUGAGGAACGGCGUUGAAAUCCAGGUCUCCGUGGAGGAACGGUUCAGUUACACAGCCAUCAGAAAGCUGCACCGCCUCACCAUCUCUGAGACUUACAGGAGCGAUGCUGGGGAAUACACCUUUAUCGCCGGCAAGAACAGAAGCACCAUGCACCUCAGAGUCAACAUCCCAGAGCCACCUCAGAUCCUUCGUCACAUGGAGCCCCAGUCUGUGGAAGCUGGGAAGCCCGCCCGCUUUUCUGUGCAGGUCAGCGGCGUUCCACAACCGCAGGUCUUCUGGUACAAAAACUCUCAGGCUCUGUCCCCGGGAUUUAAAUGCAAGUACCUCCAUGAUGGCAACGAACACACGUUGCUACUGAUCGAAGUCUUCCCUGAGGAUGCUGCCGUUUACAACUGUGAGGCCAAAAACGAUUACGGCACUGCGACGAGCACCGCCUCCCUCAACGUUGAAGUGACAGAAGUGGUGUCUCCAGACACAGCGGCUCCUGUUGCUCCUCCUGUGAUCAUCUCACCCAUUGCUGACACCUCAGCCCGUGAAGGAGAACCGGCUCGAUUCCAGUGCAGAGUCCGUGGAGACGACGUGAGGAUCAGCUGGUUCCACAAGGACAAGGAGAUCAAGCAGUCGGAGUUCUUCAGGAUGUCUCAGUUUGACGACAGCUGUCAGCUGGAGAUCUCCAGAGUUUAUUCCGAAGACGAGGGGGAGUACACCUGCGUGGCCACAAACGACGCCGGGAGAGUGUCUUGCUCAGCCACGCUCACACUGGACGGGAAAAUACAAACUCCGAGCAGUCAUCCGGAGUCUCAGUGGCAUGUCUCCACCAGCCUCACCGGCCUAAAGAAACCUGCCAUCAGCCAAAAGCCAUUUUUCACCCAACCAAUCACAAGCUGCGUGGUGCCACAUGGGGAGGUGGCUCGAUUCCACGCACGAGUGUCCAGCAUGCCAAAGCCAGAGAUUAGCUGGUUCCACAACCGGCAGCCUGUUUUCCCCACUAAGAACGUGGUGUUCCACUUUGAUGAGGUGACGAGCACCGCUACACUCAUCAUAGUGGACGCCUUCUCUGAGCACGCUGGACAGUACACGUGCAGGGCGGCCAAUAAUGCUGGAGAGGCCGUGUGCUCAGCCACCCUUACCAUAACCAGAGAGGAAGAAGCAGCUCAAGUGAGGGAGCAGAUUGAAGCCACCAUUGAGCAGGAAGGGAGAGAAUUUUCUAGCACCACCAUCACCACUGUGGAAGAACAAGAGGAAUCCCACUACUCUGGUGUCCAGUUACCACAGAAAUCUACACUUGAACUCAAGCCAGAAUCCAAACGUUACUCCUCCUCUAUAGAGAGGAAAAAGGAAAAACCAGUUUUUCUUUCCCAACUCUCCCCAGCAUCUGUUAUGUCGGGAGAAACAGCACAGCUCACUGUUAGAGUGGCAGGAUUUCCAAAGCCAAUUGUUCAGUGGUUUCAUAAUGGCAGGGCGAUCAAAAGUUCUCCUGUGUAUAGGCUAAUUGAAGAAAAGGAGGAGUAUACACUGGUAAUCACACGAGUCACGUCCGAGUAUGAGGGCGAGUACUCAUGCACCGCAACCAACAGAUUUGGACAGAUGACAUGCUCCACAUACCUUGAGGUGAAAAAGUCUGAUGUCAGCCAGGCAGAGCGGUGGGUGGAGAAGAUGUUUCAGACCAGAGGUCAACCUCCCAGUUUCACAGUUCAGAUUCAACCUGUGAGGUGCUCGGAAGGGGGUGAGGUUUCUUUUCAAUACAAAGCCCAAGGGGAUCCAGUUCCUCAUGUGAAAUGGUACAGAGGGGCUUUCCAAAUCCAACCUAGUAGAAACUGCAUCAUCUUAACCCACCCUGAUGGGUCUGGCUUGAUCAAUAUCAAGAGUGUGAAACAGGGGGACAGUGGCUUGUACACCUGUAAGGCUACCAAUCAGUUUGGCGAGGCAACCUGUAGUGCUGAACUUGUUGUGUUCAGAGAGCAGGAGCAGGUGACGGUUGUUCAGAAGAAAGGUUAUAAGGUGUCAGUGUCAGAACAGGCAACGCAGUCUCGCCUGUAUCAGGUCAGCCUGCCAGGUCAGGACAAAGCAAAGCCGGAUCAGAUGGUUUACACCAUCGGCACGGAGGACAGGCAAAUUAUCCCCAGUGAACAGGUGGGCCCGCUGAGGGAGGUAGAUAUCUCUGCUGCCACGGUCCACCGGGAGACGCUAACCCAACAAGCAGCGGUGCUUCACCGUCAUGACAUUGAGGAAACCGUGUCGGCUGUUCCCACUCGCCCACCUCAAGUGUCAGCUGUUCCUGCCAAACAGCUUCACAUGGCUGCAUUUACGUCCUCUGUGGAAGAGAGUAAGGACCUCACAGAGGAUCACUGUGAUCGGAUUCAGAGCCCUGAGGUCAUUGAACUGCGGGUGGCAAAAGAGCAAAAGUCAAAGGUGAUGGUAGCUGUUGCUGAGGAGCUGACGCCUGGUUGUACUGUUGGCAAAGAGCCUCUCAGUGAAAAACCAGCUACAGUUGCACCCACCUCUGAACCCAAACACCUGAUGAGUGGGCAUCAGGUUGAAGCACAGUUGUCUAUCAUGAAAGAGAAGUCUGUGGACUUCCCCACACCACAGGAAGAAAGGGGCUACAAAGUUAAAGAGGGUGUAAAGAUUUUAUACUCUACUCAGUCUACAGAGAUGCAGAUGCUGGAUGAAAGUCACACAUCUGAACUGGCAACAGCAGAAUCUGCUCUCAAGUCUGUUGUUGGGAAAGAACCGCAACAGCCAACUUUGGCCUCGUUAAGUGAGUCUAAACAAACUCUGUCCAAGGAGACGAGCUUCUCUGUGCAGAAACCCACAGAAAAAGCAGUUCUGGUGUCUAAGGACAAAAUGAUGAUGGCAGCUUUGACAACUGAAGAGAGGCGCAUGCUACAAGCUGAGCCUACGCAUCAGCUCCCCCGUUUGGACAGCCCAGUCUCUGUUCAGUCGCAGGUAGAAGGAGAACAAGUGCUGCAGCUGCAGGUUAUCACAGACCAGGAUCUCAUUCCAUCUGAGGGGGCCUUUACCUGUGAGAGGCCAGCGCAAGAGCAAGUAGAAACCAGUGCAAGUCCCACUCUGCUUCACACUGUUAGCCAGGAUGAGCAGAAGGCUGUGGUUUGUGAAAGCUCAUCACAGUUUGAUGCAGCAACAGAGUCAGUGACAGCCCAUCCUGAGAAAGAGGCUCCUACUCUGCUGCAUUUUCAAUCCACCCAGCCUGUGGAGGUGCUGCCCAAAGAAGGCCUCAUCACACAUGAGAGACCUGACCAGCAGGUGGCAGAUCAGAAGCAAGAGAAAUGGAGGAGCCAUGCUGCUGUUUCAGAAGAGAGAAGAAAGCUCACGGCAGAUUAUCACACAGAGCUUGAUUUGUCUGUGACUGGAGUUAAACCUCAACUUCGAACUGAGUCCAGACCUCAGAAUGUCCUCCAGCUAGCUUUUCAGCCUCUGCAGCUUCCGAAAGAGACCCCACUUACAAUUGACUUCAAGCAGCAGCGAGCUUUAGUGCAGAAGGAGGACCGCUGGAACACCAUGCAUGUCACCAGUGUGUCAGACAGUCAGACCUUAGAAGAGGGCCACACAGAGAGCUUGAGCAGCGUAGACUCCUUCAAGUGUCUGACAGCCAUUGAACCAAAAGUUUCAACUGAGCCAAUCCAAAUUGAGGAGAAGGAAAUCUCCACGGAGAGUAGUUUGUCUCUGGAGGCAGCAGAGCAGGAUUUUGCGAUUCAGAUUCAGGAAGGUCAGUCUGUCAGGCAGUCAAUAGUAAUGCAUGAGAAGCAGGUGUUGACAGGAGAACUCUCUCAGGAGAUCACCAAAUCAGAGUCCACCAAAGUUAUGGUCACCACACAGCCAAAGCUGUCUAUUCUGGCAUCGGAAUCUAAAGAUACCAAAACUCUUCCCAAAGAGAUGACCUUUGUGAUUCAGAUCCCUAAACCAUCCAGUCUGAACAUCCGCCACCAGCUCAGAGAAGCCCUGCAGUCUGCUAUAGCCAGUGACCAGCCUGUGUUGCUUGCUGAUGUUGUGAAGAGGUUACAAGUUGCAGAGGUACAUGAGGUCAAAGUUCAGCGAGAACCUAAACAGGCUAUGUUCACAUACCUGAUCACAUCAACCGGUCUCCCCACAGAGAUAACUGUGACUUUAGAGGGUGAAUAUCCUCAAACAGCUGACCUCAGGACUGAACUUCAGGCAGCUCUUCACUCCAUCAUGUUCCAAGAGGCCCAGGUUCUAACAUCCGAACAGCCGGGCACUAUGCAGUUAGACAAACCUCAGAGGGCUCAAGUCACCGCAGGAAGCUCUAAGGAAAUGCAUUCUUCACUGGUUCAGAUGGUUUGUACUGCAGAUAGCUCAGUGGACUUUAGUGCUGUGAGAUCUCAGGCUGCUGCGCUGAAAACGGAAUCUGAAAUCAGAGUUGAACAUGCCGCGGGUGAGCAAAAGGUUGUGGUGCAGCAAUCCAAAGCAGCGAAGGUUGAGCAGUCCAUCUCCUCCCAGGUGUCCACCCAGACUCGUGCAACUUUUGAGCAGGCUGUGCAGGUUUCAAAGCAAGAAAUGACAUCAAUAACUGUGAAAAGCACAGAAAAAGACACAGUGGCCUCAGUCACCACUGCCCUGCCCAUGAGCACUGAUCAUAGAGUGGAUGUCAGCAUCCAACAGGAGCAUAGAGAGGAAACUUUCCAUGAGGAGAUCACUGUAUCUAUGCCACAACAGCAGGAGACCCCCAUUAUAGUCACCUCUCUAGAGGACUUAUCUAUUGAAGAAUACAGUCAGGUCACCUUCAGCACAACCAUUAGACAUGUCUCAAAAGUAAAAUGGUUUUUCAAUAAGCAAUUGGUGAAAUCUGGCAAAGAGUUCAAGUGUACCAAAGAUCAUGACACAUACUCAUUGGUUAUCAACAAAGUUGUCAAGGAGAAGCAUCAAGGAGAAUAUGUUUGUGAGGCUGAGAAUGAAGCUGGCAGGACAACAACAUCUUCAACGCUCACUGUAGUCUCAAGAGUGCCACCUGUUUUCAGGCAGAAAAUCGACUCCCUGGAGAUAAACAUCGGCGGACACGCAAAGUUUGAAUGUGAAACUGAAGACGCGCCGAAUGUGACCUUCAAAUGGUACAAAUCCUCUGUCGAGAUCAGACACAGUGAGAAGUAUCGGAUCCUCAGUCGCCCUACCAGUUCCUCCCUGGAGGUAGUGAAGCCCGUAAAGGCAGACAGCGGCGAAUACACCUGCAAGGCUUCAAACCAGCACGGCACUGACAGCUGCACCGCUACGCUCAUCGUUACCGAGAUGUAUCCACCAGUAUUUGUAUCAAAACCAGAGCCAAUGACCUCCUUUGUGGGCAAACAGGCAGUAUUCCAGUGCUCUCUUACUGGGUCUUCACCCAUGGAGGUUGUCUGGCACAAGGACAACAUAGCCAUCUCCUCUGAAGGAAACUAUGUCAUGACAUGUGAAAAGAACAAGUAUUCUCUUCACAUUAAAUGUCUAGAACUCACAGACCAGGGUGUGUAUCUUUGCAAGGCAUCCAACAGUGUCGGCACUGCGACCUUUAUUACAGAACUCAAUGUGAUCAAAAAGCCCAGUUUUACUAAGACCUUUGAACCGGCAUCAGCCGCUGUCGGUAACCCACUGAGGCUGGAAUGUCAGGUGGAUGAAGACACUGCUGUGAGUGUCACUUGGACCAGGGACGGCAAAAAAGUCCACCAGAGUAUGGACUGUAAGCUGUCAUUUGAGGAUAAGGUGGCUAUUCUUGAAAUACCUAAGUCCAAACUGAAGGACUCUGGGAAGUAUGUAUGCAUGGCCACAAAUGAGGCUGGAAGUUCAACCUGUGAGGCUGUAGUCACAGUUCAAGAACCUCCAACCUUUGUCAAGAAAAUGGAGCCCAAGAUUACAUGGAAAAAGGGUGCAUCUGCAAGCUUACAGUGUACAGUUAAAGGAUCCCCUGAGCUUCACAUCCAUUGGUUCUGGAAUGACAUAGAGCUCAGCGAUGGAGACAAAUACAAAAUCUCUUUCAAGAAUGGUUCUGCUACUUUGGAGAUAUUGAACCUGGAGAUCACACACAGUGGCAGUUAUACCUGUGAAGUGUCAAAUAAUGCAGGCAGCGAGAGCUGCAGCACUCUUGUAUCGGUUAAAGAGCCGCCAUGCAUUAGAAAAGAUCUGCAGAUGGUAGAGGCAGUGAAGGGAGCAGCAGCUCAGCUGGAGUGUGAAGUCACAGGGACAGCUCCUUUUGAAAUCAAUUGGUUCAAAAAUAAGAAAGUUAUCACCAGUGAUGAAAAGUUCAAAAUAAUCUCCCAGGAAACGCUAUCCAGACUGGAGUUCCGAACGUUUGAGAGUGCAGAUGUUGGAGACUAUCAGUGUGUCAUAGCCAAUGAAGUAGGGAAAAUCACCACAAAGGCAUUGGCUAAACUGAAAGAGCCACCUGUCUUCUCAAAGAGAGUUGAGAGUGCGACAGUUGUGGUGGGAAACUCAGUAAAACUUCAAGGAACCAUCAAGGGCUCAGCUCCCAUCAAUGUCAAAUGGAUGAAAGACUCUGAGUUAGUAAGAGAUGGGGAUCCAAACAUUACCAUGGGAUUUGACAACAAUGUUGCAAGUUUGACGAUAACAGCAGUGGCCCUGAGCCAUGGUGGCAAAUAUUCGUGCUUUGCAGAAAAUGAGGCUGGACAACAGAAGUGUGAAGCCACCUUGAGCGUGCAAGAACCUGCCAGAAUUGUAGAGCCCGCAGAAUCCAUUAGUGUGACUGCAGGGGAUUCUGCCACCUUGGAGAGCAUAAUCUCUGGAAGUCCGGAUCUCAAAGUGAAGUGGUUUAAAGAUGGCAAAGAGAUGAUCAGUGGCCGAAAAUAUAAGAUUACCCUGAAGGAUAACACAGCCACCAUGAAGAUCCUUACAGCAGAAAGAGGAGACACUGCAGAGUAUAGAAUGGAAGUGUCAAACAAAGUUGGAAAGGACCAGUGCACAUGCUCAGUCACUGUUUUAGAUCGGAUAAUGCCUCCAACUUUCACCAAGUCUCUGAAAAGGGUCGAUGGCAAUAUUGGUCAUGACGUGUCAAUGGAGUGUAAGGUGUCUGGGUCCCAACCCAUGACCAUAGCCUGGUUCAAAGAUGAGCAGGAAAUAAAGUCUGGAGCCAAAUUUCAGCCAGAGUUCAAAGACAGCUCUGCUUCACUGAAGGUCUUUAAGCUGGAGAAGUCAGACUCUGGUGUUUACAUGUGCAAAGCCACUAACUCAGCUGGAUUUAAAGACACCAGCGGCACACUUUAUGUCAAAGAGCCCCCGGCAUUCACACAGAAACCAGACAACCAGGAUGUCAUACCAGGAGCCACCGUUUGUUUCAGCACAGCCUUCACUGGAACUGCACCUUUGACUGUCAAGUGGUUCAAAGAGGAAAAGGAAAUUGUAACUGGAGGCAUGUACUUCAUAAAAAAAGAUGCAUCCUUCAGCUCUUUGCAACUUCAAUCUGUAAAGCCAAGUGACUCCUCCAAGUAUACCUGCCAAGUGUCCAACGAUGCUGGGAUGGUGGAGAGCACCGUCUUACUCUUUGUGAAAGAGCCUCCGGUCUUUGUGAGGAGGCUCGAUGCAACUAAGCUCAUCACCAGCGGCGACUCCGCCAAGCUGGAGGCCAAAGUGGUGGGCAGCCCCAUCAUUGGAUUCAAAUGGUUCAAGGAUGAAAUGGAAAUCAGCUCUAGUGCCAAAUACAUUAUCAACCAGACGGACUUAGAGACAGCUCUUGAAAUAAUUAACUGUACAGUUGAGGACAGUGGCGAAUACUUGUGUGUAGCAUCAAGUGAGGCUGGAAGUGACCGCUGCAGCAGUGCAGUCUCAGUCAAAGAGCCACCAAUGUUUGUGCGUAGCUUGGAACCCAAAGAUGUGGUUAAAGGUUCUGAGAUGACUAUUGAGUGCCAAGUCUCUGGUUCUUCUCCUUUCACUGUGACAUUCUACAAAAACUCAAAAGUGAUCAGGAAUGACAAAAAACACAGAAUCACAGUGAAAGAUGAACUGCUGGCCUUGCAGGUGCAGGUAGUCGAGGCAGGAGAUGUUGGCUCAUACCAGUGCAUCGUUGAAAAUGAAGUGGGGAGAGCAUCCUGUGAUUGUCAAGUGACACUGAAAGAACCACCAAUGUUUGUGCGAAAGCUGGAGAACCUGAGUUCCCUGGUGGGCAGGGACGUUUCACUGCAGUGCAACUUGAAGGGCUCUGAGCCCAUGACCGUGUCCUGGCUGAAGGACAACCGUGAGCUCAAAGAGACGGAAAGUGUUCGGAUGGUUUUUGAGAACAAGACGGCUAUGUUGCAUUUCAGCAAUUUACAGAGCCAAGAUGGUGGAAAAUACUCUUGCCAGGUGCAGAAUCAGGCGGGCAGCCAGACUUGCUCCGCUGUACUUACAGUCAAAGAACCUGCUAAGAUAACGGAGGAGUCAAAGUCGGUCAGUGUGACCCAGGGUGAUCCGGCAACACUGGAGGCCCGGUUCUCUGGAACAAAACCACUGAAGGCCAGAUGGUUGAAGGCCGGCAAGGAGCUGAGCUCAAGCCCCAGAUUUAAAGUACAGAGCACAGACAACAGCUCUGUGCUCAAAAUUAUUAAAGCUGAGAAGAGUGACAGUGGUGAAUAUGCCUUUGAGGUUUCAAACGAUGUCGGACACGGCUCUUGUGAAGCCACAAUCACAGUUCUUGAUCAAAUAAUUCCUCCGAAAUUUACAAGAAAACUAAAGCAGACUGAAGGUAUCAAAGGCUCCUUUGCUCACCUGGAAUGCCUUGUGUCUGGUUCCCUACCGAUAACAAUCCAAUGGUACAAAGAUGAAAAGGAGGUUCAAAGUGAUGAGAAGCAUAAAUGCACAUUCUUUGAGAACGUGGCUUUUCUAGAAAUAUCUGAUCUGAACUCCAAAGAUGGAGGCAGCUAUACUUGUAUAGCCACAAACAAAGCGGGAACAGUCCAGUGCUCUGCGAUCUUGUUUGUGAAAGAACCCCCAUGCAUACUUGAAAAGCCUGAGUCUAUGAAUGUUUUGCCUGGUUCAAAAGUCCAGUUUAACAUGCUGGUCUCAGGCACUCCACCACUAAACAUCAAGUGGUUUAAAAACCAAAAAGAAAUUGUAUCCAACAAUGAUUGCUCUGUGACAAAAGACAAUACUUCCAGUUCUCUGGAGCUCUUCUUUGCCAAAACCUCAUAUUCUGGAGAAUAUGUUUGUGAAGUACAGAACGAUGUGGGCUCUACAUCCUGCCAGGCAACCCUCUUUGUCAAAGAACCUCCCAUAUUUACGCGCACCCCUGCACGACUAUCUGUGGUACGCCCCGGUCAAAAUAAGUUGUUUGAGUGCCAGGUGACUGGCACGCCUGAGAUAGACAUCAACUGGUUCAAAGACGGCUCAGAGAUUGUUGCAAGUGAUCGGUACAAGGUGGCCUUUUCCAACUCUGUGGCCACCCUGGAAAUCUGUGGGGCUCAUGCCAAAGACAGCGGCUUGUACUACUGUGAGGCUCGCAAUGAGGCUGGCAGCGAGAGCUGCACCAUGGAGCUUAAAGUGAAAGAACCACCAACAUUUGUAAGGCAGUUGCCUCCAGUUGACGUUGUAAAGGGCUCCAGCGCCCUUUUUGAGUGUGAAAUUGCUGGGACAAGUCCGUUUGAGGUAACAUGGCACAAAGAUGGAAAGGAAAUCAAGCCCAGUGCUAAACAUGGCUUCUCAAUACUUAAUGGCACUGUGGCUCUUGAAGUUCACAAAUGCAAUCCUUCCGAUGUUGGUGAAUAUCAGUGUACUGCUGCUAAUGAGGUGGGAAGCUGUACAUGUAAGACCACUUUAUCCCUCAAAGAGCCACCAACUUUUACCAAGACAAUUGAGAACAGUGUCAUUGUUCUGGGCAAAAUGGCAGAGUUUCAGUGUGUCGUAACCGGUUCUCCUACUUUCUCUGUGCAAUGGCAAAAAGAUGACAGCUGGAUCAUGGAAGAUCCAAAAAUGGAGAGAACAUUUGAGAACAAUGUAGCGACUCUCAGGAUUCCUGCCUGUGAAGCCAUGCACAGUGGCAGAUACACCUGCCAGGUAUCCAAUGAGGCAGGGCAAGAUAAAUGCUCUGCUUCUCUAAUAGUACAAGAGCCACCUCAGAUCAUAGAAAAGUCUGAGGUGAUAAAGGUCUCAGUGGGAGAUCCAGUCAGUCUGGAUUGUAAGGUAAAGGGUUCCCCUGAGCUCCGAGUGAAAUGGACAAAAGAUGGCAAGGAGCUUCAGUCCAUCAGGCAGCACAAGCUGGUCUUUGAGAACAACAUCAGCAGCCUGAAGAUCCAGGCGGCUCAGAAAACAGAUGAGGGGGAGUAUGUGUUCGAAGUGGCCAACCACAUUAGCAGCUGCUGCUGCCAAGUGAAAGUGGUAGUACUAGACCAAGUCAUUCCCCCCAGCUUUAUAAAGCCACUAGUAGACAUGCAGGAAAUAUUAGGCUCCUUUGUCCAGAUCUGUUGCAAAAUAUCUGGUUCCCUCCCCAUUGCUGUGGAAUGGCAGAAAGAUGGGAGCAAAAUCUCCAGUGGGGUCAAACACAAACUCAUUCAGCAGGACAACUCUGUGUCCGUAGAAAUAGAACAGCUCGAGAAAUCAGACGCAGGAACUUACUCGUGCAAACUGACCAAUUCAGCUGGAAGCUGUGACUGCAGUGGAUUCCUUACAGUCAAAGAACCCCCCAGUUUUGUGAUGCCUCCCGAGUCACAGGUGACUCUACCCAAUGCCACUGUGCGCUUCAAAAGUGCGUUUAACGGCACUCCUCCAUUCACUGUAAAAUGGUUCAAAGACGACACAGAGCUCAUGACUGGGCCCACUUGUUUUACUGGGCAGGAUGGAAUGUCCUGCUUCUUGGAGCUCUAUUCAGUGGCCGCCAAUCAGAGUGGAGUUUACUCUUGUCAGAUCAGCAACGAUGCUGGCUCUGUGCGAUGUAGUGCAGACCUGACAGUUAAAGAACCACCUGAGUUUGUGCUGAAACUCCCCACCACAAAAUUUGUAAAACGGGGUGAAUCCCUCCGCUUGGAGUGUAAAGUCCUUGGCACACCUCCUCUGAAAAUGACCUGGUUCAAACACGACAACAAAAUCUCAGAUGGGGGCAACUACACUACGUCAUUUACUGACUCAGUUGCAGUUCUCCAACUGCUUUCCACCAGCUAUGAUGAUGAUGGAGUUUACACCUGCGAGGCUCAGAAUGAUGCUGGCAGUGUCAGCUGCAGCACCACGCUCUCUGUGAAAGAGCCCCCAUCGUUUGUCAAAGUAGCUCAGUCUGUCGAAGGGCUGAAGGGCAAGGAUGUGAGCUUGUACUGCGAGAUGAGUGGUACUGCUCCAUUCCAGAUCACUUGGUUCAAAGACAAGAAACCUCUGAUGGAGAGCAGAAAGUAUAAGAUGGUGGGCGAGAGCAGCUCGACUACGCUGCAUGUCAUUGGAAUAGAGCCUUCGGAUGUCGGUGAAUACGAGUGCAAAGUGUCGAACAGUGUAGGAAGUGACACCUGCCACGCAUCCGUUAAACUCAGAGAACCGCCAUCGUUUGUGAAGAAAUUGACAAACAUAACAGUGAUACUGGGAGAGGAGGUGACCCUUAUGGCCACUGUUAAAGGCUCUGAACCCAUUACUGUGUCCUGGGUUCAAGACAAGGAUCACAUUCUCAGGGACGGUGACAACAGGAAAAUCACCUAUGAGAACAACCAAGUUGCACUUAAAGUGUUUAAGGCUGACACAACUACAGCAGGCAAAUAUACCUGUCAACUCAAAAACGAUGCUGGGAUUGUGGAGUGUUUCGCUAACGUGACUGUUCUAGAGCCUGCCAAGAUUCUGGACAUGCCUGACGCCCUGAGCGUGACAGCCGGUGACAUUGCCGCCCUUGAAGUCAAAGUGUGUGGGACCCCAGAGCUCGUACCCAAGUGGUUCAAAGAUGGAGUUGAGUUGGCCUCUGGGAGGAAAUACAAGAUCUCUUUCUCCCGAAUGAUCUCCAGCCUGAACGUGCUCUCCACGGAGAAAAUAGACUCUGGAGAAUAUACCUUUGAAGUCAUGAACGAAGUUGGAAAGGACCUAAGUAAAAUUAACCUAACAGUUCUAGAUAAGGUUGUUCCUCCAACCUUCUCAAGGAAGCUGAGGGACUGCAACAUGGUUGUGGGAGAAGCAGCAGAGAUGGAGUGUAAAGUGUCAGGCUCUCCACCCUUCACAAUAUCUUGGUACCAUGAUGGUACAGAAGUACAAAGCGGGCCCAACCAUGAGGUUUCCUUCAGCGACAACAGCUGCACUCUCAGCAUUCCCACACUGAAGCUUUCAGACUCUGGAGUGUACAAAUGUAAAGCCGUCAACAAGGCAGGAUCAUGUGAAACAACAGCCACCCUGGUGGUCAAAGAACCUCCUUCUUUUGUGGUGCCACCUCAGCCGGUGGAAGCCAUGCCAGGAUCGAAGGUGACCUUCUCAGCCAUAGUUAAAGGUAGCUCCCCCCUGAAACUGAGAUGUUUCAGAGGAACAAAGGAGCUUCUGUCUGGAAAGGACUGCGAAUUCUCCUUAAAGGAUAACCAGGUUGUUUUGGAGCUUUUAAAUGUGGACAGAUCUCACGCCGGGGAGUACACCUGCCAGAUCAUCAAUGAUGCAGGAAAGGAGAGCUGCGCAGUGAAUCUCUCCGUCAAAGAGCCGGCAGCUUUCUCAAAGAAGCUGAAAGAUGUGACGGUUGAGAAGGGCAAACCGCUAACACUGGAGUGCUCGUACACUGGAACCCCCAAGAUUACAGUGAACUGGUACAAAGAUGGCCAGGAGAUCUUUGCUUCAUACAAGUACAACAUCACUACAACAGAGAGCUCCUGCAUCCUGGAGUGCCUAAGCACUGACGAUAAGGAGUCUGCAGGGAAAUACUCUUGCCAAGUGUCUAAUGACGCUGGGAAAGACACCACUGAGGCAGUCGUGUCCAUCCUGGAACCUCCUUACUUCCUUGAAAAAAUGGAGCCGAUGGAGGUGACGGCAGGAGACGCCGUGUGUCUAAAGUGUCAGGUAGCAGGCACACCUGAGAUCAAAGUGUCCUGGUUCAAGGCUGAUGGCAAAGUCAGGUCCAGCCCUACCUGUAAGCUGGAGUACUCCAAAGGCGUGGCCUGUCUGAAGCUCAGCAAAGCCACUAAAGCUGACGUUGGAGAGUACACCUGCAAGGCCGAGAACAAAAUAGGCUCCGCCUCCUCCACCUGCAGACUCAACGUGCUUGAGGCCAAAACACCACCAUCCUUCCCCAAGAAGAUCACCAGCGUUCAGGAAACAGAGGGUCAACCUAUCCGCUUUGAGUGCCGCGUUGCUGGCUCGUCGCCCAUUGAGGUGUCGUGGCAGAAGGACGGCAAACCUCUAACGCAUGGGGCAGACUUCUCCAUGCUCUAUGAUGACAACACAGCCGUGCUGGAGAUCAGCCGUGGCGAGAUGAGACACUCUGGGGAGUACACCUGUGUGGCCACAAACGGCGUGGGCUCAGCGUCCUGCAGAGCAAAGCUGACCUUGCAAGAACCCAGAUACCCUCCAAUCAUUGACAGGAAGCUGUCACCACAGGAGGUGAUAGUGGGUGACAGCAUUGAGCUGGAGUGUCACAUCACGGGCUCCGCCCCCAUGAAAGUUACAUGGUCAAAAGACCAUAAAGAUAUUCGCACUGGGGGGAAUUACAAAAUCAGCUUUGUGGAGAACACCCCUCACCUAACCAUUCUGAAGGCAGACAAAGGUGACACUGGGAAAUAUUUUUGCCAUGCAUCUAAUGACAUGGGCAAGGACUCUUGUUCUGCUGAUAUCACAGUCAAAGAGCGAAAAAACCCUCCAAUGUUCACCAAAAAACCCUCAGAGCACAUCGAAGACACAGAGGGCAAACUGGUGAAAAUUGAGGGCAGAGUGACUGGCUCACAGCCCAUAUCUGUCAACUGGUUAAAAGAUGACAAGGAGAUUCACAGUUCUGAUAAAUACGACAUCAGCUUUAAAAGCAAUGUGGCUGUGUUGUGUAUUAAGAGCAGCCAGGUGACCGACAGUGGUAGGUACACCUGCCAGGCCUCCAACGAAGCUGGAAAAGCAUCCUGUGACGUCAGCGUGGGCAUUUCUGAGGCCAAGAAGCCUCCAGUAUUUGAUGUCCCACUCAAGCCCGUGUCUGUGGAUGAGGGUGACAAGCUUACCCUCAGGUGUCACAUCUGUGGAACUCCUCCUCUGAAGAUCCAAUGGAUGAAGGACAGGAGGGAGCUGACAUCUGUUGGCAGCACCAGAAUCAGCUUCUCCGAUGGGACAGCGUGUCUGGAGAUCAGCCCCGCCUCCAAGCACGAUGCAGGCGAUUACCUCUGCAAAGCCACAAAUGAUGCAGGCAAUGAGUUCUGCAAGGCCAAAGUCACAGUAAAAGAAAAACCAGGAGCAGCUUCAGCUUCUGUUGAGGCUCCAGCUGCUACUCCAAUCAAAAAACUGGAGAAUUUGUUUUUCAUUGAGGAACCUAAAGCUGCACAUGUCACUGAGAAGGGAGCCGCCACCUUCAUCGCCAAGGUGGGUGGAGACCCAAUCCCUAAUGUGAAGUGGAUGAAGGGAAAAUGGAGGCAGCUGACACACGGGGGCCGGAUCUCCAUUGAACAGAAGGGCCAGGAAGCCAAGCUGGAGAUUAAAGAGGUUACCAAGUCAGACUCGGGUCAGUACCGGUGUGUCGCUUCCAACAAGCACGGAGAGAUUGAGUGCAGCGCUGAAAUGCACGUGGAUGAAAAGAAGGAGGCGGCACAGGUUGAAGGAGACCUGCGCACGAAACUGAAGAAGACCCCUUCAAAGCAGAAGAGUCCACAGGAGGAGAAGGACAUCGACAUCGUUGAGCUCCUGAGGAAUGUGGACCCCAAAGAGUACGAGAAAUAUGCCCGAAUGUAUGGCAUCACUGAUUACCGCGGCCUGCUGCAGGCCAUCGAACAGCUGAAGAAAGAGAAGGCUGAAGAAAGCGGAAGACUGGAAGUGGAACGUGGAGACAGAGAGUCUGAAGAGGAUAUGGCUCGACUGGUGGCCGACCUACAGAAGAGGAUGGAGAGGACAGAGCCUGUCACUGUGGUGAAGGACAUCUCCAACCAGUCUGUCUUCGUGGGCAAGGAGGCACUUUUCGAGUGCGAGAUCAAGAUCAAUUACCCAGAGAUUACGCUGUCCUGGUACAAGGGCACACAGAAACUAGAUUCAGGUGACAAGUAUGACAUUACCGUCAUCGAGGACCGCCAUUUGCUCAAGAUCAAGAAGUGUCAGUUAGCCGACCAGGGGAACUAUCGUGUGGUGUGCGGGCCGCACAUCUCAAGCGCCAAGCUCACCGUCACGGAGGUGGAAGUGGAGAAACACCUGCAGGACACAUCGGGUAAGGAGGGCCAACCCUGCACACUGUCUUGUCAGUUUUCUGUCCCUAAUGUAGCGGCUCAGUGGUUCAAAAACGGCAAGCAGUUAGAGAUUAAAGGCAGGUACUCGUCUGAGGUCAAACACAAGGUCCAGAAACUUCUAAUCAUGAACCUGAAGCCAGAAGACCAGGGCCGAUACACGUGCAGGUACCAGCACUUGGAGUCCUCAGCAGACCUCAGGGUUGAAGCCGAACAAAUUCAUUUCACCAAACGUAUCCACAACGUCGAAGUCAACGAGCGGCAGUCAGCCACCUUUGAGUGUGAAGUUUCCUUCGACAAUGCAAUUGUCUCAUGGUACAAAGACACCUGGGAACUAAAAGAAAGCCCUAAGUACAACUUCACAAGUGAGGGCCGAAGACAUUUCAUGGUCAUUCAAAAUGUGACCACUGAAGACGAAGGCGUGUACUCAGUGAUUGUGAGGUUGGAGCCCAGAGGAGAGGCUAAGAGCACAGCUGAGCUUUAUUUGUCUGGCAAAGAAAUUGAACUGGCAAGGGUUCCCCUUGAUUUCCCAGACUCCUCAGUUCAGAAGCCCGACAUGCCGUCAUUAGUGGAGCUGCAAGAAUCUACUGAAAUCUUUCAGUAUGAAGAAACAACCGAACAAAAAGUUGAGUACCAGAGCUGGACGGAGGAGACCGAGACCAAAGUUGCCAAAGUUGCUAUUGAGGAGAAAGUCGAGACCAAGAAAGUUGAAAUGAAAGAGGAAACCCGAGCUAAAGCUAAGGAAAAGCCUGAAAAGAAACCAACGGCAGAUGUGAAAGAACCAGAAGCCAGAAAACCUGUGCAGGAGGAGGUCCUUGUAGCUUCAGUCCCUGAGAAGAAGGAAGCUCCUGCUCCUAAAGAAGCAGAGGAGGUGAAGAAGACGACGCCUGCUGAGAAACCUGGUCUGCCUGGAAAAGUUGAGCCCAAGCUGAAGGCUCCAGCAGAGCCUGCAGCAAAACCGAAGGAACCGGAACCCAAACCCAAAGCUAAAGUAGAACCUGAAGCAAAGCCGGUGGAGCUGAAGAAGCCAGCCAAAGCCCCAGAAGAGGCUGCAAAGACCAAACCAGAACCAGCCAAACCAAAAGCAGAAGUCCCCAAACCUGAGCCAGAAGCUUCCAUUCCAAAGCCAGCAGUGAAAAAACCUUCUCCAGAACCUGAACCAGAACCACGUCCGGCACCGAAGGAGCCUCCGAAAAAAGUACCUGAAGUGGCACAAAUGAAAGCACCAGAAGAAAAGAAGGAGGCCGAGGCCGUACAGAAGAAACCGGAUAAAGCUCCUGCAGCGGAGAAAGUUCCUGUGCCUCCAAAGGCGGCCAAGAAAACCGAGCCAGAAGUCUCCUCCCACAAGGAGGAGCCAACACAGCGGGAGAAAGCUUUGAAGCCCAAACCCCAACCUGAAGAAGAGUCUUACAAAGUACCUCAGACAGAGUACGAUGAAGCCAAAACUGCACCGAAGGUGAAGGACAAGACCCCUGAGGUGGUUCCGGAGAAGACGCCUGAAAGAAAAGUGGAGUCAGUUCCUGAGAAGGUUCCUCCCAAAGUGGCUGAAGAGAAGAAGGCUGCUGAAAAAAUACCCAUGAAGGUGGAGAGUGAGAAGCCUGAGAGGAGGCUUCAGAAAGAGGCAAAGGCCUCUGAUAAAACUGAGAAGACGGCUGACGUCAAACAGCCGCAAGCAGCAGAUGAAGCUCUUCGCAAAGAAGCUGAAGUGAAGAAGAUCCUUUCCCAGGAUGAGGAAAGAAAAAUGUCUCUUUCUCAGAAAGCUACAACUCUGGUGAAGACGGAGGAAAUGAGGAGACAGGAAGUCCACACGGUGAUGGAGGAAAUAUCUGCCACAGACGGGGCUUGGAAACAUGAAGAAUCUGUGCAGAGCGACACUGCUGUGCUUCACAGGGAAACACAGAGUCAAAGAGAGACGUCUGUGUCUCAAGACAAGAUAGAGAAAACCCCAUCAAUUAGUAUAAGCACAGAAGCCAGAAAACCGGAUGGGAGCAUAACAGGAGAAAAAGACAGAAAAGUGGAGGAAAGGCAGAAAAAACCUGCUGCUGAAUAUGAAACAAUAAGCAGUAAAAAGGUCGCUGAAACUAAAAAAGACGUUCAUAUUUUGGCAGAAAAAGUCUCAGUUCAGAAAGUUGAGCUAAAAGAAGAGAAACGCGAGGAAUCGAUCGAAUCUAAGGUGAUGACAAAACAGAAAAGUUCCCGUAAGCCUGAAGUGACAACAAGCUCUGAGUUGAUGCCAGAGCCCGUCAAAGAUGUCCCAACGAAAGUCAUCCAGCAGGGGGCGAUCUCUCUGGUUAAAGCCGAAGGCAGGGAAACAGGACAAAUCCUCGAAGGGAAAAUUUUAGCCGUUCCUGAAUCGGAGCAAAAGAGGAUUUUCUCACAAAAGGAAAUCAAAGAAACUGAAGCCACAUCCAAGCAGAUUCCUCAUCCUUCUGCUGAGACAAAAGAAAAAAGACAAGAUGAAGCUCCUGUAAAGCAGAAGGAGACGCUCCCCGACGCCACGGAGGCUCCGGUGAAGCCGGCUGCCAUUCAAGAAGAGAGCAAACCAAAGGCUGCUGUGAAAGUCCCAGAAACAGAAAAGCUUCCUGAGAAAGCGAAGCAGGAAAAGACAGUCGCUCCACAAGCAGAAGCACAGCCAGUGACGGAGCCAAUCCCGGAAGUAGCUACCAAAAAGGCCACACAGGAGAAACCAGCUGUAAAAGUACACACACCACCUGAAACAGAUGAAACCAAGGGACCUGUCCAAGCGCCAGGAGGAGUCAAGAAAGAAACGGUUCUGCACAAAAAAGCUAAAGUUCAAUUGGAAGAGGAUGGGACAUUUGAGAUUCCCACAUUAAGGAAAACAACCAGAGUAAUGAGGCAAGCGGAGGAGGAGCAUGAAAGCAUCACACUAAAAAAGGUUCCGUUUGCCCCACCACAAGAAACUGAAGGUGAAGAAAAACCCCAGAAGGUCACCAAAGCUACAGUUUUUCAGGCUGAAGAGAUGGUGCACAAAGAGGAAACUGUUGAGGUGUCGGUUGUCACCAGAAGACCUGCGGAAGAAAAGAAGCCAAAAGAGAAAUCAGAAGCAUUGAAAAAGCCAGACGUCGCAAAGCCUCUACAGGAAGAGGGAAAAGAAGCUCCGAAAGAUAAAUGGACCCGUCAGAAGCCCACCCCCAAGGAUGAAAAACCAGAGGACAAGAUUUCUCUCAAGAAAACUUCAAAACCAAAAACAGAAGAGGAACCUGCGUCCCCUAGUGCCGCCCUCAAAAAGGUGAAAAAACUACCUUUGGAUGAAACAGAACCAGAAGUAGUCAAGCUGAAGCCUUUUGAGAAGCCUUCAAGACCUUCGGAGGAGACCAAAAAAGACAAAGACAGGCCAGACAGAACCACUGUUCCUUACGAAAAGGGAGAAAAGAUUCCCAAACAGAUAGAAGACAAAGAACCUCCAAAGAAAUCUGAAGAGGUUCCUGUGCAGGUCAAGGAGCCAGCAGCCAAGACUCCAAAGUCAGUAGAUAAAAAGGAAAGUCCAGAGAAGAAGGCUGAAGAAGUCAAAAAGCUCACUAAAGGGAAGUUGCCAACUGCUGAAAUGGAAGCAGAAAGUGUAAAGCUGAAGCCAAUCCCCAAACCUCCAAAAGAGGAUGCAGCACCAGAGAAAAAAACAGUGGAAGAGAAAGAACGGAAGCCAUUCGACCUGCAGCCACGUAGCACAGCUGAUGAAAAAUUGAAAGCACAAGAACCAGAGACCAAAACAAAGAAACCUGAAAUCUCUAAAGCAAUGAAGCAAGAGAAACCAAAGGGGGUUGAAGUAGUUCCAGAAGAAAAGAUUCCUUCUAAGCCAGCCAUGGUUAAGAAACCUGACAAGGUUCCUGAGGAGCCCAAAGGUCUUCAACUGGGGAAGGGAGUCAUACCCAAGGCAAAGGAAGAAAAAGAGGAAGUAGCGUUAAAGCCAAUAGAGCAGCUCAAAAAGGCACCAUCACCUCAAGUAGAGAAGCUCAAAGAGGAAGAAGCAGCUCCAGCUGAAAGGAGGCCUAGCAUUGACAAACUCAAAACACUUCCAAAACCAGUUUCACCAAAAGACUCCAUUGAAGCUGUGACUCUGAAGAAGGUCCCGAAGAAGCCAUCACCACAGGAGGCAAAGACCACAGAAGCAGCAAAGCCUGAGAAGGAAAGAAUUCCUGCAGCCAAGGAAAUCUCCCCGGGAGCUGUACAAAUGAAGAAGAUUGCCACUCAGUCAGAGGAAGAGGUAUUUGAAGAAGAGUUUGAGGAAGAGGCAGAAGCUGAGCAGGAGGAAGAAGAAGCCUGGGGUUGGGAAUUGGUUCCACGGGACAGUUAUGGCUCGGAGGACUGGGAAGGUGAAGGAGAGGAGGGUGCUCUGGAGGUUCCAGGGGUCACAAAGAGAGAGGGACAGCCAGCAGAGGAAGCAGGCAGAGGUAGAGGCAGAGGGCUUAAACCCAAGCAGACCCCAUCCCCAGGAGAGGGCAGGGGUCGUGGAAUGAAGCCCGGGGGCAAGGGUCCACCCCCACCAGAGGAACCCUUUGGAGGAUUCAAACUCAAAGCCGUCCCACUUAAAUUCAUCAAGAAGCUUCAGGACAUCGUGUUGAAGGAGGCUGAGUCCAUCGGAUCAUCCGCUGUCUUUGAGUGUGAGGUGUCACCUUCCACCGCUGUCACUUCUUGGAUGAAGGAUGGAGGUAACCUGCGUGAGAGCCCCAAGCACAAGUUCAUCUCCGAUGGCAAGGAUCGCAAGCUGCACAUCAUUGAUGUCCAGUUGUCCGACACCGGCGAAUACACCUGUGUGGCUAAGAAUGCUGGCAAGGAGAUAUCAUGCACAGCAAAGCUGAUUGUUGAAGAGCUUCCAGUGAAGUGGAUGAAAGAGUUGGACGAGGAGACGUCAACAAUAAAGGGCCAGCACACUUACCUGACCUGCGAGUUAAGCAAAGAGAAAGAUGUGAUCUGGAAAAAGAACAAUGAAGUCCUGAAGAAAAAAGAUGGCAAGGUUCAGAUCACCAUCAUCGGUUUGCAGCAUGCAGUGACCAUCCAAAAUUCCAAUGAGGACGAUGCUGGGACAUAUACCUGUGAAGUAGAUGGCCAGGAGGACGUCAAGACAACCACAAAUGUCAAAAUAAUAGAAAUUAUCAAGGACUGGAUUGUAAAACCACUAAAAGACCAGCACGUGAAACCAAAGGCCAGCGCAACAUUUAAAUGUCAGCUGUACAAAGACACUCCCAAUUGGAAAUGGCUCAAAGGAGAAGAAGCAAUAACUCCAUCUGACAAGAUUGAGAUUAAGAAGGAUGGAAAGGACCUGGAACUGACCAUCAAAAACUGCCAGCCAGACGAUGUAGCAGAAUAUUCCUUGGAAGUUGAAGGACGAACCUACACAGCCAAGCUAACUCUUGGAGAGCGUGAGACAGAGAUCCUGAGGCCACUGGCCAGCGUUGAGGUGGUUGAAAAGGAGGAGGCUACCUUUGAGACAGAGAUCUCUGAGGAUGAUGUUCCAGGCCAAUGGAAGCUCAAAGGAGAAGUUUUGACCAGAUCCCCUACAUGCGAUAUCCAAAUGGAAAGAGGCGUGCGGCGACUCAUCUUGAAAGACUGCCAGGUGGAUCAGGCUGGAGAAGUCUCCUACCAGGCCCUGAAUGCCACAACCACUGCAAUGCUGAAUGUCAAAGAAAUCGAAAUGGACUUUGUUGUCCAACUGAAGGAUAUCUCUGUGCCGGAAAAGAAACAGGGUAAAUUUGAAUGCACCAUCACCAAGGAUGUCGCCAAAGCCAUGUGGUAUAAAGGGGCUGACAUCAUAACGUCAGACCAAAAGUACGAUACCAUCAUUGAUGGAAAGAAGCACAUGUUGGUCAUAAACUGCUGUGAGUUUGAUGAUGAAGAUGACUAUACGAUCGAGGUUUUAGGCAAAAGUUCAACCGCAAAACUCACAGUAGAGGGUAUCAGGCUUAAGUUUAUUUCACCACUCAAGGACCAAACUGUAAAGGAAGGCAAAACGGCUCGCUUCGAGCUGGAGCUCUCUCAUGAAAAUAUCCCAGUCUCCUGGUUCAAGAAUGAUGUUAAGAUCCAUCCAAGCAGAACAGUUGUAACUCAAACGGACGGAAAGAAGCAUGUACUAGAAAUAAAGGAAGUUACCUUAGAUGACACCUGUCAAAUUAAAGCCGAGGCCAAAGGAAUUCCUUCAAUGGCCAAUCUGACUGUCAUAGAGGGAGACCCCUACUUCACAGUUAAGCUGCAGGACUAUACUGCUGUUGAGAAAGAUGACGUGGUUCUAGAUUGUGAACUCAGCAAAGACAUUGACGUCAUGUGGUACCAUAACGAGGCUGAACUCAAAGCCUCUAAGAUGGUGACCAUCAAAGCAGAGGCCAAACGCAGAACCGUCAUCAUCAAAAAAGUUGGGAAUAAUGACAAAGGUCAAUAUGUUUGUGACUGUGGAACAGACAAGACCACAGCAACUCUUCAUAUUGAAGCUCGCCACAUCAAAGUGGUGCGACCAAUGUAUGGCACAGAGGUAUUUGAUGGAGAAACAGCUCGAUUUGAGGUCGAGCUCAGUGAAGAUGAUGUCCAUGGACAAUGGAGGCUAAACGGAGAAGUCCUCAGUCCAUCACCUGAUGUCGAGAUCGUGGAGGACGGUGCAAAGCACACUUUGGUACUGUACAACUGCAAAGUGCCUCAAACUGGCGAGCUUGUCUUCACUGCCGCCAACGCCAAAUGUUCAGCCAAGAUAAAAGUGAAGGAACUGCCAGUGUCAUUCAUUACACCAUUGGCUGAUGUGCAUGUGUAUGAAAAGGACGAGGCAAAGUUUGAGUUGGAAAUUUCUAGGGAGCCUAAAAGCUACCGGUGGCUGAAGGGGUCUCAGGAGUUGUCAAAUGACGACAAGUUUGAACUCAUCGAGGAGGGGAGACGAUACAUUCUUGUUGUAAAAUCAGCCAGAUAUGAAGAUGAAGCCAAAUACAUGUUUGAGGCUGAAGAUAAGAGGACUUCUGGGAAGUUGAUUAUCAAAGGUAUUCGCCUUGAAUUUAUCAAGCCCAUAAAAGACGUGACGGUUAAGGAACGAGAAACAGCAGAGUUUAGCGUUGAACUCUCACAUGAAAAUAUCCCAGUGGUGUGGUACAAAAACGAUGUCCGUCUACAUCCAAGCAAGGUGGUUCACAUGUCUCAAGAAAGAAGAGUCCACACUCUAUCAAUUAAAGAAGUUGCCUUGGAUGACACCUCUACUAUCAAGGUUGAGGCCUUGGGCAAGACUUCAGAGGCCAUGCUUACUGUUCUUGAAGGUGACCUGUACUUCACAGUGAAACUCCACAACUACACAGCAGUUGAGAAGGAUGAAGUGGUUUUGUCCUGUGAGCUGAGCAAAGCAGCCACAGAUGUCAAGUGGUUCAAGGACGGUGUUGAAAUAUUUCCGUCAAAGAAUGUUCUCUUCCAAGCGGAGGGAAAGAAACGCAUCUUGGUCAUAAAAAAGGCAGCAAAGAGCAACAUGGGAACAUACACAUGUGAAUGUGGCACCGACAAAACCUCAGCAGAACUGAACAUUGAAGAGCGCGACAUUAAAGUUAUCCGGCCAUUGUACAGCAUGGAGGUUACAGAGACAGAGACGGCUACAUUUGAGACCGAGAUUUCUGAGGAUGAUCUCCACGCCAUUUGGAAGCUGAAGGGAGAGAUGCUCCAUCCCUCUGCUGAUGUGGAGAUCAAAGAGGAGGGAACUCGCCACAUUUUGACUCUCUUCAACUGCAAGAUGGACAUGGCAGGAAGUGUGGACUUCUCAGCAGCUAAUGCCAAAUCAACCGCUCAGCUCAGAGUCAAAGGCCGAGUCAUAGGCCUGGAAAGGCCUUUGAAGGAUGCCACCGUGACGGCUGGGGAGACCGCCACCUUUGAGUGCGAGCUUUCCUACGAGGACAUUCCUGUUCAGUGGUUCCUGGGGGGCACCAAGCUGGAACCAAGCGACAGAGUAGUGUUGAAGUCGGUUGGAAAAGUCCACAGCGUAACUAUACGAGAUGUCAAGUUGGAGGAAGGAGGUGAAGUCAAACUCGUCACCAAAGACUUCCAAACUGAGGCCAGUCUCACUGUCAAAGAGCCACCGGUGGAGUUCACAAAGCCUCUGCAGGACCAAACAGUGGAGGAGGAGUCCACUGCCACGCUGGAGUGUGAAGUUUCCAGAGAGAAUGCAGAAGUCCGAUGGUUCAAGGAUGAGCAGGAGAUCCACAAGACCAAAAAGUAUGAAAUAAUAACCGACGGGCGCAGGAGAGUGCUGCUUAUCCACGAGUGUACGCUGGAUGACUCAAGGACUUACACCUGUGAUGCCAAAGACUUCAAAUCCUCCUGUUUCCUUAAUGUUGAACCUCCACAUGUUGAGUUCUCAAAGCCACUCCAUGAUGUCGAGGUUAAAGAGAAAGAGUCUGCCAGGUUUGAGUGUGAAGUCUCCAGAGAGGACGCCAAAGUCCGCUGGUUAAAGGAUGGAAGUGAAAUAAGAAAGGGAAAAAAGUAUGAAAUCAUUGCCCAAGGUCGCCAACACAUCCUCAUUGUGCACAAAGCUGUGUUUGAUGAUGAGGCUGAGUAUGAAUGUGCUGCAAAGACCUCCAAAUCCUCCGGCAUGCUCACUGUUGUUGAGGAAGAGGCCAGAUUUAGUAAGAACCUGCCCAACGUGGAAGGAACAGAAACAGACAGUGUGCGGCUCAUCUGUGAGGUCUCCAAGCCCACUGCAGAUGUUGUCUGGUACAAAGGGGAGCAGGAGCUGCCUGAAGGCGGACGAUACGACCAGAUUGUUGAUGGCAAGAAAAGGAUCCUUCUCAUACAAAAUCUGCAAACAAGUGAUGCUGGGGAGUACAACUGUAGACUGAGUCCCACCAUCAAAACUUCUGGAAACCUCAAAAUCAAUGAACUGGCUGCUGAGUUUAUUUCAAGACCUCAGAACCAGGAGGUGGUGGAGGGCCAGAAGGCGGAGUUCACCUGCUCUGUCUCCAAGGAGACCUAUAACGUCAAAUGGAUGAAAGACAACAAGGAACUGGAAGAGGGAGAGAAGUACCAGAUGGUAAGUGAUGGUAAACGGCGUUCUCUGGUCAUCAAGAACUGCGAGCCGAAAGAUGAAGGCGGAUAUGUGGUGGUGAUCGGAGCGACCAGAGCCAGUGCUGACCUGACGGUGCAAGAGAAACUAAAGGUCAUCACUCCUCUAAAGGACACAGAAGGCAAUGAGGGACAGGAAAUAGUCCUGAAUUGUGAGGUGAACUUGGAGGGAGUAAAAGCCAAGUGGUUGAAAAACGAGGAAACGCUGUUUGAGAGCAGCAAGUAUUCCAUGGUCCAGAGGGACAACGUCUUCUCUCUUAGAAUCAAAGAGGCCCAGAAGGGAGAUGAAGCUAACUACAGCAUCAACCUGACGAACCAAAGAGGAGAACAAGCCAAGAGCACUUGCAGCCUUACAGUCAAAGAGGAAAGUCUGAGGAUCCUGGUCCCUCUGGAGGACGUAGACACUCAGGAAAAGAAUACCAUCAGCUUCUCCUGCAAGGUCAACAGGCCUAAUGCCACACUGAAAUGGAUGAAAGCUGGCCAGGAGAUCACGUUCAAUAAACGUGUUGUGUACCGCGUCGACAAAGACAAGCACACCCUGACCAUCAAAGACUGCUCCCUGGCAGACGAAGGUGAAUACACCGCCAUGGCUGGAGACAGCAAGUCCACAGCUGAGCUGAUCAUCAGUGAAGCUCCGACCGACUUCAGUGCACAACUCAAAGACCAGACCAUCGUUGAGUUUGAGGAUGCAGAAUUCACCUGCAAACUGACCAAAGAGAAGGCUGAAGUCAAGUGGUACAGGAACGGACGGGAGAUCAGAGAAGGACCCAGGUACAAGUUUUUAAGAGAAGGAAGCACAUGCACCCUGAUUAUCAAAGAGUGCAGACCUGAUGAUGAGUGUGAGUAUGCCUGCGGUGUGGAUGAGAAGAGAUCCAGAGCCAGGCUCUUUGUUGAAGAAACUCCGGUGGAGAUUGUUCGACCACCGCAGAAUGUGUUCGAGCCUCCAGGUUCUGAUGUAGUGUUUGAGGUGGAGCUCAAUAAAGACAGAGUGGAGGUGAAGUGGCUGAGGAAUAACAUGACGAUCGUUCAAGGAGACAAAUACCAGAUGAUGAGUGAAGGGAAACUUCACAGGCUUCAGGUCUGUGAAAUUAGGCCCAGAGAUCAGGGAGAGUACAGACUCAUCGUCAAAGACAAAGAUGCCAAAGCGAAACUGGAGCUGGCAGCUGCACCUCAGAUAAAGACCACUGACCAGAGCUACGUCACAGAUGCUGGGAAGCCCAUUGUCAUGGCCAUCCCCUACACCGCCUACCCGAAGGCCGAGGCCGAAUGGCUGUACAAUAACCAGAGUCUGCCCACAGACAGCAUAUACACCUCUGCUGACUGCACUGAAUAUCGCCUGAAGGACCCCAAGAAAUCUGAUGAAGGACGAUACAAAGUCCUGAUCAAAAACAAACACGGAGGGGGAGAAGCCUUCAUCAACCUGGAUGUCAUUGAUGUUCCUGGGCCAGUGAAGAAUCUGCAGGUAGUUGACACUGCAGACGGCGAGGUCAGCCUGGCGUGGGAAGAGCCUGAGAGCGAUGGGGGCACCAAGGUGAUCGCCUAUGUGGUGGAGAGACGUGACGUAAAGCGAAAAACCUGGACUCUUGCCACAGACCACGCCGAGAGUCCUGAAUACACUGUGACUGGACUGCAGAAGGACUCCUUUUACUUAUUUAGAGUAAGCGCCAGAAACCGUGUGGGCAGCGGUCCCAUCGUUGAGACCGACAAAGCAGUGCAAGCCAAGAACAAGUUUGAUGUUCCUGAUGCUCCUCUAAAUGUCAUCGUGGGAAACGUCACAAAGUUUGGCUGCACCGUCUCCUGGGAGCCUCCGCUGUCCGAUGGAGGCUCUCCCAUCACCUCCUACGUUAUUGAGCUACGUGACCGGACAUCAGUGAAGUGGUCCCCUGUCCAGCUGACUAAAGCUGAUGAGCUCAGCGCCAUUAUCAACGAUGUCAUUGAGAACAAAGAGUACAUUUUCAGAGUCAAAGCUGAGAACAAAGCAGGUGUUGGCAGGCCUAGUGCUGCCUCACAGCCUGUCAAAAUUAUGGAUCCUAUCGAGCCUCCCAGCCCUCCUCAGAACCUGUCUUGGAGUGACCAGAACAAGAGCUCUGUGCAGCUUACCUGGGAGACACCUCUGAAGAAUGGAGGCAGCAUGAUCACUGGAUACAUCAUUGAACGUUGUGAGGACGGCACUGACAAGUGGCUCCGGUGCAACGCCCGCCUCUGUCCCGACCUUUUCUAUAAGGUGUCUGGCCUGAAAUAUGGGACCAAGUACAACUACAGGGUGUUUGCUGAAAAUGCUGCUGGUCUUUCUGACCCAUCAAACACUGUUGGACCUCUGCUGGCCGAUGAUCCACACGUUGGGCCAACCUUGGACCUAAGCGCUUUCAAAGAUGGUAUUGAAGUUAUCGUCCCACAGCCUCUGACCAUCAGAGUUCCCAUCAGUGGAUACCCAACUCCUGUGGCUAAAUGGAUCUUUGAAGAGAAGGAGCUAACUGCUGAGAACGAGCGUGUUUCCCUGAUGACCAAGUCCACAUUCACAGAACUUGUUGUCACCCCGAGUGUUCGACCAGACAAAGGCAUUUACACACUGCAGCUGGAAAAUGAUGUCACAACUGUCUCAGGAGAGAUUGAAGUUAAUGUCAUUGCGGCACCAAGUGCACCAAAGGACUUCAAGGUUCUUGAGGUAACCCGACAGCAUGUCCACCUUAGCUGGGAAGCUCCAGAGCAUGAUGGUGGAAGUCCUCUCACUGGGUAUCAGGUGGAAAAACGAGAUGUGUCCCGCAAGACCUGGGUCAAGGUGAUUACAGGGAUCCAGGAUCUAGAGUUCACAGUCACAGAUGUGGUUGAAGGGAAAGAAUACCUGUUCAGAGUUACUGCCUGCAACAAAUGUGGACCAGGAGAGCCAGCGUACAUUGAUGAGCCUGUCAACGUCUCCUCACCAGCUACCGUCUCAGACCCUCCAGAAAAUCUGAAAUGGAGAGACAAGUCAGCCAGCGGCAUCUUCCUGACCUGGGAGCCACCCAAGUAUGAUGGUGGCAGUAGCAUUCGUGGAUACAAUGUUGAACGCUGCCAGAGGGGAACUGACAAAUGGGAGCCCUGUGGAGACAUGGUUCCUGAACUAAAGUGCCAAGUUACAGGUCUGAUUGAAGGCCAGUGGUACGCGUACAGAGUUAGAGCUCUGAACCGACUUGGAGCCAGCCAGCCAUGCAAAGCCACAGAUGAGAUCCAGGCUGUUGAUCCCAAAGAGGCUCCAGAGAUUCAGCUGGAUGCUAAACUGCUGGCUGGCCUUACGGCCAAUGCAGGCAGUAAGAUUGAACUCCCUGCUGAGGUCAAAGGUAAGCCAGAGCCCCGGGUGAAAUGGACCAAGGCUGACUUGGUCCUCAAACCAGAUGACAGGGUGUCAAUUGACACCAAACCUGGACACUCGACUGUGACCAUCGCCAAGACCACAAGAGAUGACACCUCCACCUACAUCAUAGAAGCUACCAACAGCAGCGGUCGUGCUACUGCCACUGUGGAUGUCAACAUCCUUGACAAACCUGGUCCUCCUGCCGCUUUUGACAUUUCUGAAAUUACCAAUGAAACUUGUUUCCUGGCCUGGAAUCCUCCACGUGAUGACGGAGGCUCCAAAGUCACCAACUACAUUGUUGAGCGGCGAGCUGCUGACAGCGAGAUCUGGCAUCGCCUGUCCUCCACUGUCAAACAGACCACCUACAAAGCAGUGGGCCUGGUUAAGUUCAAAGAAUACAUCUUCAGAGUGUUUGCUGAGAACCAGUUUGGCGUUGGUCCAGCAGCUGAACACCCAUCUAUCAUCGCCAGAUACUCCUUUGACACUCCCGGAGCUCCUUACAAAUUGGAAGGUUCAGAUAUUGCCAAAGACUCCCUGACAUUGACAUGGUACGAACCAGAUGAGGAUGGUGGAAGCCCCAUUACAGGGUACUGGGUGGAGCGAUAUGAGGCUGACCAUGACAAGUGGAUUCGAUGCAACAAACUGCCCAUUAAAGACACUAACUACAGGGUCAAAGGCCUCCCAACCAGAAAAAAAUACAAGUUUAGAGUUCUUGCAGAGAAUUUGGCAGGAAGUGGAAAACCCAGCAAGGAGACAGACCCAAUACUGAUCAAAGAUCCUAUAGAUCCUCCAUGGGCUCCAGGUAAGCCCACAGUAAAAGAUGUGGCUAAGACCUCGUGCUUCCUGAUGUGGACAAAACCGGAGCAUGACGGAGGAGCAAAGAUCGACAGCUACGUCAUUGAGAUGCUGAAGAGUGGAACCACCGACUGGAUCCGGGUGGCAGAGAACAUUGUCGGCUUGGAGUAUUUCCUGAAGGGCCUGAUGGAGAAGCAGGAGUAUUCGUUCAGAGUGCGAGCAGUUAAUGUUGCUGGAGAAAGCGAGCCCAGUGAGCCCAGCGACCCAGUGCUCUGCAAAGAGAGACUCAAUCCUCCAUCAGCUCCUCGAUGGUUGGAGGUCAUCAGCAUCAGCAGAAACAGCGCUGACCUGAAGUGGACGGCACCUGAGCGUGACGGAGGAUCACGCAUCACCAACUAUGUGGUGGAGAAGCGCGACGUGAGACGCAAAGGCUGGCAGGCCGUGGACACCACCGUCAAAGAGCUGAAGUCUACGGUGACUCCGCUUAACGAGGGCUCGCUGUAUGUCUUCCGCGUUGCUGCAGAGAAUGCAGUGGGCGUCGGCCCGUUCUGUGAGCUGGAGGACUCUGUGCUGGCUAAAGACACCUUCACUACUCCUGGCCCACCAUACGCUCUGUCUGUCAAUGCUGUGACUAAGAAAUAUGUGGACUUACAGUGGGAGGAGCCUAAAAAUGAUGGUGGCAGACCCAUUCUAAGGUAUUCCAUUGAGAAGAAAGAAAAACUUGGAACCCGCUGGGUGAAAUGUGGCAAAACUUCAGGACCAGACUGCAAGUACCGAGUUACGGACGUCAUUGAGGGAACAGAAGUCCAGUUCCAGGUCUGUGCCGAGAAUGAGGCUGGAGUUGGACACCCGAGCGAACCCACCGAAAUCAUCACCAUUGAGGAUCCCACUGGUGUACCUUCCCCCCCGAUUGAACUUCAUGUGACCGGAGCUAGCAGAAACUUCCUGUCCAUUGCCUGGAAGCCUCCACAGAAGGAUGGGGGCUCCCCAAUUCGUGGCUACCACAUUGAAAUGUGUGAAGCUGGAACACAGAAAUGGAUGAGGGUCAAUUCUCGUCCAGUAAAGGAGCUGAAGUACCAAGCGGAGGAGGGCGUGGUUCCUGAAAAGGAGUACAUUUUCAGAGUGAGGGCCAUCAACGCUGUCGGAGAGAGCGAACCCUCGGACAUCUCUGAAAACGUCUUUGCCAAAGACUCUGACUGUAACCCAACAUUGGAGUUUCAGACCUUGGAUUUGGUUGUUGUGGAGACAGAGAAGCUUCAUAUUCCAGUUCCCUUCAAAGCUGUCCCAGCCCCCAAAGUCACCUGGCACAAAGAUGGCAAAGAGUUGAAAGCUGAUGAGCGUAUUAGCUUCAGGAAGGAGUACACAUCCUUACACCUUGAGAUUGACAGCAGCGUUCACCCUGAUGCCGGAGUCUACAAGGUCACUCUGGAGAAUAGUCUCGGCAGUGCAAGCGCAACUAUCAAUGUCAAAGUCAUUGGUCUUCCUGGACCUUGUAAGGACAUUGUGGCCUCUGAGAUCACUAAAAGUUCCUGUAAAGUGUCCUGGGAUCCUCCUGACUAUGAUGGUGGCAGUCCAAUUCUUCACUACGUCUUGCAGCGACGUGAAGCUGGCAGAAGGACGUAUGUUAACAUGAUGUCUGGAGAGAACAAGGUCAGUUGGACAGUCAAAGACCUCAUCCCCAACGGAGAGUACUACUUCAGAGUCCAGGCCGUCAACAAGAUUGGAGGCGGAGAGUUCAUUGAGCUCCGCAAUCCAGUUAUUGCUCAGGACCAAAAGCAUGCUCCUGAUCCACCUGUGGACUUGGAGACUCAUAACCCCACAUCCAACACUAUCACUCUGACUUGGAAGCCUCCCAUGUAUGAUGGUGGUGCCAAGAUUAUGGGUUACAUCUUGGAGAAGCAGCAGAAAGGCGAGGACAAAUGGGAGAGGUGCAACGACUUUUUGGUACCAGUCCUUUCCUACACUGUCAGAGGACUGACAGAGGGCAAGAACUACACUUUCAGAGUAAAAGCUGAAAACGCCGCAGGGAUGAGUGAGCCAUCCCGUAACACGCCUUUUGUUAAGGCAAUGGACACCAUCGAUCCUCCGAAAGUUUUCCUAAGUGGCAGCCUGCAGUCUGGUCUCAGCGUGAGGCGGGGCUGUGAAAUCUGCCUGGAUGCUAACAUAUCAGGCUCCCCGUACCCUCAGAUCACCUGGUACUGGAACAAUCAGGAGAUCCAGCCUGAGCAGCUCCGCAAGAGGCCAGAGAAACCUCUAAAAAAGAAGGCAGAGGUUAAGGAGGAGGAGAAAAAGGAGGAAAAGAAGGAGGAGGAGAAGAAAGAGGAAGGGGAAGCAGAGAAAAAAGAGGAAAAAAAAGAAGAGGUGAAAGAGGGAGAGGAGAAAAAAGAAGAGGAGAAACCAGAGGAGGCGAAACCAGAGGAGGCGAAACCAGAGGAGGCGGCAGCCGCAGAGCCAGAGGCCGAGGAACUUGAUUAUCCAACCCUAAAUGAGCGACUGGCUAUUGACAACAGCCACAGAGGUGUGUCCUCAGUCGUCAUCAAAGACUCCAUUCGCCGUGAUCAUGGAGUCUUCAUGGUGAAGGUGGAGAAUAACCACGGCAUUGCCUCUGCAACAUGCGAGGUCAACGUACUUGAUACCCCGGGUCCUCCUGUGAACUUAAGAUUUGAGGAAGUGAGGAAGAACUCUGUUAUCUGCAAGUGGGAUCCUCCCCUGGAUGACGGUGGCAGCGAGAUUCUCAAUUACACAGUGGAGAAGAAGGACAACUCAAAGGUGGACUUUGGAUGGAGCUCUGUCACUGCCACACUUAGAGGCUGUCGCUACCUGGUGCCCAAGCUCAUAGAAAAGAAGGAGUAUAUCUUUAGGGUUGUGGCUGAGAACAAGUUUGGCCCUGGUGCUCCAUGUGUCUCCAAACCAGUCAUUGCCAAGAACCCUUUCGAACCUCCCGAGGCACCUGAUAAGCCAGUCAUUAAUGAUGUCACAGCCAACAGUAUGCUGGUUACUUGGAAUGAACCAGAUGGCAAUGGAAGCCCUAUAUUAGGAUAUUGGGUGGAGCGACGUGAAAUCAACAGUUCCCACUGGGCACGUGUCAACAGAGACAUGGUUCCAAAUACUGAGCUCAAUGUUGAAGGCCUCCUGGAGGGACUGACUUACAUCUUCAGGGUGGCAGCUGAAAACCAAGCCGGCCCUGGAAAGUUUAGUGGUCCCUCUGAACCAAAGACUGCCCAGGCACCAAUUUUGCCUCCUGGACCUCCAAUUGCAAGAGUAGUGGAAACCACUGACCACUCAAUAGAUGUGGAGUGGGAUCCACCUGCUGAUAAUGGCGGAGGAGAUAUUCUGGGAUACCACGUGGAUAAGGCAAUGGCUGGAACAAAAGACUGGUCUAGGUCAACAGAGCGCCCUUGGAAGACCCGGGCCUUUACUGUUUAUGGUGUGCGUGAGGGAGCCAAGUACAUCGUCCGAGUCAUUGCCUGCAAUGCUGCAGGAGAAGGAACACCUGGAUUCACAGAGUCUGUUUUUGUCAGGAAUCCUGCAGAGGUGCCCGUCAUUGAACUGGAUCUGUCAGUCAAGAAUGGGGUUACCAUCAGAGCUGGAGAAACACUACGCAUACCAGCUACAGUUACGGGCAAACCUUAUCCAUCAAUCUCUUGGACAAAGGAUGACAACAAACCUGACAAAGACCGUGUGGAAAUCCUCAGCGAGGGCAACAACAGCAUUGUUUCAAUCAAGAAUGUGCAGAGAAAGGACUGUGGCAAAUAUCAGAUAUCUGUUUGCAACCCCAGUGGCAUAAAGUCUGCGUGGACCAGGGUGGACGUGAUGGAUGUCCCUGGGCCCAUUACAGACCUGAAGCCAGUUGUUGUUACUCGUAAGAUGAUUUUCCUGAACUGGGACGACCCUGAAGAUGAUGGAGGUAGUGAUAUUACAGGCUUCAUUGUUGAGAGGCGAGAUGCCAAGAUGCACACAUGGAGGCAGCCUGUUGAAACUGCUUCAUCCAAGUGUGAGUGUGUGGGCAUCAUGGAAGGACAAGAGUACUUUUUCAGAGUUUUUGCCAAGAACAAGUUUGGCAUGGGCCCACCUGUUGAAUUAGGCCCAAUAAAGGCUGUGGAUCCACAAGGCCCACCGUCAUACCCUGAGAAGUUUCACUACACAGAGCGCACCAAGAACUCUAUCACAUUGGCUUGGAAGCCACCUCGCAAUGAUGGCGGCAGCCCUGUGAUUGGCUACUUUAUAGAGAAAAAGAGGCAGGACCAACAAGCCUUUGAGCCUUGUAACACUGAAAUAUGCCCUAACCUAACAAUGACUGUGGAGGGCCUGGAAGAGGCUUGGAUGUAUGAGUUUAGAAUCAAAUGUGCCAAUCUUAUUGGACAGAGUGAGCCAUCCAUUCCAUUGACUGUGGUUAUCCAAGAUGAUGAAGUGGGUCCUGAGGUUCACUUGCUGAAGCACUUCAAAGCUGACACCAUCAUAGUGAGAAAGAAUGAGCCAGUUGAGAUUCCUGCUAACGUGCUUGGACUCCCCAUCCCAAAAAUUGAGUGGUCCAAGGACGAUGUGGUGAUUGAAGAGUCAACCGAGACCCUUUUGAUAGAAACCGAGGUGACUGGAAGGAUGAAUGCUAAGACUACACUGUCUAUUCCUGCCGUGAACCGGAGGGACCGUGGCAGCUAUACUGUCUUAGCCUCAAACAAUAUGGGCUCAGCAAAGCACACUGUCUUUGUCAUGGUCCUGGACCGACCAACUCCACCCAGAAAUUUGACUGUGUCCAACAUCAUGGCGGAGUCUUGCUACCUGAACUGGGAUGCGCCCCUUGAUGAUGGUGGCACUGAGCUGACCAACUAUAUUGUUGAGAGAAAGGAAGUUGUUACAGACCAGCCAGAGCUAGAAGAAGGAGAGGAAGCUCCUCCUGAGCCACAAUGGGUGGAGGUCACUAACAGCAUAAUCGAGAGGAAAUACGGGGUUUGGAACUUGGAUACAAAUAAGACCUACAUUUUCCAGGUCAGAGCAGAGAAUCGCUUUGGUAAAUCUGACCCAUGUGCAACAGAGGAAGUCAAGAUAACAGACCCGUUCAGCCUUCCUGGACCACCAGAGAAACCAGCUAUUUCAGAAUUCUCCAGGACCUCCAUGACAGUGACUUGGGAGCCCCCUAGAGAAACUGGUGGCUCCAUGAUCAUUGGCUACUGGUUGGAGAAGAGGGAAAAAGGCACAGAAUACUGGGCUAAAGUUAACAAGACACCUGUGACCAAAAGGGGUGUCAAAGGCUGGGAGUAUCAGGUGACACGUUUGUUUGAAGGAACAGAGUAUGAGUUCAGGGUUGCAGCUUGCAAUUCAGCAGGAACUGGACCUUUUAGCAUGCCAUCUGAGUCUGCUUUCGCUGUUGAUCCCAUCACUCCUCCAAGCAUGCCCGCUGCUCCUGUGGUGGCUGACAAGACAAAGCACAAUGUCACGCUGACAUGGGACCCACCUGAGAGUGAUGGAGGAAGUCCAAUCAAAGGCUACAUCAUCCAGAUUCAGGAUGAGGGUGGAUCAGAUUGGGUUAGAGUGAAUGAUGUUGACAGCUUACACCCUACCACAGAAUUUACUGUACCAAGCCUCCGGGAGUUGAAGCGUUAUCGCUUCAGAAUCAUUGCAGUCAAUGACAUUGGCGAAUCCGAUCCCAGCCCCCGUACCAGUGAGGUUCUGGUGGAGGAUGUGCAGCUCCCACCUUUCAUCACGAUUGAUGUCAUGGCCGACGACCUUGUGGGUAUCCGUGCCGGAGAUCCUGUCAGAAUCCCUGCCACCAUUAGAGGCAGGCCUGUUCCAAAGGUAGCCUGGGACUAUGAAGGCAAAGCUGAAACCCAAAAGAAGGACAAACUGCAUAUUUUGCCUGUGGACUCUGGGGUUGAGGCUACAGACACAACAUCUGUGGUAAACAUCCCAGUCAGCAAGAGAAGCCAUUCUGGACGUUACACCAUCACAGCAAAGAACAAAUCUGGACAGAAACAUGUUAACGUCAGAGUGAUUGUCCUUGAUGUUCCUGGACCUCCAAAGGACCUAAAAGUCACUGAUGUCACCAAGUCAACCAUGAGGCUGAUCUGGAAACUCCCUGAAACUGAUGGAGGAGAAAGAAUCAAGAGCUACUUUAUUGAGAAGAAGUCAGUUAUUGACAAAGCCUGGACAAAGGUGAAUGCAGCUUGUGCAAGCCAGGCCUUUGUGGUUCCAGGCCUCCUUGAAGGUCAGGAAUACCUCUUUAGGGUCAGAGCUGAAAAUCGACUUGGAUUUGGGCCAUUUACUGUUACAACAGAACCUGUUCGAGCCAGAGAUCCUAUUUAUCCACCCGAUCCACCCACAAAGUUGAAGGUUAAUUUAGUGACCAAAAACACUGUCACUCUGAGUUGGGAACCUCCCAAAAACAACGGUGGCUCACCUGUAAAACAUUACAUUAUUGAGAAAUUGAGCUGGGACACCAGUGGCAAGGAGAAGGAGACCUGGAAGCAGUGCAACAAGAGAGAUGUGGAGGAGCUUACUUUUAUUGUUGAGGACCUAAAGGAGGGUGGAGAAUAUGAGUUCAGAGUGAAGGCAGUGAAUGCUGCUGGACCAAGUCGACCCUCUGCCACUGUUGGACCCAUGGUAAUCAAGGAUCAAACAUGUGCUCCCACCAUCCAACUCCGGGAGGCCAUGGACGGAGAGGAAGACUGCGAUGUCAGUAUCGUUGCAAAAGUCAGCGGCUGUCCAUUCCCAACCCUGACCUGGCACAAAGCUAGCCUGGCCAAACCAGAGGAGAAAGUUGCAGUGCAGUAUGACCAGCACAUCAACAAACUGGUAACCCAGGACAAGUGUACACUGCUGAUCCAGCAUGCCAGCAGGCAUGAUAGCGCCCUCUACAGUCUGACAGCCAGCAACAGUCUUGGCACCGUAACCAAAGACAUCAAGCUGUCAGUGCUAGGACCCCCUGGACCACCAGUCGGACCAAUUAAGUUCACUGAGGUGUUUGCAGAGAGAAUUGGCCUGGCUUGGGAACCUCCUAAAGAUGAUGGUGGAUCUAAAAUCACCAAUUACGUUGUUGAAAAACGUGAAGACAACAGGAAGUCCUGGGUUCAUGUCUCCAGUGACCCCAAGGAAUGUGCUUACGUGGUCACCCGGCUCACAGAAAACCAUGAGUAUGAGUUUAGAGUUAUGGCCCAGAACAAGUUUGGAGUUGGACCCCCCGUGGUCAGUGAGCCAGAAAAGGCCAGAAACCUCUUCACUGUGCCUGGUCAAUGCGAGAAACCAACUGUCACUGACGUUUGUCUGGAAUCCAUGACUGUCAACUGGGAUGAACCCAAAUAUGACGGUGGAUCCUCCAUCACUGGUUACUUUAUUGAGAAGAAGGAGACCACUUCCAAGCGUUGGACUCGUGUCACUCGCGACCCAAUCAGGGCGUUACCACUUGGAAACAACUGGGAUGUCACUGGUCUGAUGGAGGGUGCCAUGUACCAGUUUAGGAUCAUUGCGAUCAAUGCAGCUGGCUGUGGUCUGCCUAGCAUACCCUCAGAUCCCAUACUCUGUAGGGACCCCAUCAAACCACCAGGCGAACCUACUCCAAAGGUGACAGACUGGACAAAGUCAACUGUGGAGUUGGAAUGGAUCCCACCAACAAUGGAUGGAGGAUCAAAGGUGACUGGUUACAUUGCUGAGUUUAAGGAGAUUAACAAGGAAGAGGAGGAGAAGAAAGCUCAGAGGAAGCUUCUACUACUGAGCGACGCAGAGGAGGAAAAGGAACCGGAGAGCGACGAGGGCUGGGAAAAAGUCAAAGACACAGAGAUCAGAGGGACAAAAUAUGUGGUUACUGAUUUGAAGGAGGGCGGUCUGUACCGCUUCCGAGUUCGAGCCAUUAAUGCUGCUGGAGAGGGAGAACCAGGAUAUGUGUCUGAGCUUAUUGAAGUCAAAGACAGAACAAUUCCUCCCGAGAUGGACCUGGAUGCCUCAGUGAAGGAAAAGAUUGUAGUCCAUGCUGGAGGCACAAUUCGCAUCAUCGCUUAUGUGUCAGGCAAACCUGCACCGCAGAUUACCUGGUGUCGCGACGAUGCCGAGGUGCCCAAGGAAGCUGCAGUGGAGCAGACCGGCAUCUCAAAUUCUCUGGUCAUCAAAAACUGUAGGCGCCAACACCAAGGCAUCUAUACACUAAGUGCUAAAAAUGAAGGAGGAGAGAGAAGGAAAGCUGUCAUUGUUGAAGUCUUGGAUGUUCCUGGACCAGUCCGUCUUCCCUUCGUUGGAGAGAAUCUGACUACCGACUCCUGUAAGCUAACCUGGUCUUCCCCUGAGGAUGACGGUGGUUCAGCCAUCACCAACUACAUCAUUGAGAAGCGUGAGGCUGACCGCAUGGGCUGGACCUCCGUGUCUUACACUGUGACAAGAAACAACGCAGUGGUGCAGGGACUUAAUGAUGGCAAGGGUUACUUCUUCAGGAUCGCAGCCGAGAACAUCAUUGGCAUGGGACCUUUCAUAGAGACGGAGAAAAUGGUUCUCAUCAAAGACCCUAUUUCUGUCCCAGAGCGUCCAGAGGAUCUGAUCGUCACUGCUGUUACCAAAGACUCUAUCUCUGUUUCCUGGAGACCACCAAAGUACGAUGGCGGUGCUGAGGUGACGGCAUACGUUCUUGAAACCCGAAUGAUUGGCCGUGACAAUUUUACAAGAAUAGGUGGAGAAGAAAAACUAAUGGAGAGGAAGUUCACACUGACUGGGCUUAAAGAUGGCUCAAGCCAUGAGUUUAGAGUCUCUGCUGUCAAUGAAGUUGGACAGGGCAAGCCGUCCUUCAACACUAAAGCGGUGCAAUGCAAAGACGAGCUUGAACCACCAUCUCUGGAACUGAACUAUAGGGAAAGCAUGAUUGUGAAGGUGGGUGACCCCUGCAUGCUGUCAGGGCGCUACAACGGUAAACCAGUACCUUCUGUUGCCUGGACAAAGAAUGGCGAAGAGCUGAAGGCCGACGAAGACAUUGGCCUCUUUAGCAGCACAAGUACUUUCAGCCUCAACAUCAACAAGGCCAAGAGAGACCACAGCGGCCGCUACUGUGUCAACAUAGAAAAUGCCGCCGGCACUCGCUUAGGAAUAUGCAACAUCACUGUGGUUGACCGUCCUCAGCCACCGGAGGGACCUGUAGUAUUCAAUGAGGUCUACAGGAACUACAUGGUUAUCUCCUGGAACCCCCCACUAGAUGAUGGAGGUUGUGCCAUCUCCACUUACAUAGUGGAGAAGAGAGAUACCAACCGAGAUUUGUGGAUGCCGGUCACCUCAUCUUGUACCAGAACCACCUGCAAGGUGCCAAAACUGAUAGAGGGUCGUGAUUACAUCAUUCGGAUCAUGGCUCAGAACAUGUAUGGAAUCAGUGACCCCCUUCUGUCAGCAGAGACCAAAGCCAGAGAUGUUUUCAAGGUGCCUGACGCUCCCAAGCAGCCUACAAUUAAAGAGGUCUACCAUGACUCUGCCUUGAUCACCUGGGAGCCUCCUGCAGAUGGAGGAAAACCAAUCACAGGAUAUAUUGUGGAGAGGAAGGAGACUAAGGCCAGCAGAUGGGUGCGCUGCAACACAGAGAGAAUCCAUCCAAAGGUGGAGUACUGGGUGACAGAGCUGCUGAAAGGCUGCGAGUAUGAGUUCAGAGUAAGCGCUGAGAACGAGGUUGGAGCUGGAGACCCAAGCCCACCAUCCAAGCCAGUGUUUGCCAAAGAUCCCAUUGUGAAACCCAGCCCUCCUGUGAACCUCAGAGCCAUUGACUUCAGCAAGGAGUCUGUGACUUUGUUCUGGGAGCCACCCACAGACACUGGAAGAGGAAAGAUCUUUGGGUAUUUGCUGGAGUUCCAGAAAGCCGGAGAGGAAGAAUGGCACAAGGCAAACCAGACUCCUGACUCCUGCCAGGAUACACAAUUCAAAAUGAUCAAUCUGGAGGACGGUGCUCUGUACCGCUUCAGAGUCCUUGCUGUCAACGCUGCAGGAGAGUCUGAUCCUGCCAAUGUGAAGGAGCCAAUCAGAGCACAAGAAAGACUUGAACCUCCUGAGUUGAUUCUGGAUGCUGGAAUGACCCGUGAGGUGAAGGCAAUGGCGGGAACUCACAUCACUCUCAUGGCCACCAUUAAGGGUGCCCCGUUCCCCAAGGUCAUUUGGAAAAAGAACGAUGCAGACGUUCCAACUAGGGCUGACAUCGAGACCAACCAGUCAGGCACCAAGCUGGAGAUGAGAUUCUGCAAUCGUGAUGACUGUGGUGACUACACACUGACUGUGGAAAACCCAGCUGGGUCUAAGACUGUCACUUGCACAGUGCUGGUUCUUGAUAAACCUGGUCCAAUUCAGCACCUCCGGGUGUCUGAUGUCAGGAGUGACUCUGCUUACCUGUCCUGGAAAGACCCGGAGGAUAAUGGCGGUUCACGCAUCACAAAUUUUGUGGUUGAGAAGAAAGACACAGCUUCCACACAGUGGGUCCCUGUGUGUUCCACAUCUAAGAAGCGCAGCAUGAUGCUGAAGCACCUGAUGGAGGGCACCUCCUACGUGUUCAGAGUUGCUGCUGAAAACAUUUAUGGACGCAGCGAAUACACUGAAACACCAAAAGCUAUUAAGGCAAUGAACCCACUAUUCCCUCCUGGUCCUCCUAAAGAUCUGCACCAUUCUGAUGUGGAUAAAACAGAGGUAUGGCUUGUUUGGAAUUGGCCAGAUCGCAAUGGAGGAAGUGAGAUUACAGGCUUCCUGGUCGAGUACCAAGAAGAAGGAGCAAAGAAUUGGGAUGAGUGGAAGACUGUGAGCAUACCUGAGAGUCAUGUGACUGGCCUGGAAGAGGGAAAGACCUACCGCUUCAGAGUGAGAGCGGAGAAUGCCAUCGGCCUCAGCAGACCUGACACCACAGUGCCCAUUCUUUGUCAAGAGAAACUAGUGUCUCCAGUCAUUGAAGUAGAUGCUAAGCUAAUUGAAGGCAUCAUUGUGAAGGCCGGCACAACUAUCAGGCUCCCAGCUAUAAUGAGAGGAAUCCCUGUCCCCACUGCUAAGUGGUCUAUUGAAGGAGAGGAGAUCACUAGUGAGGGCAACAUCAAGAUCGACACUGAUAACUUCUCCACCAUACUCAGUAUUAACGAAUGUACUAGGAACCACACUGGAACCUACCUACUCACUGUGUCCAAUGCAGCCGGGUCCAAGACUGUUGGCCUGAAUGUUACAGUCUUGGAUGUCCCUGCAGCUCCCAUUGGACCAGUUAAUAUCCUGGAGGUCACACCAGACUCCAUGACUAUUGAAUGGCGCCCUCCCAAGGAGGAUGGUGGAAGUCCCAUCACCAACUACAUUGUUGAUAAAAGGGAGUCCAACAAGGAGACCUGGGGAGGUGUUAGCUCUGGAAGCCUUGGCACAGAGCUAAAAAUCACCCGUCUGCAGAGAGGAGCAGAGUAUGUGGUUCGCAUUCGUGCUGAGAACAAGAUGGGGGUUGGGGCUCCACUGGAAAGUAAACCCACUGUUGCUGAGCACAGUUUUAUGCCACCAAGCCCACCUGGUAAACCACAGUCAUAUGAUCUCUCAGAGGACAGUGUUACAGUUGGCUGGACUAUGCCUCUGGCAGAUGGUGGCAGCCAGAUUACUGGUUAUUUAAUUGAGCGCAGACAUAAGGGAGGCAAGUGGAUACGUGUUAACAGAAUACCUUGCAAAGAUUUGCGAUACAGAGUCCUUGGUCUCUUUGAGGGAAAUGAGUAUGAGUUUAGAGUGUUUGCUGAGAAUAUUGCUGGCUAUAGUGGCCCCUCUCCUAUUUCGGACCCAUGUAAACCCUGCCGACCCAUCACAGUUCCACGUCCUCCGAUCAACCCCAAAAUUAAGGAUUACAGCAAAACCACUGCGGAUCUGGUGUGGACCAAACCUUCUAAAGACGGAGGUAGCCCUAUCCUUGGCUACACUGUGGAGAUGAGGAAGGGUGAUGCAGAGGAAUGGAAAAAAGUAAAUCUUGAUGACUUUAUCAAGUUAUGUGCUUAUCAAGUAAAGGGUCUAGAAGAGGGCGUGGCAUACAAGUUUAGAGUAUAUGCAUCCAACAUGGUCGGUGAUGGAGAGGCCAAAGAAAUUCCGGACUCUAUUGUUGCUCAGGACAUUCUUAUCCCUCCCGAGAUCGAAAUGGACGCAGCUUGUCGCGAGCGAGUAACUGUUCGCGUUGGCCACAACAUCAACAUCACUGGUUACAUCAAGGCUCGCCCGGAUGCUGAGGUCAUUUGGUCAAAGGAGGAGACAGUUUUAGAAAACAGCAAACGUGUGACCAUCACUCAGAAUUUCCCUGUCGUUCACCUGAAAAUAAAAGAAGCAACAAGAGCUGAUCAUGGCAAAUACACCCUGAAAGCUUCAAAUGAAGGUGGAGAAGCUUCCUGCACCAUUGUAGUAAAUGUAUUAGACAGACCAAGUCACUGCCAGAACUUGCACACGACCUACGUCACCAAGGACUCAUGCAUGAUCAACUGGGACGUACCUCUGGACAAUGGUGGAUCUGAGAUUACCCAUUACAUUGUAGAAUGCCGUGAGCCCAGUAUUAGCAUGUGGUCCAUGAUCUCUUCCAACUGCACAAAUCGCAAGAUUAAAGCCAAAUUGAUGGAAGGCCAUGAAUACUUCUUCCGCGUGUGUGCUGCCAAUAAAAUAGGACCUGGACCCAGUGUGGAAACCAAGACUCCUACUCUGGCUGUUGACCGCAUUGAAAAGCCAGGUGAGCCAGAAAACUUCAGAGCCACAGAAAUUGGCAAAAACUUUGUCUACUUGAGAUGGAGAAAGCCUGACUAUGAUGGUGGCAGCCCCAACCUCCAUUACAAUAUUGAGUCCAAAACUAAAGAUGCAGAAGAGUGGCAGAAGCUUAACACAAGUCCAUUGACUGACACUUUCUUCUUGGCGGACAAAUGUGUGGAAAACCAGACAUAUACUUUCAGGGUUCAGACUGUGAAUGAAGGAGGAGAGAGUGCUUGGGUGAAACUUGCUGAUAUAGUGGUAAAAGAGGACCUCCAGAAGCCAGUCAUUGAUCUUAAGGUGGCUGGAACUGUGACUGUGAAGGCUGGAGAGUCUGUCCGGAUGGAGGCUGCCCUGAGAGGAAAACCCCAACCUGAGGUGAAAUGGACAAAGGACAAGGCUGUGGGAGACAACCCCAGACUGAGUUAUGAAACUGGUCCAGACUACUCCAAAUUCCUUUUGACAAAAUCUAGACGCACAGACACUGGAAAGUAUAUCAUUACUGCUACCAAUGCUGCUGGUACUUUUACAGCAUAUGCUAACGUCAAUGUCCAUGAUGUCCCUGGGCCUGUACGUAACUUGAGAGUUACUGGUAUUGGAGCUGACAAAUGCAGAGUAGUGUGGGAUGGUCCUGAGGAUGAUGGAGGAUGUGAGGUGGACAGCUACAUAUUAGAAAAGUGCGAGACUAGGAGGAUGGUCUGGUCUACAUACUCUGCCUCUGUAGUUACACCAUACUGCAAUGUUACUCACCUGGUGGAGGGCAAUGAGUACAUCUUCAGGGUGAGGGCAGAGAAUAAAAUGGGAACUGGCCCUGCCACUGAGAGCAAACCUGUAACUGUGAGGACACAAUUCAAUAGACCUGGACCUCCUGAUGCCCCUGAGGUUACAAAGGUCAGUAAGGAUGAAAUGACAGUGGUUUGGGCUCCUCCUGAGAAUGAUGGAGGAAAAUCCAUCACUGGCUAUAUCCUGGAGAGGAAAGAGAAGAGGGCAGUGCGCUGGGUGGCUUGCACCAAAAGCCCUAUUUCAGAGAGACGGAUGAAAGUUACUAAUCUUAUUCCAAACCAUGAAUACCAGUUCAGAGUAAAAGCUGAAAAUGAGGUUGGUCUUGGGGAUCCAAGCAAACCAUGCAGACCUGUGGCAGCCAAAGAUCCCAUCGAACCACCUGGCCCCCCUGCAUUCCUGAAAGUUUCAGACAGCACUAAAACUUCUAUCACCCUUUCCUGGUCAAAGCCUAUUUAUGAUGGUGGCGCACCAAUCAUUUGCUACAGCCUGGAUCUGAGGCUGAAAAGUGAAGCGGACCCCGAGAAGCCCUCUGAGGGCUGGAAAAGGAUUGAUACCCAUGGCCCAUUAGUGCUCACAGAGUUCACGAUUGGAGAGUUGGAUGAGACGCAGGAAUAUGAGUUUAAGGUGUCUGCACAAAACCAAGUUGGCUGGGGACGCCAUGCCUACCUGAGGGAAGCAGUGGCCCCCAAGGAGAUUCUGGAGGCUCCAGAAAUUGAACUGGAUGCCAGCUUGAGGAAAGGGCUUGCUGUCAGGGCUGGCUGUCCAAUUAGACUAUUUGCUAUCAUAAGAGGAAGGCCAGCACCUAAGGUUACCUGGAAGCGCAUGGGAGUGGAUAAUGUGGUCCGAAGGGGUCAUGUGGACCAGGUCGACACAAUGUCUUUCUUGAUCAUCCCUGAGAGCACUAGAGAAGAUUCUGGGAAGUAUUCAUUGACUCUUUCCAACUCAGCUGGAGAAAAGGCUGUGUUUGUCCGUGUCAAAGUUCUUGACACUCCUGGUCCUGUUGGUGGAUUAGAUGCAACUGAUGUCACUAAGACAACAGCUCAACUUUCCUGGUUGCCUCCAGAGAAUGAUGGUGGUAGCCCUAUCACCAGUUACAUUGUAGAGAAACGGGAGGUGGACAGAAAGACUUGGACAAAAUGCAGUGAAGACCAGAAAAAGACCAGUUUUAAGGUCACCAACCUUACACCUGGAGUUGAAUACUAUUUCAGAGUUAUGGCCUGCAACAAAUAUGGUAUUGGAGUUCCUCAAGACUCUCCUAGAUCCUACUUGGCUGUUGACCCCAUCAGCGAGCCUGACCCUCCAAAGAAGAUGGAUGUUCUAGAGAUCACUAAGAACAGUGCUACACUUGGCUGGCUCAAGCCACUUAGAGAUGGAGGGGCCAAAAUUAAUGGCUAUCUCAUUGAUUAUCAGGAGGAAGGUGCACCUGAAGAUAAAUGGACACCAUACUCCGUAGUGAAAGAUUUAACAAUUGUGGUGGUUGGCCUGAAGGAGGGACAGAAGUAUAAAUUCAGAGUGGCAGCUAGGAACUCUGUAGGAACGAGCUUGGCCCGAGAGGCGGAGGGAAUAUUUGAAGUCAAGGAACAGCUCAUGGCUCCAAAGAUCAUCAUGCAUGACAUUGUGACAGUCAGAGCUGGAUCUAAGAUGGUGGUUGAAGCCAUUGUGGCAGGCAAACCCCCUCCAGUCUGUAAAUGGAAGCAGGGAAAUGAGGACGUGUUGACAUCUGACCGCCUCUCUGUGGUUAAGACGUCCACAACCUGCACACUUAUCAUUAAGAAUGUGACCAGAAAGGACAGCGGAUACUACAGCCUGUCUGCUGAGAACAGUACAGGCAAGGUCAAUCAGAUCCUCAGAGUCAUUGUCAUGGACAUCCCUGGACCUCCAGAAGCUCCCUUACAGAUCACAGAGUUGGAUAUAGAUGCCUGCACAUUGCUCUGGAACUCCCCACAGGAAGAUGGUGGCAGCAACAUCACAAACUAUAUUGUAGAGAAAUGUGACAUCAGCCAAGGAGACUGGGUCACAGUGUCUGCAUCUUGCACCAAGACGAGCUUUAGAAUGACUAAACUGACACCCGGAAAAGAGUACUGUUUCCGGGUCCGUGCUGAGAACAGAUUUGGCAUUUCUCAGCCUGUCUACUCUGAGAAGAUCAUAGCCAGAUAUCCAUUUGAUCCUCCCAGUGAACCCAUAAAUCUCCAAAUCAAUAAGAUCUUCAAAGACUUUGUCAUCCUAUCAUGGGAGCGCCCCUCCAGUGACGGUGGUAGCCCCAUAACUGGAUACUGUAUUGAAAAGAAGGAGAGAAAUAGUCUUCUGUGGGUAAAAGCUAACGAGGCUGUUGUCAAAGCGUUGCAGUACACUUGCACAGGUCUGAUGGAAGGCUUGGAGUACACCUUUAGAGUGUCUGCACUCAACUUGGCUGGACAGGGCAAACCUUGCAAACAAACUGAUCUGAUUACAGCCAGGACUGCUGUUGAUCCACCAGGUAAACCUGAGCCUAUGGAUGUAACCAAACAUUCAGUUUCAUUGGUCUGGAGUCGUCCUGAACACGAUGGUGGGAGCAAGCUGAUUGGCUACUAUGUGGAAUACACCAAGCUUCCAGAGGAGAAGUGGAAUCGCUGCAAUGCUAACUGCAUGAAUAUCCAGACAGAAAGCUAUGUGGUUACGGGCCUGGAAGAAGGUCAACAGUAUCAGUUUAGAGUCAUUGCCAAAACUGCCAUAAACAUUAGCCUCCCAUCAGAGCUGUCUGACCCCAUCCCAGUCAUUGCACAAAAUGUUCCUCCUCGUGUUGAACUUGGCAUCAAUAUGAAGACCCUGAUUGUAAUCAAAGCUGGAGAGAAUGUUGUCCUUGAUGCUGAGGUGUUUGGCAAGCCUUUGCCCAAAGUAAGUUGGAAAAAAGAUGGAGCACCUCUGGUUCUCGCUGAGGGAAUGAAGAUGACCCAGAAAAAACAUGUCCACAUGCUGGAGCUUUUCUCAGUUACUCGAAAGGAGACCGGAGACUACACUAUUACUGCUGAAAACGCAAAUGGCUCUAAGUAUGCCACCAUUAAAGUGAAAGUGCUGGACAAACCCGGCCCUCCAGCCUCAGUGAAAAUUAGCAAGGUGUUUGCUGACCGUAUUAAACUGGGCUGGGAGCCCCCACUGGCAGAUGGCGGAUCUGAAAUUACCAACUACAUCAUUGAGAAGCGUGAGACCAGCAGGGCCAACUGGGCAUUGGUCACCUCCAACAUCCAUGGCCACAUCACCGACUGCUCAGUGGAGAAGCUUAUUGAGGGUCACGAAUACCAGUUCAGAGUUAGUGCUGAGAACCAGUAUGGGGUUGGAGACCCCAGAAUGACUGAUGCAGUCAUGGUCAAGAACCCAUAUGAUGUUCCAGGACCAUGUGAACCACCAGUCAUUACUAACAUUACUAAGGACUCUAUGACUGUCAGUUGGAAGGCUCCAGCCAAUGAUGGCAAAGCACCCAUUUUGGGUUACCUGGUGGAGAAACGCGAGGCUACUGAGCUGUCCUGGGCAAAAGUGAACCGUCGCCCUGUCAUUGACAGAACAAUCAAAGCUGUUCAGCUGACUGAGGGCUCAGAGUACGAGUUCAGAGUCAUCGCUCUAAACAAGGCUGGUUUGGGUAAACCCAGUGAUGCAUCCAACGCUGCUCUGGCUGUCGACCCUGUCUAUCCUCCUGGCCCACCUGCAUUCCCCAAGGUGGUGGACUCUACCAAGAGCUCCAUCAGCCUUAGCUGGACCAAACCUGCCUAUGAUGGCGGCUGUGAGAUCAUUGGAUAUCUAGUGGAGUGCAAGCGAGUUGAUGCUGAGGACUGGACUAAGUGCAACGUUCCAAAGAAACUCCAGGCAACCAAAUUUGUGGUAACUGGCCUGAUGGACAACACUGAGUACCAGUUCAGAGUCCUUGCUGUCAACAAAAUUGGCUACAGUGAACCCAGCGAGGUCCCAGGAAACCACACGCCCAAGGACAUACUAAUUGCUCCAGAGGGUGAAUUGGAUGCUGACCUGAGAAAGGCUUUGGUUCUGCGAGCUGGUGUCACAAUGAGGCUUUAUGUCCCACUGAGGGGACGGCCAGCGCCAAAGGUGACGUGGACAAAGGUAGACGCCAAUCUUAAGGAUAGACAAAGCUUGCUGAUCAAGACAUCAGACUGGGACACUCUACUGAUGAUUGAGGAUGUAAACCGUUAUGACGCUGGCAAAUAUGUGCUGUCCCUUGAGAACAGCAGUGGAUCCAAAAGCUACACCAUCAUAGUAAAAGUUCAUGAUUCCCCUGGACCACCUGUAAACCUAAUUGUGAAAGAGACUUCCAAAACCCAUGCCAGCAUCACUUGGGAACCACCUCUGAUAGAUGGUGGCAGCCCAGUCAAGAACUACAUUGUAGAGAAACGUUUGGCAGAGAGAAAGGCCUGGACCUGUGUGACCACAGAAUGCCCAAAGACCUCCUUCAGAAUUACCAACCUUGAGUCAGGACAGGCAUACUGCUUCAGAGUGCUGGCUGAAAACAACUAUGGUAUUGGAGAAGGGGUUGAAACAGCAGGAAGUGUCCGAGCUUCAGAACGACCAGGUCCAGUCACAGACUUCAAAGCACAAAAGACCACCAAGGAAUCUGUCACCUUGGGAUGGAAGAAGCCUCUCAGCGAUGGUGGAAGUCAUGUUAGCGCAUACAUCCUAGAGCAGAAUGAAGGCGAGGAAAAAUGGAAGCAGAUCAUGAAGGGCAAAAACACCUCAUAUGUAGUUGGUGACUUGACAGAGGGAAAAGAGUACCAAUUCAGGAUCAAGGCCCUCAAUGAGUCUGGAGAGGGACCACCAACUGAGCUCACAGCAGUAGUCAAGGACCAGUUUGUGCUGCCUGACUGCAACUUGAGUAAUCUGCAUGAUGGCUGCUGCACUGUGAAGGAGGGCAGCACCACACGCAUCAAUAUUCCAGUAUCUGGUAUUCCUUACCCUUCUGUCAUCUGGAAGAAAGGUGACAUGGUGCUCGGAGAUACUGGCAGAAUGUGUGUGGAGGCCUCUCCUGGCGUUACCACCCUUCUUCUCCGAGAUUGCCAGAGAGCUGAUGCCGACACUUUCACAAUUGUAGCCAAAAACAGUGCAGGUUUGAAGGAAUGCAAGUUCCAGCUAAAAGUGGUUGGAAAACCAGGUAUCUGCACUGGACCCAUUAAAUUCAGUGAAAUCACGGCAGACGGAAUUACUCUGGAAUGGGGACCACCAACAGAUGAUGGAGGUGCAGAGGUUUCUAAUUACAUUGUGGAGAAGAGGAGGACCACAGACAACAAGUGGGCCACAGUGGCUUCAGCCACUCAAAAGACUACCAUGAGGGUGAUUAGACUCCAUGAUGGUGUGGAGUACAUCUUCAGGGUGUUCGCUGAGAAUAAAUAUGGGGUUGGAGAAUAUUUGAGGUCUGAUCCAGUCAUUGCCCAGCAUCCUUUCAACGUGCCUGAGGCACCAGCUCCUCCACAGAUUGUAACCAUCCGCCAUGAGUCAGCAAUCCUAAUUUGGACUGAUCCCGCGGAUAAUGGUGGCUCCCCUAUCACUGGAUAUCACAUAGAAUUUAAGGAGAGGAACAGCCUGAUGUGGAAACGGGCCAGUAAGACUCCUCUAAGAGUGAAGGAAUGUAGAGUUACUGGGCUGACAGAGGGACUAGAAUAUGAGUUCAGGGUGAUGGCCCUGAACAUGGCUGGCCUUGGAAAAGCAAGUAAAGUUACUGAAGCUGUGGUUGCUCUGGAUCCUAUUGAUCCUCCUGGAAAACCAGAUGUCAUUAAUGUCACUAGAAAUACAGUCACACUAAUGUGGACACCUCCCAAAUAUGAUGGUGGCUACAAACUGAUCGGCUACAUGGUGGAGAAGUUAGAGGCUGAUGGCAAGGCCUGGACAAAGGCCAACCAUGUCAACAUUCAGGGUUGUGCCUUCACUGUCACUGACCUAUCAGAAGGAUCCCAGUAUCAGUUUAGAAUAAGGGCAAAGAAUGCAGCUGGUGCCAUCAGUGAGCCUUCAGAUUGUACUGAGUUUCUAACCUGCAAGGAUGAGUAUGAGCCUCCAUCUAUAACUAUUGACCCAGACAUGAAGGAUGGUGUAUCAGUCAGGGCUGGAGAUACAAUUGUGAUUUCUGCUUCUAAGAUUGUUGGAAAACCUCCCCCAACUACUUUCUGGUCCAAGGGAGGUCGGGAGUUCAAGAACUCUGAUAUCAUCACUGUCAGCAGCACCCCCACCACCUCCACUCUAGCCAUUAAGUAUGCAAGUCGAAAGAACACGGGAGAGUACAUUAUCACUGCCAGCAACCCUUUUGGUAUUAAGGAGGAACAUGUUAAAGUGAAAGUUCUAGAUGUACCUGGACCACCAGGUCCCAUUGAAGCAAGUAAUAUUUCAGCAGAGAAGUGUACUCUGACCUGGCUUCCACCAGAAGAAGAUGGAGGAAGCUCUAUAAAGUCCUACAUCCUUGAAAAGAGAGAGACUAGCCGCCUACAGUGGACCAAGCUAGCAGAAAAUGUUAUGGACUGCAGAUAUGUAGCUGCAAAACUAAUCAAAGGCAAUGAAUACAUCUUCAGAGUGCAAGCUGUGAACCAGUAUGGCACCGGAGACUCAAGCCAAUCGGGUCCAGUCAAAAUGGUUGAUAGUUUUGGCCCACCAGGUCCACCCUCAAUCCCAGAGAUUGACAAUGUCAGCAGGAAUGCAAUCACUAUUUCAUGGAAGAGACCAGCAAAUGAUGGUGGCUGUGACAUUAGAGGAUAUUCUGUGGAGAGAAAAGAGAGAAAAGGACUGAGAUGGGUGAGAGCCCAUAAGAGGUCAGUCCCUGACCUCCGCUUUAAGGUGCAAGGCCUAACUGAAGGAGUUGAGUAUGAGUUCAGGGUCACUGCUGAAAAUAAAGCUGGAUUUGGGGAGCCAAGUGAGCCAUCGCGCCCUGUGAUGACAAAAGAUAUUGUUUAUCCCCCUGGCCCUCCAUCCAAUCCAAGAAUUACAGAAACCACAAAAACCACAGCAACUUUUGCCUGGGGCCGGCCCCACUAUGAUGGAGGUCUUGAAGUGGAGGGAUAUAUUGUUGAAUAUAAGAAAGAAGGUCAUGAUGAUUGGGAAACAGAAACACAGUACCCAGUGAAGAUUACAGAAUAUGUUAUUGGCAAGCUUCAAAAAGGAGGCAAAUACCACUUUAGAGUUUGUGCCAUAAACUCAGAGGGAGUGGGUGAGCCUGCAGAGGUUGAAAAGGUGACUGAAUUAGUGGAUCAAGAAACACUGCCUGACUUUGAACUUGAUGCUGAACUCAGAAGAACUUUAGUGGUGAGAAGCCGUUGUUCAAUUCGUAUGUUUAUCCCAAUCAAAGGACGUCCUGUUCCUGAAGUAACUUGGAGCAAAGAUGAUACAAACCUGAAAGUCCGUGCUCACAUUGACAACACAGAAUCUUACAGUCUAUUUGUUAUUCCUGAAUGCAACAGAUAUGAUGCUGGAAAGUAUAAUCUCUGUUUGGAAAAUGUUGCUGGUAAGAAAACUGGUUUUGUCAAUGUAAGGGUUCUGGACACACCAGGUCCACCAGUCAACCUCAAACCAAGAGAGGUGACCAAGAACAGUAUCACUCUUCAGUGGGAAAUCCCAAUAAUAGAUGGUGGUUCUAAGAUCCAUAACUACAUUAUUGAAAAGAGAGCAGCCACCAAAAAAGCAUAUACGGUGCUUAGCACUACAUGGCAAAAGUGUUCUUUUAAAAUCCCAGAUCUUGAGGAGGGGGCUUACUACUACUUCAGAAUUUCUGCUGAAAAUGACCUUGGUGUUGGAGAGCCUGCAGAAACCCCUGAGCCCAUCAGGGUGUCCCAAGCUCCUUCUGCACCAGAAAACCUGUAUGUUACAGAUGUGACUGCAGAAAGUGCAAGCCUGGCAUGGACAAAACCUCUCCAUGAUGGUGGAAGCUUGAUUACCGGAUAUGUCAUUGAAGCUCAAAAGAAAGACUCUGAACAGUGGGUCCAUGUGGCCACCAUCAAGGCUUUGGAUUACACAGUAACAGAUCUGACUGAGGGUGCUGAGUAUACUUUCCGUAUAAUGGCUGUCAACGCAUCAGGCAGGAGUGAUCCUCGUGAGAGCAGGCCUGCUAUUAUUAAGGAGCAAACAUCUACCCCUUCAUUUGAUCUUCGGGGUGUGUACCAGAAGACUGUCAUUGUCAAAGCAGGAGAUCGCGUGAAAGUGGAAAUUCCAGUGCUGGGUAAACCAAGGCCUAUUGUUUCCUGGAAAAAGGGAGAUUCGACUCUCAAGGAAACCCAAAGAAUCAAUACAGAAAUCACACAAACAUCAACUAUUCUCAAUAUCAAUGAGAUCAAAAGAACUGAUGGAGGACAGUAUUCCGUCACUGGAAAGAAUUUGCUAGGUACAGUGACAGAGACCAUCACAGUUCUGGUCCAUGACAUUCCAGGUCCUCCAAUUGGUCCUAUAAAGCUGGAUGAAGUCUCGUGUGAUCAUGUUAUAAUGUCUUGGGAGCCACCAGAGAAUGAUGGAGGUGUUCCAAUCAACAACUAUAUUGUUGAGAUGCGGGAGACUACUGGCACUUCAUGGGUAGAGCUGGCAGCAACUGUAAUCCGCACCACUUUCAAGGCAGUUCGACUCACUACUGGGACUCAAUAUCAGUUCCGUGUCAAGGCCCAGAACAGAUAUGGUAUUGGACCAUGUAUCAUUUCAGAACCUGUAUUUGCUGCAUAUCCAUUUGAUGUGCCUGGCCAGCCUGGUAGUCCGGUGGUCACAUCUUUUAACAAGGACUCUAUGGUUUUAAGUUGGAAUGAGCCUUCUUCUGAUGGAGGUAGUCCCAUUCUGGGUUAUCAUGUGGACAGGAAAGAGAAAAAUAGCAUUCUGUGGCAACGGGUCAGCAAAGCUCUCGUUGUUGGGAAUAUUUUCAAAUCUGUUGGCCUUGUUGAUGGUAUUGCAUAUGAACAUCGUGUCAUUGCUGAAAAUAUGGCUGGUCUAAGCAAACCUAGCAAACCCUCUGAGCCUAUGUAUGCUUUGGACCCAGUUGAUCCACCAGGCAGACCCGUAGCAUUGAACAUUACCAGACAUGAGGUGACACUGUCCUGGACCAUACCAGAAGGGGAUGGUGGAUUUUCCAUUACAGGAUACCAAGUAGAGAGGAGAGAGAUGCCCAAUGGACGUUGGCUCAAAGCAAACUUCAACAACAUUCUGGAAACUACAUAUACAGUUAGCGGUCUGACUGAGGAUGUAACCUAUGAGUUUCGUGUGUUUGCAAGAAACUCAGCUGGUGCUGUUAGUGCUCCAUCUCAGCAGUCAGAGCCAAUCACUUGCAGAGAUGACAUUGAAGAGCCUCGACUCGAUGUUGAUGCAUCCUACAGCAGCAAUGUUGUAGUAAUGGCUGGAGAGAUUUUCAAGUUGGAAGCCAGAGUAACUGGUAGGCCCAUUCCAUCACUGGUAUGGACUAAAGAGGGAAAAGAGCUUGAGGACACAGCCAAGCUGGAAAUAAAAACCUCAGACUUUCACACAACUCUAACAAACAAAGAUUCGUUGAGGAGAGAUGGUGGUACUUUUACUCUAACUGCUAGUAAUCCUGGUGGCUUUGCCAAGUUUACAUUUAAUGUCAAGGUGCUUGAUAGACCAGGACCACCAGAUUCCCUCACUGUUACAGAUAUCGCUGCAGAAAAAUGUGUGCUUAACUGGAUUCAUCCUGCACAUGAUGGUGGUGCCAAAAUUGAGUAUUUUAUCAUUCAGAGACGUGAAACCAGUAGGUUGGCAUGGACUAAUGUGGCAACAGACCUUCAAGCUAACAGGUUUAAGGUCACAAAGCUUCUUAAGGGUAAUGAGUACAUUUUUAGGGUUAUGGCUGUUAACAAGUAUGGUGUAGGUGAACCUGUAGAGUCUGUGCCUGUCAUAUGCACAAACCCAUAUGUUCCCAGUGAUCCACCAUCACAGCCAGAGGUUACCACAAUCACCAAAGACUCAAUGGUUGUGUGCUGGGAGCGCCCUGAGCAUGAUGGAGGAAGCAGAAUCAACACAUACAUAAUUGAAAGAAGGGAUAAGACUGGCCUGCGCUGGGUAAAGUGUAAUAAAAGGACUGUAACAGACUUGCGUUACAAGGUUUCUGGGCUUACACUGGGACAUGAAUAUGAAUUUAGAAUUUUUGCUGAGAAUAACGCUGGCUUAAGUCAGCCAAGCCCUUCUAGUCCUUUCUACAAAGCCGUAGAUACAAUCUUCCAGCCUGGACCCCCAGGCAAUCCUAGAGUACUGGACACCACCAAGUCUUCCAUUACCCUGGCCUGGAAUAAACCCGUCUAUGAUGGUGGUUCUGAAAUCACUGGAUACAUUGUGGAGACUUGCCUACCUGAGGAGGAUGAGUGGACAAUUCAAACUCCAAGGAAGGGAUGGACAGCGACUUCAUAUACCAUCACUAACCUGAAGGAAAACCAAGACUAUAAAAUCAACAUUUGUGCAACAAAUUGUGAAGGAGUGGGAGAGCCUGCUGCUGUUCCUGGAACACCAAAGGCUGAGGACAGACUACUUCCUCCGGAAAUUGAACUUGGAGCUGAGUUGCGUAAGGUUGUGUGCAUCAGAGCCUGCAGUACACUCAGACUAUUUGUUCCAAUCAAUGGAAGACCAGCACCUGAAGUGAAAUGGUCAAGAGAGCAUGGGGGAUCUCUUGAUAAAGCCAACAUUGAAAUUACACCAUCAUUUACCACUCUUCAGAUAGACAAUGUUGACAGGUUUGAUGGGGGCAAAUACAUGCUGACUAUAGAAAACCCAUCUGGAAGUAAGACAGCCUUUGUUAAUGUAAGAGUGCUAGAUACUCCAGGAGCACCUCAGAAUCUUAUUGUUAAGGAGGUCACCAAAGAUUCAGUUUCUCUGGUUUGGGAUGCACCUCUUAUUGAUGGGGGUUCCAGAGUGCGCAACUACAUUGUGGAAAAACGGGAGUCAACUAGGAAAGCUUACUCAACAGUUUGCGCUAGCUGCCAUAAGUCAAGUUGGAAAGUUGGAGAGUUGGAGGAGGGAAAACUGUACUCUUUCAGAAUUCUGGCCGAAAACGAGUUUGGCAUUGGCCUCCCAGUUGAGACCGUUGAACCAAUUAAGGUGUCAGAGAAACCUCUACCUCCGGGAAAAGUUUCCCUCCUUGAAAUCACCAGCACUACUGUCACCCUGACAUGGGAAAAGCCAGACCAUGAUGGCGGAAGUAGAAUAACAGGUUAUAUUGUUGAGAUGCAGGGUAAAGGCAGUGACAAGUGGACCCAAGUCAUGACAGUGAAGAGCAAUGAGGCUUAUGUAACAGGGCUCACACAGGGAGAAGAGUAUAAUUUCCGUAUUUCAGCCAGUAAUGAAAAAGGUGUUAGUGACCCACGUCCUCUCAGCGUUCCUGUGGUGGCUAAAGAUCUGGCAAUUUCUCCAACCUUCAAAAUGCUUUUUAGUACAUUCAGUGUCCUAGCAGGAGAUGACCUUAAGAUAGAUAUACCAUAUGUUGCUCAUCCUAAAGCUGCUGUAACUUGGCUAAAAGGUGGUGUUAGUCUCAAGGAAACAACAAGAGUAAAUGCUGAGGCUACAGAUCGAAACAUUCUUCUGGUUAUUAAGGAAGCUUGCAGGGAAGAUGUUGGCACAUACACCAUUAAACUGACUAACAAAGCUGGAGAGGCUACAACAGAUAUCAGCGUUGUUGUAUUAGAUAAGCCUGGAUCUCCAACUGGCCCAAUCAAAAUGGAUGAGGUUACUGCUGAUAGUGUAGUCUUGUCAUGGAAUCCACCACAAUAUGAUGGUGGUUGUGCCAUUAACAAUUAUAUUGUAGAGAAGAGAGAUACAUCCACCACCAACUGGCAGAUUGUUUCAGCAACUGUUGCCAGAACAACGAUCAAGGCUGCCCGUCUAAAAACUGGAUCUCAAUACCAGUUUAGGAUUGCUGCAGAAAAUCGAUAUGGAAAGUCAUCAUUCCUGUUAUCUGACACUAUUGUUGCUCAGUUUCCAUUUGAGGUCCCAAGUUCACCACGCUCUGUUGUUGUUCAGUCAGCCACCAAAGAGAGCAUGGUAGUUGUGUGGGAGAAGCCCAGCAAUGAUGGCGGAAGUAAAAUUCUAGGCUAUCAUUUAGAACUCAAAGAGAAGAAUAGUAUACUGUGGGUGAAACAGAACAAACAAGUCAUCCCUGAUACAAGAUUCAAGGUAGUUGGCCUAGAGGAAGGAAUUGAAUAUGAGUUCAGAGUUUAUGCUGAGAACAUAGUUGGCCUUAGCAAAGUCAGCAAAGUAAGUGAGUUGCAAGUAGCCAGGGAUCCUUGUGAAAGGCCAGGAAAACCCGAAGCUGUUAUUGUGACAAGAAAUCAAGUCACACUCAGAUGGACAAAACCUGAGUAUGACGGGGGUAUCAAGAUUACUGGUUAUGUUGUUGAGAAGAAGGAAGUCAGCGGGCGCUGGAUGAAGGCCAGUUUCACAAACAUCAUUGAGUGUGAAUUUGUUGUCACAGAACUCACUGAAGAUCAGAUUUAUGAGUUUCGUGUUAUUGCUAGAAAUGCUGCAGGUGUGCUGAGCCAGCCCUCAGACUCCACUGGACCCAUCACUGCUAAAGAUGAAGUGGAUCCACCCAAAAUUGACUUGGAGGCUAAGUACUCCCAGGCUGUGGUACUAAAUGCUGGUGAGACAUUCAAACUUGAAGCAUCUAUUUAUGGCAAGCCUGUGCCCACCAUACACUGGCUGAAAGAUGGUCAUGAGAUCACUGAAGCAGCUCGAAUAGAAAUUCAUAACACAAAUUUUACAGCUUGCCUAAUUUGCAAGGAAGCCAUUCGUAUUGAUGGAGGACAGUACACUAUUCUAGUAAAAAAUGUUGGUGGAGAAAAGUCUGUUAACAUUAACGUAAAGGUCCUGGACAGACCAGGUCCACCAGAGGGCCCAAUCUCUAUUUAUGGAGUCACUAGUGAGAAAUGUUCAAUUUCCUGGAAACCUCCCUUGCAAGAUGGAGGAAGUGAUGUGUCUCAUUAUGUUGUGGAGAGAAGAGAAACCAGCAGACUUGUUUGGACUGUAGUUGAAUCAAAGGUGCAGACACUAAACCUGAAGAUUACUAAACUUCUUCCUGGCAAUGAGUACAUCUUCAGAGUAAUCCCAGUCAAUAAAUACGGAGUUGGUGAGCCUCUUGAAUCUGAGCCAAUGAUUGCUAGAAAUCCAUUUGUUGCACCAAGCGCACCGACUGAGGUGGAGGUUUCAACAAUCACUAAGGACUCCAUGGUUGUUACAUGGGAACGCCCCUCUAAUGAUGGAGGUAGCCCCAUCCAAGGAUAUGUUGUUGAAAAAAGGGAUAAGGAUGGUGUGAGAUGGACCAGGUGCAACAAGCGCAAUGUUAGUGAGCUGCGCUUUAGAGUAACAGGACUCCUUGAGAACCAUAGUUAUGAAUUUAGGGUUGCUGCUGAAAAUGCUGCAGGAGUUGGGACACCAAGCAAGCCCACAAUAUACUACAAGGCUCUAGAUCCAAUCUUCAAACCAGGUCCACCAAAUAACCCCAAAGUAUUGGACACUUCUAGGUCCACUGUUACUCUGACCUGGGGCAAACCUAUCUAUGAUGGUGGCUGUGAGAUCCAGGCUUAUAUUGUUGAAGCUUGUAAUGGAGCUUCAGAUGAGUGGUUUAUGUGCACACCUCCCACUGGAAUCACUGAAACUACAUUUACAGCAAAAAAGCUUCUCGAGAAGCACGAGUACCAGUUUAGAGUGUGUGCAAUCAACAAAAUCGGAGUUGGUGAGCAUGCUGAUGUGCCUGGAAAAAUUCUUCUCGAGGAGAAACUUGAGCCUCCUGAUCUUGAAUUGGAUGCUGAUAUGAGAAAAAUGAUCAAUAUUAGAGCAGCAUGCACUCUCAGACUUUUUGUACCUGUGAGAGGUCGCCCAGCACCUGAAAUAAAGUGGGGAAAGGCUGAUGGAGAAAUUAAGGAAACUGCCCAAAUAGACAAUACAGGCAACUAUGCUUCUCUUGUAAUAGAAAAUGUUGACCGUUUUGACAGUGGAAAGUACACUUUAACAGCCGAAAAUGCAAGUGGAGUGAAGUCUGUAUUCAUUAGUGUCAGAGUCUUGGACUCCCCUAGUCCACCUACUAACUUCAUGGUGAAAGAAAUCACUAAGAACUCUGUUACUCUCACAUGGGAACCUCCUCUCCUUGAUGGUGGCUCAAAGAUUAAGCAUUAUAUAGUUGAAAAACGGGAGAGCACUAGAAAGGUUUACUCUCCUAUCACUACCUGCAACAAGAUGUCGUUGAAAGUUGAGUCCUUACCAGAGGGUGGAAUUUUUUUCUUUAGAGUAUUAGCUGAAAAUGAGUAUGGUGUGGGUCUACAAGCUAAAACAAUUGAGCCAAUCAAAAUAUCUGAGAAACCUCAACCACCUGGAAAGGUAAGCGUAGUUGAUGUUAGUCGUAGUACCGUGUCUCUAAAAUGGGAGAAGCCCAUACAUGAUGGUGGUAGUAGAGUCAGUCACUACGAAGUUGAAAUGGCUCCAAAGGACAGUGAUACCUGGUCUUUGUGUGCUAGUGUAAAGAGCUUAGAGACCACAGUGGCCAGUCUUCUCCAAGGAGAGGAAUACCAGUUCAGAGUUGUUGCUGUAAAUGACAAAGGCAAAAGUGAUCCAAGACAACUAGCCCAUUCUGUCGUGGCAAAGGAUCUUACAAUCGAGCCUUCCAUUAGACCCAAAGCAAGUACCUACAGUGUUCAGGUAGGGUACGACCUUAAAAUAGAGGUCCCAAUUGCUGGACAUCCAAAACCAACUAUCACUUGGACAAAGGAUGGCACAGACCUUAAGCAGACGACCAGAGUAAACGUCACUGACUCAGCACAUCACACAACCCUCACCAUAAAAGAUGCUAUCAGAGAAGAUGGAGGAAUGUACACCAUCAACAUUGCAAAUUCUCUUGGUUCCAAAGAUGCAAAUGUGGAAGUGAUCACUCUGGAUAAACCAGGCCCACCAACAGGCCCCGUUAAAAUGGAGGACAUUAGUGCUGAGAGUGUUACCCUGAUUUGGGAACCUCCCACAUACACAGGUGGAUGUCCAAUUUCCAAUUAUGUGGUGGAAAAAAGAGACACAACUACAACUAACUGGGUAGUUGUAUCAGCCACAGUUGCAAGAACCACAUUAAAAGUGGCAAACCUGAAGACUGGUGCAGAAUAUCAGUUCAGAGUUUUUGCUGAGAAUAGAUAUGGAAAGAGUUAUGGAAUUGAUUCAGAGCCUGUUGUGGCACAGUAUCCAUUCCAAGAGCCUGGCCCUCCAGGGACACCAUUUGUGUCCUCAUACACUAAAGAUUAUAUGGUAGUUGAGUGGCAUAAACCCCCAUCUGAUGGAGGAAGUUCUAUCUUGGGUUACCAUUUGGAGAGGAAGGAGAAAAACAGUAUUCUUUGGACUAAGGUUAACAAAAUGCUGAUCCAAGACUGCAGAUUUAAGUCAACCCCUCUUGAGGAGGGCAUUGAGUAUGAGUAUAGAGUGUAUGCUGAGAAUAUUGUUGGUAUAGGAAAAUGCAGUAAAACAUCAGAAGGAUAUGUUGCACGAGACCCUUGUGAUCCUCCUGGUCAACCUGUGGCCGCAAUUGUGACCAGGCACUCGGUAAAACUAAGAUGGACCCCCCCAAUAUAUGAUGGUGGAAGCCUUGUUACUGGCUAUGUAGUAGAAAAACGUGACCUUCCAGAAGGUAAAUGGAUGAAAGCUAGCUUUGCAAACAUCAUUGAGAAUGAAUUCACAGUUACUGGCCUUAUAGAAGACAGUAAAUAUGAUUUUAGAGUGAUUGCAAGGAAUGCAGCUGGUGCUGUGAGUAAGCCGUCUGACACCACAGGAUCUAUAAUGGCCAAGGACGAAGUUGAAACACCAAAAUGUGAAACAGAUCCUGUUUACAACCAAACUAUUGUCAUAAAUGCAGGGGAGACAUUUACUUUGGAAGCCAGUGUGGAAGGAAAGCCCAUCCCAACAGCCCAGUGGUUCAAGGGAAGUUUUGAAGUUGAAAACUCUGCAAGAGCCGAGAUCAAAAACACUGAUUGUAAGGCUAUACUUGUUGUCAAAGAUGCUAUCAGAGUGGAUGGUGGACAGUACACGCUGGUUCUGACCAAUGUGGCUGGAACAAAAACUGUUCCAUUUAGUGUUAAGGUUUUGGAUAGACCAGGCCCUUCAGAGGGACCCCUAACAAUAAGCAAUGUGACAGAGGAGAAGUGUUCAUUGUCAUGGCUUCCACCAAGACAUGAUGGAGGUGCAAGUAUUUCUCACUAUGUUAUUCAAAAGAGAGAAACCAGUCGCUUGGCAUGGACAGUAGUCUCCAGCGAGUGUAAAGCAACCAUGUUCAAGGUUACCAAGUUAUUGAAAGGAAAUGAGUACAUCUUCAGAGUAAUGGCUGUCAACAAAUAUGGAGAGGGAGAGCCCCUUGAAUCAGCACCUGUUGUCAUGAAAAAUCCAUUUGUUCCUCCAGGCUCACCUCAGGAACUUGAGAUCACCAACAUAACAAGAGACUCCAUGACUGUCUGUUGGAACCGUCCUGACACCACAGGUGGCAGUGACAUUGUUGGUUACAUUGUUGAGAAAAGGGACAGAGCUGGAGUGAGGUGGACCAAGUGCAACAAACGCAGAGUUACAGACUUACGCUUCAGAGUAACAGGGUUAACUGAAGACCAUGACUAUGAAUUUAGGGUGUCUGCUGAGAAUGGAGCUGGGGUGGGACAACCAAGCCCAUCCACACCUUACCUCAAAGCUUGUGACCCAACAUUUGAACCAGGCAGUCCAACUAAUGUCCAUUUGGUUGACACCACAAAAGACUCAAUCACUGUGGCUUGGCAUAGGCCCAUCUAUGAUGGUGGCUGUGAGAUUCAAGGAUACGCUGUUGAAAUUACCAAGGCUGAUGAGGAGGAAUGGACAAUAUGCACACCACCCACUGGUAUAAAUGAUACAAAGUUUACCAUCAAAAAGUUAACGGAACACCAAGAAUACAAAGUGCGUGUCUGUGCCAUCAACAAGCUUGGUAUUGGAGAGCCCACAGAAAUUCAAGGAAUUCUUAAACCUAUGGAUAAGAUUGAGCCUCCAGAGGUGAUUCUGGAUUCAGAGCUUAGGAAAGGAAUAGUUGUGAGAGCAGGAGGAUCAAUGAGAAUCUAUAUUCCUUUUAAAGGUCGUCCCACCCCUCAAAUAGGCUGGGCUAAGGAAGAUGGUGAGCUCCCCAGUAAAGUUCAGAUUGAGAUGGGUGAGAACUACACACAGCUUUCCAUUGACAUAUGUGACAAAUUUGAUGCUGGAAAAUACAUCCUUAAUUUAGAGAAUAGUGCUGGCACAAAAUCUGCUUUUGUCUCAGUUAAAGUUCUGGACACCCCAGGCCCCCCUUUACAGCUAGUAGUUAGAGACAUAAAGAGGGAGAGUGUUACCCUGAACUGGGAGCCACCAAUUAUUGAUGGUGGUUCAAGAAUAAAGAAUUACCUGGUUGAAAAGCGUGAAUCAACAAGGAAAGUUUUUUCCAAUGUGGACAACAAAUGCACAAAAACAAGUUAUCGUGUUACUGGCCUUACUGAGGGAACUAUCUACUAUUUCAGAGUAUUGGCAGAAAAUGAAUUUGGUGUUGGACAGCCAACUGUGACAGAACAACCAGUUAAAGCCUCUGAGCCACCCCUGCCUGUUGGUAAGGUCACAUUGACUGAAGUGACAAAAACUACCACUUCACUCUCUUGGGAAAAACCAGAUCAUGAUGGAGGUAGCAGAAUCAUUGGCUACUAUAUUGAAAUGCAACCUGUAGGCUCAGAGGAAUGGGUGUUGGCUGCCACAACCAAAACUUGUGAAGGCACUGUUGUAGGCCUCCGUGCAGGACAUGACUACUUAUUUAGAGUGUUUGCUUUUAAUGAAAAGGGCAAAAGUGACCCUAGAGCUUUGGCUGCACCAGUGACUGCUAAAGAUAUUACCAUUGAGCCAAGAUUCAAAGUAAGAUUCAACACUUACAGUUUACAGCAAGGUGAGGAUCUAAAGAUUGAGAUUCCUGUGUUUGGCCGCCCCAUCCCGAAAGUGGAAUGGAAAAAAGAAGGACAAGCAAUUAAGGAGACAACACGAUUGAAUGUCUUGAGCACAUCAUCAUCUACUAAACUGGUUAUCAAAGAUGCAAAUAAGGAAGACUCUGGUAAAUACAGUGUCACAGCCACGAGCAGCAUCGGAACAGUUACAGAGGAGAUUAUUGUUAUCAUACUUGAUAAGCCUGGACCACCCACUGGGCCCGUGAAAAUCGAGGAGGUUAGCUGCAAUUAUGUUGUUCUCUCCUGGGAGCCACCAGAGUAUACUGGAGGAUGUCAAAUCAACAACUACAUUGUUGAAAAGAGGGACACUACCACCACAAAUUGGCAGAUUGUAUCUGCUACAAUUGCAAGGACAACCAUUAAAGUCUCCAAGCUCAAAACUGGUGUUGAAUAUCAAUUUAGAGUCUGUGCUGAAAAUAGGUAUGGAAAAAGUUCUCCCAUUGUCUCUCCAGCUGUUAUUGCUCAGUAUCCAUUUAGUGUGCCUGCAGCCCCAGGAACACCAAUCACUACAGCUGCAACUAAAGAUAACAUGGUUGUUGAAUGGAAGCCUCCAAGUAACAAUGGUGGUAGUCCCAUCCUUGGCUAUCAUCUGGAGAGAAAGGAAAAGAAUAGUCUUUUGUGGAGUAAAAUGAACAAGCUUUUAAUUCCAGAGACACGCUUCAAGACCACAGACCUUGAAGAAGGCAUUGAAUAUGAAUUCAGAGUUUAUGCUGAGAACAUUGCAGGUGUCAGUCCAGCUAGUAAAGUCUCAGAUGGUACAGUAGCCAGAGACCCAUGUGACCCCCCAGGCACUCCUGAGGCCAUUGAAAUCACCAGAAACCAUGUGACACUCCAGUGGACCAAACCCCAGUAUGAUGGAGGUAGUUUAAUCACUGGCUAUUUAAUUGAAAGAAAGAAAUACCCAGAUACCCGCUGGAUGAAAGCCAGCUUCACCAACAUUAUUGAUACCCAGUUUACACUUGCUGGACUUACUGAGGACUGUGUUUAUGAGUUUAGAGUCAUUGCCAGGAAUGCUGCAGGAACUUUGAGUCAUCCAUCUGAAAGUACUGGACAAAUUACAGCCAAAGAUGAAAUUGAAGCACCAGAUGCUACUUUGGAUUCUAAAUUUAAAGAUCUGACAGUUGUUAGUGCUGGUGAGUCAUUUGAGAUUGAUGCUGACUAUACUGGCAAGCCUCUCCCUGAAGUCAUAUGGUUAAAGGAUGGUAAGGAAAUUGACAAAACCACACCAAGAAUGGAGAUCAAAACUACACUUACACGUACAAUCCUGACAGUCAAGGAGUGCAUUAGAGUGGAUGGUGGCCACUUUGUCCUCAAGCUUGUUAAUGUUGGUGGCGUCAAGAUGAUCCCAAUUAAUGUGAAAGUUCUUGACAGACCUGGUCCUCCAGAUGGCCCAUUAGAAGUUAAAGGGGUUAGGGCUGAGAAAUGUUAUCUGCACUGGAACCAUCCUUCACAUGAUGGUGGAGCAAGUAUCUCUCACUAUAUCAUUGAAAAAAGAGAGACCAGUCGUUUGUCAUGGACUGUGGUUGAGCCCAAGAUCCAAGCAAUUAGCUACAAAGUUACCAAACUGCUUCCUGGUAAUGAAUACAUUUUUAGAGUUACUGCUGUAAAUAAAUAUGGAGUUGGUGAACCUCUGGAAUCGGAGCCUGUUAUUGCUCGUAACCCAUUCACUGUUCCCAGUGCACCUUCAACCCCUGAGGUCAGCGCUGUCACUAGAGACUCUAUAGUCCUUACCUGGGAAAGGCCUGAAGAAAAUGGAGGAGCUGAGAUUGAAGGCUACAUUCUUGAAAAACGGGACAAGGAUGGUAUCAGGUGGACCAAGUGCAACAAAAAGAGACUGAAUGACCUAAGAUUCAGGUGCACUGGUCUCACUGAAGGUCACUACUAUGAAUUCAGAGUCUCUGCUGAAAAUGCUGCUGGCACUGGAAAGCCAAGUGCACCGAGCCAAUACAUUAAGGCAUGUGAUGCCACAUAUCCACCAGGACCUCCAAGUAACCCUAAAGUCACCAAUCAUUCAAGUAAUACUGUCUCCCUGACCUGGUCCAGGCCUAUUUAUGAUGGUGGCGCACCUAUUACAGGAUAUGUUAUUGAAAUGAAAGAGGCAGGAGAUGAUGAAUGGAUUAUCUGCAGUCCUCCCACUGGUGUUCAAAGCACUAACUACACUGUAAAGAAACUGAAAGAAAAUGCUGAGUAUAACUUCCGCGUAUGUGCUGCUAACUGUGAAGGAGUAGGAGAGCCUGUGGAUCUACCUGGGUCUGUGAUUGCUGCGGAGAAGCUAGAGGCCCCUGAGAUUGAACUAGAUGCUGACCUAAGGAAGAUGGUGAACGUACGUGCUACUGCAACACUGCGUCUAUUUGUGACGAUUAGAGGGAAACCGGAACCUGAGGUAAAAUGGUCAAAGGUUGGCAGCACUCUAAAUGAACGUGCACAAAUUGACGUCACAAGCUCUUAUACAAUGCUGGUAAUUGAAAAUGUUGAUAGAUUUGACACUGGCAAAUACGUGGUGACCCUUGAGAACCUAAGUGGCUCUAAAUCUGCAUUUAUUAAUGUUAGAGUUUUGGACUCUCCUAGUGCACCAACAAACUUGGAAGUUAAAGAUGUGAAGAGGAAUUCCGUUUCACUUUCUUGGGAGCCUCCUCUUAUUGACGGCGGGGCUAAGAUAUCACACUAUAUUGUUGAGAAGAGAGAGCAGAAGAGAAUGGCUUUCACCAGUGUUUGCACCAACUGUGUAAGGAACUCUUACAUUGUGUCUGACCUACAAGAGGGAGGAAGAUAUUAUUUCCGUGUGUUGGCUGUAAAUGAGCUAGGAGUGGGUCUGCCUGCUUCUACGGACCAAGUCAAGGUAUCUGAGGCACCUUUGCCUCCUGGCAAAGUUGUUGUUGAAGAUAUAACUCGUCACAGUGUCACCCUUUCGUGGGAGAAACCUGAUCACGAUGGAGGCAGCAAAAUCACAAGCUACAUUGUAGAGAUGCAGCCAAAAGGAGAAGACAAAUGGACGUUGUGUAGUCAAGCUAAAGCACUAGAGGCCACUAUCAUUGGACUUACAACAGGAGAAGAAUACUCAUUUAGGGUCACUGCAGUAAAUGAUAAGGGUAAGAGUGAUGCUAAGCCUUUGGCUGUUCCUGUAGUAGUAAAGGACAUAACAAUGGAGCCCAACAUAAACCUGCUGUUCAACACAUACAGUGUAAAAGCUGGAGAUGACUUGAAGAUUGAUGUUCCAUUUAAGGCCAGACCCCAACCUGAGGUUUCGUGGAAAAAAGAUGGCCAUGUUCUUAAGCAGACAACCAGGGUGAAUGUUGUCACCUCAAAGACAUCAUCAAAAGUAAUUAUUAAAGAUGCCAACAAAGAAGAUGUUGGAAAGUAUGAGAUUUCAGUAACAAAUGCAAUUGGAACAAAGACAGCUGAAGUGUCGGUUGUAGUACUGGAAAAACCAGGUCCACCCAGCAACAUUAAGUUGGAAGAAGUUAGUGCUGAUUUUAUCUCUCUAUCCUGGGAUGCUCCAAUAUAUGAUGGUGGAUGCCAGAUUAACAAUUAUGUGGUGGAGAAAAGAGAUACCACCACUACAACAUGGCAAAUUGUCUCAGCCACAGUAGCAAGGACAUCAAUUAAGGUUACUCGGCUUACUCAAGGAAUAGAGUACCAAUUCCGUAUUGCAGCGGAAAAUCGUUAUGGCAAGAGUUCUGCAAUUGAUUCUGCUCCUGUUGUUGCUCAAUAUCCAUUUGAGCCUCCCGGUCCUCCAACAAAGCUCCAUGUUGUCCAUGCUACUAAGACUGGUAUGCUGGUAUCAUGGGGCAAACCAGCAAGUGAUGGCGGAAGCCCAGUUAUUGGUUAUCAUAUUGAAUGCAAAGAUCAAAGUAGCAUUCUUUGGACUAAAGUUAACAGAGGUCUGCUAACUGAAAACCAGUUUAAAAUGACUGGCAUUGAGGAGGGCUUACUUUAUCAUUUCAGAGUAUAUGCUGAGAAUAUUGCUGGCAUUGGUCCAUGUACUAAGCCCUGUGAUCCAGUUGCAGCUAGAGAUCCAUGUGAGCCUCCACGUAACCUCAGAGUUACAAAUAUCACUAGGAAUUCAGUGUCUCUCUUUUGGAAUGGCCCAGAGUAUGAUGGUGGAGUAAAAAUCACCGGAUAUAUUGUAGAGCAUAGAGAACUACCUGAUGGCCGGUGGCUGAAGUGCAACUUUGCCAAUUUGCAAGACACUUACUUUGAUGUUACAGGCUUAACAGAAGAUGUCCAAUAUGAAUUCCAUAUUAUUGCUAAGAAUUCUGCAGAGCAGCUCAGUGUUCCCUCAGAAAGCACUGGUCCCAUCACCGUUAAAGAUGAUGUAGACCCUCCAGCCAUAAUAAUGGAAGACAAAUUACGACAACUAAUGGUCAUUAAGGCUGGAGAGACUAUUAAAAUUGAUGCAGAGAUUACAGGGCGUCCACUCCCAGUCAUUUCCUGGUCAAAGGAUGGAAAGGAAAUAGAGGCCAAAGCAAGGUGUGAAAUCACAUCUACUAACUUCACAACGACCCUCACUGUUACUGAUGCUAUCAGGAAAGAUUCUGGGCAAUACGUUCUUACUCUGCACAAUGUUGCAGGAACUAGAUCCAUGGCUGUUAACUGUAAAGUUCUGGACAGACCUGGACCUGCCUCAGGACCUUUGGUAGUGUCUGGACUAACAGCAGAGAAAUGCACCCUAACAUGGGGACCCCCUCAAGAGAAUGGGGGUGCUGAGAUCAUGCACUACAUUGUGGAGAAACGUGAGACAAGUCGCCUUGCUUGGACUCUAGUUUAUGGUGACAUGAAGGCUACAACUUGCAAAGUGACCAAGUUGCUUAAAGGAAAUGAAUAUAUCUUUAGAGUUAGGGGAGUAAACAAAUAUGGAGAUGGUGAGCCUUUGGAGAGUGAGCCAGAAAAGGCCAUGGACCCAUUUACUGUGCCCGCAGCUCCCACAAAUGUCCAAGUUACAGCAGUUACUAGUGAUGCAAUGACAAUAUGUUGGGAAAGACCAGUGUCUGAUGGUGGCAGCAGUAUUUCUGGUUAUGUAAUUGAAAAGCGAGAGAAAACAGGCCUUCGUUGGUGCCGUGUUAACAAGAAACCUGUUUAUGACCUAAGAGUCAAGGCUUCACACCUUCGUGAGGGCUGUGAAUAUGAGUAUAGAGUGUUUGCAGAGAAUGCUGCAGGGCUAAGUAAACCUAGUACCCCCUGUCCACUAACUAAGGCUGAAGACCCACAGUUUCUGCCCUCUCCUCCUGCUAAACCUAAGAUCAUUGACUCUACAAAAACCACAGUCACCUUGUCAUGGAACAAGCCCCUAUUUGAUGGCGGUGCACCAGUAACUGGAUACAGAGUAGAGUACAGAAAGACAUCUGAUGAUGAGUGGUUUAUUGCAGUGCAGAACACCAAGACUACAGAAUUUACAGUUGUGGGAUUGACACCUGGGGCUGAAUAUGUGUUUGUUGUCAAGUCCAUUAACAAAAUAGGUAUUAGUGAGCCAAGCCCUGAGACAGACAAACAGAUUGCUAGGGAAAGACAGGAGGAACCUGUGUUUGACAUAAGCAACGAGAUGAGGAAGACACUCAUUGUCAAAGAUGGAAGCUCAUUUACCUUGAAAGUGCCAUUCAGAGGCAAACCCAUACCAAAUGUUACUUGGGCUAAACCUGACAUUGACCUUAGAGUCCGGGCUGUCAUUGACACAACAGACACUUUCACCUCAAUAACCCUUGAAAAAGCAACUCGCAGUGAUUCUGGAAAAUAUACAGUCACCUUAUCCAGUGUUGCUGGAACUUCUUCAUUGACACUAAAUGUCAGAGUGCUGGACUCACCUGGACCUCCUUCACGUGUGGAGGUCAAGGAAGUAACAAAAACAUCUGCCACAGUCACCUGGGACACUCCUGAGAAUGAGGGUGGAGGACCAGUAAAGAAUUACCUUGUUGAUAUCCGUGAGGCCAGUAGGAAAGGCUGGACUAGGUUGACUGAAACAUGCCACAGGCUUACAUACAAGGUGAUCAAUCUAAAAGAAGGAGAGGUCUACUAUUUCCGAGUGACAGGAGAAAAUGAGUUUGGGGUUGGUGAACCAGCAGAGACCAAGGAAGGAACCAAGAUUACAGAAAAGCCAAGCCCACCACCAAAGCUAGGAGUCACUGAUGUGACCAAAGAGAGUGUUUCAAUUGCCUGGGAAAAACCUGAACAAGAUGGAGGCAGCAGAGUUACUGGCUACAUUGUUGAAGCAUUAGAAAAAGGCCAAGAAAAGUGGGUCAAGUGUGGUGCAACGAAAUUCACUCAUUUAACGGUUAGUGGCCUGAGGGAGAAUGCUGAGUACUUCUUCAGAGUCAGAGCUGAGAACCAUGCAGGACUAAGUGAUGUGAAGGAAACGAUCAUUCCUGUCAUCGUCAAGGACCAACUUGAACCUCCCGAGAUCAAUAUGAAAGACUUUGCUCACAACACAGUGUAUGUUAAAGCUGGUUCUACUCUAAAGUGUGAGAUCCCACUGACGGGUCGACCUUUACCAAAAGUAUCUCUUUCCAAGGAUAAUAUGCCACUCAAGUCAACUAUGAGGUUUAACUAUGACGUCACUCCAGACAGUAUCAAGAUCGUUCUGCGUGAAAGCAUUGCCGCGGACACUGGGCGCUAUGACGUCACUGCUUCAAACUCCGGUGGAACCACCAAAUCCUAUGUUAAUAUUGUUGUUCUGGACCGUCCAAGUGCCCCACUUGGACCUGUAGAACUUUAUGAUGUCACUGAAGACAGUGUAAGCCUGAUGUGGCUCCCUCCGGCUUAUGAAGGCGGUAGCCCUAUCACUAACUACAUCAUCCAGAAAAGAGAGACAACUACAGCCAAUUGGAUUGAUGUAUCUUCUGCUGUUGCUCGAUGCACCAUGAGGAUCAUGAAAUUGACUACUGGGCUGGAAUACCAGUUCAGAAUAAGAGCUGAGAAUAGAUAUGGAAUCAGCGAUCACAUCGACUCCCCUCCUGUCGCAGUUAAACUCCCAUACACAAUUCCAGAGGCUCCAUCAGUUCCAGAAAUUACUGCUGUGACCAAGGAGAGUGUCACAGUGGACUGGAAGGAGCCUAAGUCAGAUGGAGGUAGCCACGUGUUUGGCUACCAUCUCCUAAUGAAAGACAAGAACAGCAUUCUUUGGCAGACAGUUAGCAAAACAGUGAUCCGGGCCACACACUUUAAGGUCACAAAUAUAAAUGCCGGACUUAUUUAUGAGUUUAAAGUUGCAGCAGAAAAUGCUGCUGGUGUUAGUGAAUUCAGCAAGCCUUCAGAUGCAGUGUUGGCCAUUGAUUCAUGUGAGCCACCCACUACUCUUCGGAUCACUGACAUAACAAAGAACACUAUAAGUUUGGCUUGGGAGAAGCCAAACUAUGAUGGUGGAUCUCCGAUCACUGGUUAUUUCAUAGAGAAGAGAGAUGGCGCAAAUUCCAAGUGGUCCAAAGCAAACCUCACCAAUAUCACAGAUAGUCACUUUACUGUAACUGGCCUUACUCAGGAUGAAACAUACGAAUUUAGAGUUAAGGCCAGGAAUGCAGUUGGUUCAAUUAGCAGUCCAUCUAUUACUGCUGGACCAGCAACAUGUGUGGACACUUAUGGCACCCCAGAAAUUGAAAUACCACAGGAGUAUCUCAAUGAAGUCAAGUACAAGGCUGGUUCUGAUGUUGAACUCAAGUUUAAUAUUACAGCCAAACCUGCUCCCACCAUUGAGUGGUUUAAGGAUGGUAGAGAGCUUAAGCCCACCUCUCAACUCUCUUUCAAACAUAAAUUUCAGUCUACCAGUAUAUUCUUGAAGGAAACUACACGCAUUAACUCUGGCACAUAUGAAGUGAGGGUCAAGAACUCUCUGGGAUGUGCAUGUGGAGUCGUCAGGCUGCUUAUUCAAGAUAAGCCAGGUCCCCCUGCUGGAGAGAUUCAAGUUAAAAAAGUAACAGCUGACAACGUCACCAUCAUGUGGUCCCCUCCUGAUGAUGAGGGUGGUGCCAUGGUAACGCAUUACAUCGUAGAAAAGAGGGAGACCAGCAGGGUAAUGUGGUCCAUUGUGUCCGAAAAACUAGUCGACUGUAUUGUGAACGUACCCAGACUCAUCCAAGGCAAUGAGUAUAUCUUCAGAGUACGUGGAGUGAACAAAUAUGGCAUCGGAGACCCGCUGGAAUCUCAGCCUAUUGUUGCAAAGAACGCAUUCGUUCCUCCAAGUGAGCCUUCCAAACCUAAAGUUACCAUGAUUACCAAGUCCUCCAUGACAGUGAUCUGGGAACGACCUGCACUGGAUGGAGGCAGUGACAUUGAUGGUUAUUACCUGGAAAAAAGAGAGAAGAAAAGUCUGCAGUGGUUUAAGGUGGUGAAGGGUACCAUCAGAGACACCAGGCAGAGAGUCAACAACCUAGUGGAAAAUAAUGAGUACCAAUUCAGAGUUUGUGCUGUCAACAAGGCAGGAGCAGGAAACUACUCUGAAGCCUCUGAAUUGUACAAGGCCUAUGACCCCAUUGAUCUACCUGGCGAGCCCUCUAAACUCAGCAUUAUUGACUCCACAAAGACCUCCAUCACCUUGGGCUGGGACAAGCCUGUCUAUGAUGGUGGCAGUAAAAUCCUACACUACAUUCUGGAGCAGAUGACCUCAGAUGACAAAGAAUGGGUGAUAAUCAAUCCAGAAGUGAAGACUUGCGAGUAUGUGGUAUCCCACCUCAAACCUGGUACCUACUAUUACUUCAGAGUUUCAGCUGUCAACUGUAAAGGCAAAGGAGAGGACAUCAAGAUGUACCAGCCUGUUCAAGCCAAAGAUAUUUUAGAGGAAGCAGAUUUAGACUUGGAUGUGCCCAUGACAACCCAAUAUGUGGCUAGAGCUGGACGGACUGUAGAAGUUUUUAUUCCACUCAAGGGUCGACCUGCUCCCAAUGUCACAUGGCGACGUGGCGAUCGCAACAUGGCUAGUGAUAAUCGAUUUACAAUCAACAACACUGAGAGAUCUACCACACUCAUUAUACCCAACGUCACCCGUGAUGACUGUGGAAAAUAUUACCUGGAGAUUGAGAAUGGUGUUGGAGAACCCAAGAUAAUCACAGUUUCCCUCAAGGUUCAGGAUAGUCCCUCUGCCUGCCAGAAACUGAUCAUCAAGAAUGUAACAAGAGGAAAGCUGACCCUUAGUUGGGAGGCUCCUGUCAUUGAUGGAGGCUCUCCAGUAACUAAUUAUAUUGUUGAAAAGAAAGCCUCCACCAUGAAGGCCUACCAGGUGAUCACGGCAGAGUGUCUAAACACAUCUUACAAGGUGUCCGGCCUGGAGGAAGAUAUUGCAUACUUUUUCCGUGUGUCUGCUGAAAACGAGUUUGGUACGGGUGAUUGUUGUGAAACAACAGAGCCUGUCAGAGCGACAGAAACUCCUGGAGCUGUUAAAGAUUUGGUAAUGGUGGACUCUUCAAAGAAUUCUGUAACUUUGCAGUGGACCAAACCUGACCAUGAUGGUGGUAGCUACAUCACUGAGUACAUCAUUGAAAAAAGGAGCCAGGAUGAGGUCAACUGGACCUUAGGUGCUACAUGUAAACGCUGUACUUGUGAGGUUGCAGGACUCAGAGAAAAUGCAAUGGUUGACUUCAGAGUGUUUGCAAAGAAUGAAAAAGGCAGGAGUGACUUUUCCCAGAUUGGUCCAAUCACAGUCAUGGACUUUAUAAUUCCACCUGAAGCCAGUUUGACAGACUACCCCAAUGGAGAGCUUGCUGUCCGUAUUGGCCAAAAUAUCCACAUUGAGCUGCCUUUUAAGGGUAAACCAAGACCUGCAAUCAGCUGGAUGAAAGAUAACUUGCCUUUGAAGGAAAGUGAGAAGAUUAGAUUCAGGACCACUGACAACAAGACAUCAGUCACAGUCAGAGGAGCAAAGAAGGAACACGCUGGCCAGUAUACUUUGGUCCUGGAUAACAGAACCAUCAAAAACUAUUUUGAUAUAAAUGUGACCACUCUUGGACCCCCCUCGAUACCUGUUGGUCCCAUCCGUUUUGAUGAAAUAAAAGCUCAAAGUAUUAUUAUCUCCUGGGAUGAACCAAAAGAUAACGGAGGUGGUGAGAUAACCUGCUACAGUGUGGAGAAACGUGAAACAUCCCAUGCAAAUUGGAAAUUGGUCUGCUCCAGUGUGGUCAGAACGACCUUUAAAAUCCCCAACCUGGUCAAGGGUACUGAAUACCAAUUCAGGAUCCGUGCAGAGAACAAGUAUGGUGUCAGUGAACCUCUCAACUCAUCAGAUAUAAUUGCCCAGCACCAGUACAAGCCUCCUGGUGCGCCAGGAAAGCCAGUGGCCUACAACAUCACCAGUGAUGGCAUGACCAUUAAGUGGGAUGCUCCAGCUUUUGAUGGAGGUUCCCCCAUUCUAGGUUAUCAUGUUGAGAAAAAAGACAGAAACAGCCUUUUGUGGGAAAAAGUCAAUUCCACAAUCAUUUCUAACAGAGAAUAUAGGAUCAUAAGUCUUCUUGAAGGCCUGGAGUACUCGUUUAGAGUCUAUGCUGAGAACAAUGCUGGACUCAGCCCUGUUAGUGAGCAGAGCAAACAUGCUCUUGCCAUCUCUCCUGUUGAUCCACCUGGCACCCCUGUCUGCGUUGAUGUAACUAGAGACUCAGUCACGUUGCAAUGGGAUGUUCCCAAACGAGAUGGCGGCAGCAAAAUUGUGGCCUACAGUGUAGAAAGGCGCCAAGGUCGUGGCAAGUGGCUCCGCUGCAACUUUACAGAUGUCAGUGAAACUCAGUUCACUGUGUCCGGCCUAUCUCCUGGAGACAGAUUUGAAUUUAGAGUUAUGGCCAGAAAUGCAAUAGGCACAGUCAGUCCACCAUCAAACUCCUCUGGAUACAUCAUGACUAAAGAUGAGAGCGUUUCUCCUGAGAUCGAAUGGUCUCCAGAUCAAAUUGUUACUUUAAGGGCUGGAGAGAAUGUUCGCCUGGGCUGCAAAAUCACCGGGCGCCCCCUUCCUCAAGUGGUGUGGUACAAGGAUGGCAAAGAAAUUGAUAAAAGAACAAUGAUUGAUAUUGAGAUAACCACUGGCAUUGGGACAAGCAGUCUGUUCAUCCGGGAUGCUGACAGGAAUCACCGUGGCAUCUACACUGUGGAAGCUAAAAAUAACUCUGGUAGUAAGAAAGCUGACGUCAAUGUUAGAGUGCAAGACACACCUGGACCAGUUGAAGGUCCUAUCCGUUUCACUGGUAUCACUGCGGAGAAGUGCACAGUGUGGUGGAACCCACCAGAGAAUGAUGGAUGUGCUGCCAUCACACACUACACAGUGGAAAAAAGAGAAACAUCAAGAAUCUCCUGGGCCUUGGUCACAUCUAAAUGUGAAGCUUGUUCUUACAAUGUAACCAACCUUAUCAAAGGCAAUGAGUACCAAUUCAGAAUUUCUGCUGUCAACAAGUUUGGUGUUGGCAAACCUCUAGACUCCGACCCAGUUGUUGCACAGAUGCAGUACACCGUGCCUGAUGCUCCUGGUACUCCAGAUGCUACUCAUAUAACUGGAGAUAGCAUCACUUUAUGUUGGACACGGCCAAGGUCAGAUGGAGGAAACGAGAUAAAAUAUUACAUUCUGGAACGGAGAGAAAAGAAGAGCCUACGGUGGGUAAGAGUGUCCUCCAAGAGACCCAUCACUGAACUAAGACACCGUGUAACCAACCUCACUGAAGGAAAUGAGUAUGAGUUCCGUGUCAUGGCUGAGAAUGGCGCUGGUGUUGGACCGGCCAGCAGCACUUCCAGGCUGUUCAGAUGCAGGGAGCCAACCAGUGCUCCCAGUGCUCCAACAGUGAUCAAGGUCACUGACUCUACAAAGUCUUCCAUCACACUUGAAUGGACCAAGCCAGUCUUUGAUGGUGGCCUGGAGAUUAUUGGCUACAAUAUCGACAUGUGUAAAGCCAGCUUGGAGGAGUGGCACAGAAUUAACAACCAGAUUUGUAUAUACAAUACAUUCACUGCCAAGGGCUUGGUACCUGGAGAGCUUUACAAAUUUAGAGUCAGUGCUGUGAAUGGAUCCGGACAGGGUGAAGCUUCAGUGAUGCCCAGCCCUGUACAGGCCUUGGACAGACUAACAUCUCCAGAAAUUGAAAUUGAUGCCAGCUUCAAGCAAACUCACAUUGUGAAGAAUGGAGGCACUGUCACUCUACAAAUUUCUUUCAGAGGGAAGCCAACUCCCCUUGCUACUUGGUCUAAGGUAGAUGGUGAGCUACCUGUCAUGGCUGAUAUUAACACUACAGACUCAUUAUCAGUUUUGACCAUUGAAGGUUGUACCAGGUAUGAGGCUGGAAAAUAUACAUUGUCCUUGGAAAAUAACAGUGGCCGCAAGUCAAUAACAUUCACUGUCAAAGUGCUGGACACCCCUGGACCUCCAGGGGCAAUUGCCUUCAAAGAUGUCACCCGUGGAGCUUUGACAAUAAUGUGGGAUGCCCCCUCCAAUGAUGGUGGAUCCCGAAUCCACCACUACAUGGUGGACAAGCGUGAAGCCAGCCGGCUAGCCUGGCAAGAGGUUAGCAGCAAGUGUUCUCGCCAGAUGAUCAGAAUAACUGGUCUGGAUAUUGGUGUUCCGUACUUGUUUAGGGUGACUGCUGUUAAUCAGUAUGGUAAGGGAGAAGCUCGUGAGAUGACUGAGCCUAUCAUCGCCACCGAAGAACCUGCACCGCCUAAAAGACUAGAUGUAAUUGACACGACCAACUCCACAGCAUCGCUGGUGUGGCUGAAACCUGACCAUGAUGGGGGCAGCCGUGUCAGAGGCUAUAUUGUAGAGUUUAGAGUUAAAGGAACUGAUGUUUGGGUUGUUUAUGGAGAAACAAAGUCUUUGAAAAUGCUGGUGGAGGGUCUUUCUGAGAACAAAGAAUAUGACUUCAGGGUCAAGGCCAAGAAUGAUGCUGGGAUUAGUGACCCACAGGCUACCUUCAGCUCUGUAGUCAUCAAGGAACCUCGCAUUGAACCAACUGCUGACCUCAGCAACAUAACCAACCAGCUUAUCACCUGUAAAGCUUCCAACACUUUCACUAUAGAUGUCCCUAUUAGUGGUAGACCUGCACCUAAGGUCACAUGGAAGCUGGAAGAAAUUAAGCUGAAAGAGACAGACAGGGUCUCAAUCAAGACUACAAAGGAGAGAGCUACCUUGGUGGUAAAAGACAGCAAAAGAAGUGACAGUGGCAAGUACUACUUGACCCUGGAAAAUGCUGCUGGUGUGAAGACAUUUACAGUGACUGUGGUGAUUGUUGGAAGACCUAGCCCACCUACAGGGCCUGUUGAGAUCUCUGAAAUCAGCUCCGAAUCCUGCACUUUGUCGUGGACAGAACCAACUGAUGACGGGGGCACUGAGAUCACCAACUACAUUGUUGAAAAGCGUGAGUCUGGCUCUGCUUCUUGGCAAGUGGUAAACUCCAGUGUGAAGAGAACUACGAUUAAAGUGACUCAUCUCACCAAAUACAUGGAAUACACAUUUAGAGUUUGUGCUGAGAACAAAUUUGGAGUAAGCAAAUCCAUCGAGUCUGCAGCUGUAGUAAUUGAACAUCCAUUUGUUGCCCCAAGCCCUCCGACUCGUCCAGAUGUGGUAUCUGUAUCGGCCAACGUCAUUAGCAUUAAGUGGGAUGUACCAUAUGCCGAUGGAGGUAGCAAAGUGACAGGGUACUGGAUUGAGAAGAAGGAGAGAAAUACAAUUUUGUGGGUAAGGGAGAACAAGCUGCCAUGCCUGGAGUGCCAUUACAAAGUGUCAAACCUGAUUGAAGGCCUCGAGUACCAAUUCAGAGUAUAUGCCAUGAACCUCGCUGGACUUAGCAAACCUAGCGAGGCUUCCAGACCAGUGGUGGCACUAAAUCCUGUUGAUCCUCCUGGUAAACCUGAGGUAACAGAUGUUACAAGGUCUUCUGUGUCACUAUGCUGGACUGUGCCUUUUAACGAUGGCGGCAGUAGGAUCAUUGGUUAUGUAGUGGAGAAAAAAGUGUACAGCAAUGACGAGUGGGAUGACAACCGCUGGCUCAAGUGCAAUUAUACCACAAUCACUGAGAACUACUUCACCAUCAUCAACCUUGGAGAGGGAGAAACUUAUGAAUACCGCGUAAUUGCCAAGAAUGCUGCUGGAGUCCACAGUGCACCUUCUGAAACGACUGGACCGGUCACAUGCAAGGACGAAUACAGUCCUCCCAAAGCCGAGCUUGACAGCAAGCUGAAAGGCGAGACUAUCACAGUCACAGCUGGCUCUGAUGUAGUCCUAGAUGCUGCAGUGGGAGGAAAACCAGAACCUACAGUUUACUGGUCAAAGGGGGACAAAAUUUUGGAGCUUGGAGAAAAGUAUUCACUAACCUACACACCAACCAGAGCUAUGACUGUCAUAAAGAACUGUGACAGAUCAGAUACUGGCAGAUACAUUCUCACAGUCAAGAAUGCAAGUGGCAUCAAAACUGCUGCUGUCAGUGUUAAAGUUCUGGACACUCCUGGGCCUCCAGCUGACAAGAUAUUGAUCACUAGAGUGACAGAAGAAAAAUGCACAGUGUCCUGGAAGAUUCCUCUGGAAGAUGGUGGCGACAUAGUAACCCACUACAUUGUGGAGCGUCGUGAGACUAGUCGUCUGAACUGGGUUAUAAUGGAAUCUGAAUGCAAGUCUUUGUCAUGUGUGAGCAGCAAAUUGAUCAAGAACAAUGAGUACAUCUUCAGGGUUAGAGGAGUCAACAAGUUCGGCCCAGGAGUUCCUCUCGAAUCUGAUCCUGUCAUUGCCAGAAAUGCUUACACCGUACCAUCCCAGCCAGGCACACCGGAAGCCACAACGGUGGGUAAGGAGCUUGUCAUCCUUGAAUGGAUGAAGCCUGAGAGCGACGGAGGCAGUGAAAUAAAAACCUAUGUUGUGGAAAAAAGAGAAAUGAGCAGCACAAGAUGGACGCGAGUGAACAGAAAUUAUACCAUCUAUGACACACGUCUAAAGAUCACAGGCUUGCUGGAGGGAAGCGAGUAUCAAUUCAGGGUGAUAGCCGUUAAUGCUGCUGGAGACAGUCAGCCAAGUGAUGCGUCACCGUACAUCCUCUGUAAAGACCCAACAUACACCCCAGCUGCUCCCUCUACUCCUCGCAUCACUGACACGACCAAGCACAGCAUCAGCAUGACCUGGACAAGACCUAUGUACGACGGUGGCUCAGACGUCACUGGCUACGUUGUGGAGAUCCUGGAAGAGGGCACGCAGCAGUGGUAUCGCGCCUCUGCAAAACCUCUAACCAGCAACGAGUAUGUGGCCGCUGGCUUGGCAGCUAAUAAGAAGUACAGGUUCAGGGUAGCUGCCAUCAACAGCAAAGGCACUGGGGAGUUUAGUGAACCAAGUGCUGAGGUUGAGCCACUGGAAAGAGUUGAAAUGCCAGACUUGGAGUUGGCUGAAGACCUGAAGAAAACCGUGUGUUUGCGCGCGGGUGGUACCAUGCGUUUGUUCGUGUCCGUGACUGGCAGGCCAACUCCAGUGGUUGCCUGGAGGAAAACAGGCGUGGAACUACAGAGCCGAGGCUACAUUGAGACUACAGACAGCUACACCUCACUGAUAGUGGAGAAAGUUAACCGCUACGACUCGGGAAAAUACACUGUAGAAGCAGAAAAUCCAUCUGGCAAGAAGACUACCAUCAUACUGGUUAAAGUUUAUGAUACUCCUGGUCCUCCAAGUGCAGUCAAAAUAAAAGACUACACUAAAGAAUCUGUUGUGAUCACCUGGGAUGUUCCUAACAUCGAUGGUGGUGCCCAUGUCAGCAAUUACAUCAUAGAAAAGCGUGAAGCCAACAUGAAAUCAUACAAAACGGUCACCACAGAGUGCAGGAAAACCCUCUACAGAAUUACAGGUUUGGAGGAGGGUGUACACUACUUCUUCAGAGUCCUACCAGAGAACAUCUAUGGUGUUGGUGAACCUUGCGAAACGGCAGAAGCUGUGCUAGUGUGUGAAGUACCAUCAGUACCGGCGGACCUCCAGAUUAGUGAUGUCACCAAGUCUUCUGUGACUCUCCGCUGGGAGAAACCCUUGCAUGAUGGUGGCAACCGGCUUACAGGGUACAUCAUCGAAGCCUGCAAAGUGGGUUCAGAUAGGUGGAAUACAGUGGCCUCAGUCAAGGCUUCAGUUUCACACCACACUAUUCAGUCCCUGACUGAGAAUGAUCAGUACCUGUUCAGGAUACGUGCAACAAACAGCAGGGGAGCCAGUGAGCCCAUGGAUAUUGUCGCACCAGUUACUGUCCAGGAAAUCAAGGUGAUGCCAAAGAUUGACAUAACGGGUAUUCCUCAAAAGAUUGUUCAUGUCCAUCGUGGUAAAAACAUUGACCUUAACAUCCCCAUAAAAGCAAGACCACAGCCGGUCUGCUCCUGGUUCUUCAAUGGGGUUAAGCUAAAGGACAGCUUGGAUCGCAUUAAAAUUGACAGCAAUGGAAAAUUCACACAUCUCAUUAUCCGUGACACGACCAUCAACGACACAGGAGAUUACACAUUGGAGGUGAAAAAUGCCAUUGGCAUGGCAACCGAGGUUAUCAAGGUCAUCAUCCUAGACAAACCUGGAAUUCCAGUGGGCCCAAUAAAGAUUGAAGAAGUUGAUGGUAUAUCAGUAACAGUCAGCUGGGAGCCUCCAGAGAAGGAUGGAGGUGCUAACAUUAGUGGCUAUGUUGUGGAACAGCGUGAUGCCCAUCGUCCAGGCUGGAGCACUGUGUCAGAGUCAGUGACGAGACCUUGCUAUAAGUUCAGUCGACUCUCCGAGGGAACAGAGUAUGUUUUCCGAGUUGCAGCCAUGAAUCGCUUUGGAGUUGGAGGCUUCCUGCAAUCUGAAGUUGUGGAGUGCAAGAGCGCCAAAACCAUCCCUGGACCUCCAAGUACACCAGAGGUGCUUGAUGUCACCCAUGAAGGCAUGACUUUGACCUGGAAUCCACCUGAGGACAAUGGUGGAUCUACAAUUGCUGGAUACAUCAUAGAACGCAAAGAGGCCCGUUCUGACAGGUGGAUGAGGAUCAACAAGAACCCUGUUACAAUGACAAGGUACCGUUCCUCUGGACUGAUUGAAGGUCUGGAGUAUGAGUUCCGUAUUACUGCAAUCAACUCCAGAGGAGCUGGCAAGCCCAGUGAAAGCUCUGUCAUCACUGUCGCCAUGGAUCCAAUUGAACCUCCAGGUGCUCCACUUCAGCCCAGGGUCACCGACGCCACAAGGACUUCAGUCUCACUGGCCUGGCUUCCACCUGAGGAGGAGGGUGGCUCUGUAAUAACAGGCUACUUGAUAGAAAUGCAGAAAGUGGAUCAAGUAGAAUGGACACUAUGCAACACCACACCCACAAAGAUGUGCGAAUACACCCUUACUCACAUGCCUCAGGGAGCAGAGUACAAAUUCAGAGUGAUUGCCUGCAAUGCUGGUGGUGCUGGAGAGCCUGCUGAGAUUCCUGGAGUUGUUAAAGUCCAAGAGAUGCUUGAUUAUCCUGACUAUGAACUUGAUCGGAAGUACGCAGAAGGCUAUGUGGUGCGGCAGGGUGGAGUCAUUCACCUGUCUGUACCCAUUAAGGGUAAACCAAUCCCAACCACCAAAUGGACAAAGGAUGGCCACGACAUCUCCCAUCGCGCUAUGAUUGCCACCCAUGACAACAUAACUGAGCUCGUUAUUAAAGAGGCGCACAAAGACGAUACUGGCACUUAUGACUUGGUGCUGGAGAACAAAUGUGGAAGGAAAGCCGUUUAUAUCAAGGUUAAAGUAAUUGGCCAGCCUAAUCCCCCAGAAGGUCCUCUUGAAUUUGAUGACAUUCAGGCCAGAUCGGUACGGGUCAGCUGGAGGUCACCUGCAGACGACGGCGGUUCAGACAUCCUGGGUUACAUUGUGGAAAGGCGGGAAGUGCCCAAAGCGGCUUGGUAUACUGUAGAUGCGCGAGUUACAGAAACUGCUCUGGUGGUGAAAGGCCUGAAGGAAAAUGUUGAGUACCACUUUAGGGUUUCCGCUGAGAACCAGUUUGGUGUUAGCAAAUCUCUCAAGUCAGAUGAAUCUGUCAUACCAAAGACUCCACUUUGUCCACCUGAACCACCCAGCAACCCACCUGAGAUCAUGGACGUCACCAAGUCCACAGUGUCAUUAUCCUGGGCCAGGCCCCGCGAUGAUGGAGGCUCACGUAUCACAGGAUACUAUGUUGAAAGACGGGAGGUGUCAACAGAGAAAUGGGUUCGACACAACAAGACUCACAUCACUACAACCAUGUUCAACAUCACAGGCCUCAUUACUGAUGCAGAGUACAUGUUCAGAGUAGUAGCUCUGAAUGAUAUAGGACAAAGUGAACCUGGUCCUCCAUCAGAGUCUGUGGUCUGCAAAGAUCCAUUUGACAAACCCAGUCAACCUGGAGAGAUAGAUAUAAUUUCUGUCACCAAAGAUUCUAUUACAAUUCACUGGCUCCGGCCUGAGCAGGACGGAGGAAAAGAGAUCUUGGGAUACUGGAUUGAGUACAGAGAGGCUGGAGAAAGCUCCUGGAAAAAAUGUAAUAAGGAGCGCUCUAAGGAUCGUCAGUUUACCAUGGGAGGCUUGAUGGAGGCUACAGAGUACGAGUUCAGAGUCUUUGCCGAAAAUGAGACAGGACUAAGCCGACCUCGUCGCACACCCAUGGGCAUUAAGACCAAACUAAGCGUUGGCGAAACUCCAGUUUUGAAGGAAGAGAUUCAAGAUGUAACCACCAAGCUUGGAGAGUCUGGUACACUAACCUGCGGCAUUAUUGGUAGACCUUUGCCAGAGAUCAAGUGGUAUAGGUUUGGUAAGGAACUGAUCCAGAGCCGCAAGUACAAAAUGAGCUCAGAUGGCCGCAACCACUCCCUUAGCAUCCUGACAGAUGAGCAGGAAGAUGAGGGCAUGUACACCUGCAGGGCCAUCAAUGAGGCCGGAGAGAUUGAGACCAGUGGAAAACUACGCUUGCAAGCUGCACCCCAAUUUCAUCCUGGCUUUCCACUUAAGGAGAAGUACUUUGCUGGAGCUGGAACCAGCCUUCGCCUCCAUGUUGUUUACAUUGGUCGUCCCAUACCUCAAAUUAUGUGGUUCUAUGGGAAGAAGCCUCUAAAUUCCUCCGAAAAUGUAAUAAUUGAAAACACAGAAAGUUACACCCACCUGGUGGUGAGAAACGUCCAGAGAAAAACCAACGCUGGUCGUUACAAGGUGCAACUCAGCAAUUCUUUUGGAACUAUUGACACAGUGUUGCGUGUUGAAAUCCAAGACAAGCCUUCCAUUCCUGAGGGACCUAUCAUUGUUGAAGCCCUGCUCAAGAGUUCGGUUGUCAUCAGUUGGAAGGUUCCAAAGGAUGAUGGCGGUUCUCCAAUCACCAACUACAUAGUAGAGAAACGCGAGGCCAAGGAAGGUGAAAAGUGGCAGCUGGUGUCCUCCUCUAUCUCUGGUACAACCUGUCGUGUCCCCAACCUCAUAGAGAGCUCUGGCUACUACUUCAGAGUUUCUGCCCAAAACCAGUAUGGAGUCAGUGAGAGUCUGGAGAUCCCAUCAGUGGUCAUUAUCAAGAGUCCAUUUGAAAAACCUGGUAUGCCUCAGCAGCCGUUUAUCCUUAGUGCCACCAAGGACAGCUGCGUUGUCUGCUGGAAGCCUCCAAGUAGUGAUGGUGGAGCUAAAAUCACUGGCUACUAUCUUGAAAAGCGCGAGAAGAAACAGAACAAGUGGAUGUCUGUGACUACUAAAAAGUGCACAGAGACCAGCUAUGAAGUCACUGGCUUGAUUGAAGGCUUUGAGUAUGAGUUCCGUGUCAAAUGUGAAAACAUGGGUGGUGAAAGUGAAUGGAGCGAGAUCUCAGAGCCCAUCGUCCCCAAGUCCGAACAGUCUCCUAAAGCUCCUGUUUUCAGGGAAGAGAUAAGGGACAUGACUGUCAAAUACCAUGCCAAUGCCACUUUUGUCACAAAGGUGGUGGGGCAUCCAAAGCCUUCAGUGAAAUGGUUCCGCAGUGGAAAGGAGAUCUUGGCAGACGGCACAAAAAUCAAAGCCCAGGAGUUUAAGGGUGGCUACUAUCAGCUGGUAAUCACUGCUGCUGAUGAGAAUGAUGCCACAGUUUACCAGUUCAGAGCCACUAACCCCUCAGGAUCCAUCUCUGCCACUGCCAACCUGGAGGUGGAAGUCCCUGCAAAGAUUCAUCUGCCAAAAGAGCUCCAAGGAAUGGGUGCAGUCCACGCUGCACGUGGAGAUAAUGUAACCAUAAAAAUUCCUAUUACUGGAAAGCCAGAGCCAGCAAUUACAUGGCAGAAGGGUCAGGAGAUCCUCUCCAACUCUGUUUACCAUCAAGUCAUCACCACCAGAUCUUUCACCUCUCUGGUCUUCCAGAAGGGAGUCCAGAGGAAGGACUCAGGGUAUUACACAAUUACUGCAAAGAACAGAUUUGGUAUGGACAAGCAAACCAUUGAAGUGAACGUGGCAGACAUCCCUGAAGCUCCAAAGGGACUUUUGGUGAGCGAGAUUUCACGAGAUUCCAUAACUCUAAACUGGGAACCCCCUGCUAAUGAUGGUGGAACCAACAUCAUUAGCUACAUUGUUGAGAAGUGCCCCACUACCAGUGACCGGUGGAUUCGGGCUGGUCAGACUACUGACUGCAGUUUGACCAUUAUCAAUAUAUUUGGAAAGACCAAAUAUCAGUUCCGUGUUAUGGCAGAGAAUGCAUUUGGCUUAAGUGUUCCAUCUGAUCCAACUGAGCCAAUUACCACAAAAGAAGAUACAUCUGUUCUUAGAAAUUAUGAUGAGGAGGUGGAUGAAGCUAGAGAGAUUACCAAAGAAGAAGCUCUGUUCUACAAAGCGAAAGAACUGUCCUCCAAGUAUGUGAUCUCUGAGGAACUUGCUCGCAGCCAAUUUGGAGUGGUCCAUCGCUGCACUGAGAUCGCAACAAAGAAGACCUUCAUGGCCAAGUUCAUUAAGGUCAAAGGAACUGACCGUGAGCUUGUUCUCAGAGAAAUUGAGGCUCUUAAUGUUGCAAGGCACAAAAAUAUCAUCUAUCUACAUGAAUACUUUGAAAGCAUGGAGGAGAUCAUCCUUAUAUUUGAGUUUAUGUCUGGAGUAGAUAUCUUUGAACGCCUUGGCACCAGUAAUUUUGAACUUUCAGAGCAGGAGAUUGUCCGCUACUUAAGACAAGUCUGCUCUGCCCUCAAAUUUCUUCACAGCCAAAACUAUGGUCACUUUGAUAUUCGACCAGAUAACAUUGUUUACACCACAAGGAAAAGUACCAACAUAAAGAUUAUUGACAUGGGUCAAUCUAGACUACUUGUGCCAGGGGAAAACAUUCGAAUCUCGUUUUCAGCUGCGGAGUACUAUGCCCCAGAAGUCCAUCGCCAUGACUUGGUCACAACAGCAACUGACAUGUGGUCUGUGGGUGUUAUGGCAUACGUUCUUCUCAGCGGUCUUAAUCCAUUUGCUGCAGAGUCUAUGACAAAGACCAUUGAGAACAUUUCCAACUGUGAAUAUGUCUUUGAUAGUGAAGCAUUUAAGGACAUUAGCCUUGAGGCUAUGGACUUUAUAGACAGACUGCUGGUAAAAGACAGAAAACUGCGUAUGACUGCUCAUAAAGCUCUUGAACAUCCUUGGCUUAAAAUGAAGAUUGAACAUGUCAGCAACAAAGCCAUAAGGACGCUGAGACACAGAAGGUACUAUCAGUCUCUUGUUAAGAGGACUGAUGCUGUGGUCUCAGGAGCUCGUGUAGCAUAUGGAGGUGCAUUUAAAAACCAGAGAGGACUAUCUGUAGGUAAAGUGAAAAUUGGAACAGAGUAUCAUGGUCUCCGUGCUGGCCCUGUCAUGCAUGGCUUUGCUGAAGAAGGUGGUCAUGUCAGAUUUACCUGCAGUAUUCUUAACUAUGACAAGAGCACUCAAGUAGCAUGGUACUUUGGUAACCGUCAACUACAUCCAAGCCCGAAAUACGAAAUUUCUUACAACAAUGGUUUUGCCAGCAUUUAUGUCAAGGACAUUGAAGAGUCAGAUGACGGUAUCUACAGAUGCAAAGUAGUGAGCGAUAAUGGAGAGGACAGUGCCUAUGGUGAACUCUUUGUUGAAACUGUGAGAAGCAUUAGAGAACACUAUAUCAGUAGGUCUAUCAAGAAGCUCAAGAGAAGAAUUGACAAAACUAAACUUCUUCAAAGACCACCAGAGUUCACUUUGCCACUCUACAAUAGUACGGCAUACAUUGGCGAAGAUGUGCGCUUUGGUGUGACUAUAACUGUGCAUCCAGAGCCACAGGUGAUAUGGCUUAAGAAUGGAGAAAGAAUUAAGCCUGGUGAUGAUGACAGAAAAUACACAUUCACCAGUGACAAGGGCCUGUAUCAGCUCAUGAUCCACAAUCUGGACCUCAACGAUGAUGCUGAAUACAUGGUCAUGGCCCACAACAAGUUUGGAGAAGAUAGUUGCUCAGCUCGUCUUACGGUGGUACAACAUCUAGUUACAGAGGAAACCAUGAGGCCAAUGUUCAAACGUCUUCUGGCUAAUACUGAGUGCACAGAGGGAGAAAGCGUCCGCUUUGAGCUAAAAGUUUUAGGAGUGCCAAGUCCUACUCUAAAAUGGGAAAAGGAUGGUUAUCCCUUACAGUUUGGUCCUAAAGUUGUUGUAAUAAAGGAGGAUGUAGACUAUCACGUCCUGCAUAUAAGAGAGACUCUCCUGGAAGACUCCGGUGUGUACAAAGUGACUGCAACCAACUCUGCAGGCUCUGCAACCUGCCAGGCUACACUGAAGGUAGACCGUGUUACAUACACCAGGAGAGAGUACAAGAGUGAAGAGGAGAAAUAUAGACACAUACAGAAACAAAUUGAAAAAACCAACAAAAUGGCUCAGCAGAUUGCAGCCACAGCAGAAAUUGUGCCUCUAAACCCAACAGCCCAAGAAGCUCUAAAAUUCGCUGCUGAUGUCUACAAGCCUGCAGUUAGCACCAAAAACAUAGAGGGAGAAUUUGACAUUACCGAGGAAAAGACUGAGACAAAGAAGCUUGAGGAGGAGAGAAGGGUUUUCUUGCCCUACGAAAUUCCCGAGCCUAUCAUUCAUGACCCCAAAGCUCUGGAUGAGGACAAAACUAUCAAACAGUUUGUGCCUCUCUCAGAGAUGAAGUGGUAUCGCAAACUGAAAGAUCAGUAUGAAAUUCCAGAGAGGAUGGACAAAAUUGUGCAGAAAAGGCAGAGACGUAUUCGUUUGUCCAGAUGGGAACAGUUUUAUGUCAUGCCACUUCCCAGGAUCACUGAUCAAUACAGACCAAGAUGGCGUAUUCCUAAACUAAGUCUGGAUGAUUUAGAGACUGUUAGACCAGCACGCCGUUCACCUUCCCCUGAGUCAGAGGUCUCCUUUAGAUCCAGAAGGAGAUCUCUCGGAGACCUUAAGGAUGAAGAGCUCCUCGUUCCUGGAGAUGAACAUCUCACCAGGAGAACAGAGGAAGAAGAAAUUAUGUCUGAAGAUGAGUUGGAGCUUGGAUUUUCUGCUUCACCUGCUGGCAGCCCCAUUCGUGUCAGGCGGCGCGCAAUUGAACAUGAGGAGAAGAGGCUGGAAGUGAGUCACGAGUUUGCUGAAGUCACUGAGACGAAGAAGAAGAAACGCACAAUUUCUCAGUAUAUGAGGAGGAGAAGAUCACUGUCUCCUACUUACAUUGAGCUCAUGCGCCCAGUCUCGGAGCUGAUCAGACCACGAGCCAGGCUUCCAGAAGAAGCAGAGGUAGAGACUGUGGAAAAAAGGUCCCCAACUCCAGAGAGGACUCGCCCUCGUUCUCCUAGCCCCAUCAGGUCAUUGGAAAGGUCUUCACGCUCCUCCUCUAGGUUUGAGCGUACAGCUCGUUUUGACAUCAUGUCCCGCUAUGAGGCAAGGAAGGCUGCUUUGCAAUCCGAAAGGAAGUAUCAGGUUGUGAGUCAGGCACCUUUCAGCCUUGAUCAUGCUCCUCGUGUAACGGUCAGAAUGCGCUCCCAUCGGAUCCCACUUGGCCAAGACACUAAAUUCACCCUGAAUGUCCAAGCCAAACCAGAAGCUGAAAUUAGGUGGUUUCACAAUGGAAAUGAGAUUUCAGAGAGCAGCGAUAAAUAUAUUUUUACAAAUAUGAGUGGAGUCUUGUCCAUCACUAUUUUUGACUGCCAGGUGGAGGACAGUGGCACAUACCGGUGCAUGUGUUCAAAUGCAAAGGGAGAGGCAUCAGACUAUGCCACACUGGAAGUGUCAACUGGCGAUUACACAACAUUUUCUUCACGUCGCAGAGAUGAGGAAGUUCCCAAAGCUUAUGUCCCUGAAAUCUCUCAUACUGAUCACUUUCACACUACACACUUUAAGACUGGCUAUACUUCCCAGACCAAACUUGAGGUGGAGGAAACCAAGUCAAAGUUAACGGAGACACGUAAGGUGGUCACAAGUGAAAGACUCGGUGCUUCUUCUGAGAGAUAUUCCUCUGCUGAGAGAUAUGAGUCAUCAAUCAAGUAUGCCUCUGCUGAAUAUUUAUCAUCUAGUUCUUCCUAUUCGUCAGAGAAAUUUUCAUUAGCUGGGUCUCACACCACAUCCGAAACUAAAGUCAAAUCAUUAUCUGCUGCAGUUUCUGAAGAGGUUUCUGUCCAUAAAGACAAACCUUUCCUUCCUGCUAAAAUACUCACCAAACCUCAAUCUGUGACAGUAGCGGAAGGAGAGACAGCCAAAUUUACCUGCGACAUUGACGGGGAACCUGCACCCACAGUAACCUGGUUGCAUGAAAGCAAAUCCCUCAUCUCAUCUCAUCGUAUCCAGAUUAGUACAAGUCAGUACAAAUCCUCACUGGAGAUUUCCUCUGUGUUAUCUUCUGAUGAAGGAAGUUACGUGGUGGUGGUAGAAAACUCAGCUAGCCGGCAAGAGGCUCACUUCACUCUGACCAUCCGCAGACCAGCUCCCAAAGAGGAAGUCAAAGCAGUCAAAUCACCAGAGCCUUCAGUAGCAUCACCUGCUCCUCCUGUUACUUCCCCUGUUCCAAGUGUCAAGUCACCUGAACCCAGCAUUAAAUCCCGCGAACCCUCAAUUACAUCACCAGUCCCAAGCGUGAAGUCUCCAGAACCAAGUGUGACAUCUCCGGCCCCAAGUGUGAAAUCACCAGAACCAAGUGUCACAUCUCCAGUCCCAAGUGUGAAAUCACCAGAACCAAGUGUCACAUCUCCAGUCCCAAGUGUGAAAUCACCAGAACCAAGUAUCACAUCUCCAGUCCCAAGUGUGAAGUCUCCAGAGCCCAGUGUGACAUCCCCUGUUCCAGGGGUGAAGUCUCAAACUCCCGGUGUAAAGUCUCCCGAACCAGGAGGAAUUAAAUCUCCCAGCAAAACUAAAUCUCCAGAGCCAUCUGCACCCUCCCCAGCAAGAAGCUUAAAAUCACCAACUCCAGGUGUUAAAUCCCCUGAGACGGAGGGAAUAAAGACACCACGAGGAAUAAAAUCUCCAGAACCCAGACUCAAGUCACCACCACCAAUCAAAUCACCAGAACCUGAGGACGUAAAAUCGCCUCGUGGUGUUAAAUCUCCAGAACCAGCGGGAAUCAAGACACCAAGAGGUCUGAAGUCUCCAGAGCCUGUUGGAAUCAAAACAAUAAGAGGGGUUAAGUCUCCUGAACCAUCAGGUAUCAAAUCACCAAGAGGUCUUAAGUCCCCUGAUCCUGAGGGAGUCAAAUCACCUCCCAGAAUGAAGUCUCCUCCUCCCAUUAUGUCCCCUAAGAGAGUUGUGUCUCCUCCCACUGUGAAAUCCCCAACCCCCAAACCUCCCAGAGUCCUGAGUCAAGUCUCAGCGCAGGCUUGUGAUGGCUAUGUCAAGAUGUCUUGUCUUUGUGAGAGCAGUGUCAGGGAGGUGACAUGGUAUUUAAACGGGAGAAGGCUUUCACAGAGCAGCCAUUUUGAGAUGCACUACUCUGAGGGCACCUGUAACCUUCUGAUUCAUGAUCUGACAGAGAGUGAUCAGGGGGAGUACAUGUGUGAAAUGACAUCAGAUGGAGGGGUGUCCAAAUCCUCCUUCUCUUUCACUGGACUGGUGUUUCAGUCUGUUCUCAAAAAGAUCACAGCCUACCGUGAGCAGGAAUUGGUCCUGAAAGGAUCAGCAACAGUGAGUCACACGGAAUUAUUGUCAUCAAUGAGCUCUUCCAUGAUGGCAAAGAAAGAAACCCACAUGGUGGAGGAAUCUUCCUCUUUUUCAUCCUCUACUCAUCAAGCAAUGAUGUCAUCCAUGAUGGAGUCCAGCUCUAUCAGCAGCAUGGCAGCUGAGAUGAAGUUUGAGACCAUGUCCAUGUCUAGCAUGUCAUCCAUGACUUCAGAAACAUACGCCAUGAGUUCCAGCAGCCUAACAGAAAUGGCUACUCACAUGGAGGGAUCCUCCCUGAGAGCAGUUGGUUGUGCUCCAAGGAUAGAAGCUCUUCCAGAGGACAUCAGUAUCGAGCCAGGCAAGGUCCUCACCGUUGCUUGUGCCUUUUCCGGUGACGCGAAACAGAUUACAUGGUCUCGUGGCGGCAAAACCAUAGAGGUGACGCCUGGAGGCCGAUUCCACAUUGAAACAACAGAGGACCUAACCACCCUUAUCAUCACUGGAGUGAGGGAGGAAGAUGCCGGAGCGUACACACUCAAGCUGUCCAACGAGCUUGGAUCUGACACAGCAACUGUUCACAUAAGCAUUCGAUCAGGGUAAAGAACAAAAACAAUACGCCAAUGUCCUUUUUCCCGUCUUCUGUGCCUUUUUAUUUAUUAACUAAACAAAAUCAUCCACUUGAUAAAAGAUCUGGAUUAUUCUUGUAAAUAUGAACUAUUUUUAUAACAAACGUGACAUUCAUUUAUGCCAAACUAGACUUAAGUCUAUAAAUUUGUUAAAUGUGCCAUAUUGGAUAACUAUGACUUAAGAUGUUUGAACGUCUUUUCUGUGACAUGUACAUAAUGUAUAUAGCCGAAGUGACCGGUUAUGGGAAAAUGUAUGAGUUGUUAUUUAUGACAGUAUUAUUAACUGAAACAAAUGAAACUAAGUGUAGUUUAGCAGGAGAAAGUUUUAACAUGAACGAAUACCCUGGUAAACUGGGAAACUAAACUCUGUGCCUCAACGAUAAGUUGAAGUCUUAAGAUUGCCUCAACAGGUAGAGAGGCUCCCUGUUGAUGUUCUAAACCAGAAAUGAAACUAUGAUGACACUGCCGGGGGAGAAAAGAGCAGUGUAAUAGUGUUGGAACAGGAGCAUGAGAUCCUGAGUGCUGUUUGCAUCUACCCUCAUGCAAGCAGGACAACUGGACCUCAUGCUGCAACCGAUUACGUCAUACUGCCAUUUUGAUGACAAGUUCACAGUGCGAGCGGCCUGCACUGCCUGAGCAGAAGUUUUUUUGUUUGUUUUGUGCUCUGCUUCUGGCAAAUGACCAUUAUGUGGGGCUCUUGAGUUUUUCCAUCAACCUGGCCAAUAGAAGGAGUCCUGCAGGUGCUUGUUUGCAGAGGCAGAGCUUCAACUUGGAGGUGUGCAGCGUGUUUGUGUGUUAGUUUGUAGAAACAUACCUGUCAGGUGAGGUAGACGCACAAGAGAAAAUGUUCUCCAGGUGAAUCCAACUCCUGGAAGGAGAAAGAAGUUAAAUGUGACCGUGUUAGUCGCCUCUCACUUCAGGUUUGUUAGUUAGAAUUGUAGCCAUUUUUUUUGCAUCCUCCAUAUGUUUUCUCCACUUAUUGAUCUAUUAAAGCAUGACUGUCAGCACUAAA
This is a messenger RNA of Oryzias latipes (Japanese medaka), 95953 nucleotides long. The record is from RefSeq and is a predicted model, not a curated record. Lineage: Eukaryota; Metazoa; Chordata; Actinopteri; Beloniformes; Adrianichthyidae.